AGGGCAGGCGCCUCCUCCCCCGCCCGCCCGCCCGCCUCCCCCCCUUCCCUCUGCUCCCUCCCCGGAGGGAGCAGGGCUAUCUGGGCCGGGCAGCAGAGCUGUCCCUGGGCAGGAAUGUCCCUGCACGCCCAGAUAAUGUUAUUUAUAUCGCCGGCUGGCAGGGCGGCUCCGCUCAGCGCUCCCAGGACCCCCCGGGCCCCCGCGGGUCUCUGUCUCGCCGCCGCCCCGCGCUCUGUGCUGCUGGUGCCCCAGGCAGGUGAGUCUGACCAGGGAGAGACGCCGCUUGGCACCUGGAGCGCACGGCGAGGGAUGGAGUCGGGCAGGUGGUACCAGGCUCGGGCUGCUGGAAAAGGAGGAGGUGGGGAGGGGGAGGUCGCGAUGUCGCAGGCAUCUGCCGCCCCAAGCAGGCGGGGUUCUUAGAGGAGCGAACGGAUGUUGUGGCGGUGAGGAACACCGACGGGGGGAAUUAAGAGAGGGGAAGGCUUGCAGUUCCUUAUUGCCGCCGCCCCCCACCUUCUCCGAGGCUGACAGCCAGGGGGUUGGCGUUGGCCCACUGAGAAGAGAAGUUAAGAUUCUCGGCUGCCCCCUAGAUCCGAGCCAAGGUUGCUGACGGGAAAGGCGCGGGAGCGAUGGGGCUGAGGAGAAGGCAAAGUUAGGAGUUUGCGUGUGCGUGUGCGUGUGAAUCUGCCUCUUACAAGAUUUUGGAACUGUCCCAUUCCCAGCAGCGUACCUGGAAGGGGAAUCUCGAAAGGGAGCCUUUGUGGUGGGUAACCUUUCCCAGACACCUAACCAUGUCUCCUUCUCCCACACACUGUUAUGUUAGGGGUGUCGAUGUCAGGACUUGGGAGACAGCAUGCCUGCUUGAAUUCAGCUGUGCUCCUACCGUUCCCCCCUGCAAGGUGUCUUGUAGUGCCUUCAAGACAAUAAAUGUCUUGUGCUACAAGACUUUGUUGCUUUUGCUGCGUACAGUAGAAUAAGAGGUCCGCCCCCUCCCGGAUUUGCCUCUUGCAUACUUGCCCCCUGGAACCUGUUUGGGCGUGUGAUUUAUAGCUUGCUAGUGCUUCCUUUUGUAUAAAUGUAUGUCCCAAACCUGGAAAGGAGCACUAGGUGAUGCAAUAUUAUAUUGUCCCACACAUUUGUAAUACUCAGUUAAUGGGAUUCAGCAUUGGAGCAUCUCUGUUUUGGGGAGAUCCUAUGAUAGAGGAGAUGUGUGGGUCGCAUGGGUUGAUGUAAGCAAGUUGUAGUAGCUUUGUAUCAUUUGUUGGGUGCAGGCAAGUCAUUCAAUUUUAGAAAAAGUGUGUUUGUGUUUACAGGAGUAAAGACAAGGUAAGGACAGAGCCUUCUGUGGUGAUGUUACAUAAAACCAGUAACGAUUAACCUGUAUUUUUUUUUUUGCACAGGGCAGGACUCUCCAUUUAACUUCUUACCUAAAUAGCGAGCUAGCAUUUGAUGUGCUGGAUUUUUUUAGCCCUGGAAUUUGUUUGUCCUCACAAUAAGCAUGUAUAAGCAAACUGAAGUUGCAAGUUAUCUCCCUCCGCAUUCUACAGAAAUCAUUCUAUAGCUCAUACAUUCUGUCACAAGGGCAUAGCAAAGAUGUCAUGAACCAAAUCUGAUUUUAAAGUUUUUGCCAUUUUUCUAGAUUUUUAAAAAAUGCACUUUGUUUAUGUCACUGCUUUGUAGGAAAAUCUCCAUCAAGUGGUAUAUAAAUAUUAUGAGAGAAAUAAAUAAAGAGAUACAUAAUGAUGCAAGAGGCUGAAGCCUUAAACGUCAUCUUGGGAUCUGCAUUGUUUAUGUGGGUUAAUGUGGUUGCUGUACCUACCUAUCCAUAUAGAUGUGGGCUUGUUUGUUCUGAACAGCUUUAGGCUUCAGUUUGGCACCUUCAGUGUUCAGAACAGCAGAGGCUUGAAACUGACAAAUAAUGGACGAAGAGUAUUUUACUUGCUUGGCCUGCAGGGGAACCUUGGGCUGCAACUUUUGUCUGCUCAUAUUUAUUGGUGUGACAAAUACAGUUAGUGUAGACUAUAAGACUGUAUCAGUUUAGAUGCCAAGCAGUUCUCAGUCUGCAAAUGGUAUGGUAUUGCAAUUCCUAUUUCUUAAUAUAGUAAUCUUUCACUCUAGGAUUUCCUUCCUUCUUUCUUUUAAGUAAAGGUAAUUAGAAAAUAAUAAUAAUAACUAUUGAUAUAAAUAAUUGUAUACAUGUGGUUAUAAAUAAUGUAUGCAGAAACUUUGAAUAUGAGAGAAUUGUGUGAUACGCUUUGUGGAUGUCUCAGGGAUUUCACUGCAUGUUUACUUUGAAGUAUUUGCAGGGAACAAGUUUAGGAUUGCAGCCUUGGACUGUGAUGUCAUAGGGGAAAUCAUCAGUGACAUUGAGGAGGACUUGUUCCCACCUAAAUGUGAUUGGGGAUAAGAGUUUGGGCAUACACCAUUUAAUGCAUUGUGUUAAUUGAGCUUCUGCUUGUUAUUUCUGUGGGGUGUGUGUGUGUGUGUGUGUGUGUGUACAAUUCAUAACCACAUACAAAAUAAUCUGUAAAAGCAGGGAUGAACAAAGUCUUAUUUUCUGUCUGCCUGCCUGCCUGCCUGCCUGCCUGCCUAUUAGCAUUAACUCUCAGUUUUAUGGCUGCAUUAUAUAUGUAUCCUUUUCCAACACACACACACACACACACACACUUUUCAUACCUAUUCAUUAUCUGUGGUCAGAGUCAUUAAUUAUUGUUAUCACAAAACUUAUAAAAUAAAUAUCUUGUCUGGGACUUAGUCACAUAUCUAUACUGAAAAGGGCAAUGUAAGUGUUUCUCUCCCAGUCUCCAAAAUAUGUUCCUUCUGUUGAGAGAGGAAAGGUCCAGUAGCAAGGCUGUUGCUAUUUUUCCCCUAUCUGUAUUGAUAAAGAAAAAGGUUUGUGUGAUAUUCAGUGCCUGAUUUAUGUAUAAUCUACACUAUCUGUCUGUGGAAAAGACAACUGUUAUUGUUUGGUAAUACGUUAAAACCCCCCGAUUUGACUCCUUGCUAUCUCUGCAAAUUGUGCAUCUUCUCCGAUGUGUCAGAAAUAUAGAGAAGGGGUAGAAAUAUAGAGACAAAAGAUAUGGGACUUACAAAAAAAUACCCUUGCUUUUCUUAGCCUAAAUAUCUGUUAACCGUUGCGGGCUGUGCUAUUAUUAGCUUUCUCUCUCUCUCUCUCUUGUACCAACCAAUUGUGUAUAAUGUGCCUAAAAACAUCCUAUUCUUAGUUCUUAUGCUUUGUUCUUCAUUGUGUUGUAUCUGCAGUCUCUCUACAAACCAUUCGCAGUGCCCAGAUCAACCUCUUUCGCCAGCCCAUCUUGUGCUCCCUCCACAGUAAGCAUCAAAUCUGCCUGUGAUCCCAUCUGUCUUGUGGCAUUGCCUAAAUAAGCUACCUCAAAAUUAGCCUGGGAUUUUUUCAUCCGUAUCUUCUGCUUUUCCAUUUGUGCCACCAUUGUUUGUGUAUAAUCUAAAGGACUGACACACAACUGCCCUGUGCCAGACAUGGUGUUGUGCUGACACUAUCCAUGGCCCUUUGCAAAUGGCAGGCACAUCAGGAGUUGAGCAAUCACACUGCCUUGCUUCUUCCAGUGGUGCUACUGUAACUGGGUUGUGGAGCAAUUUUGACAAAUUCUGUGGCAUUCUUUCACUGACUGGUGGCUGUUGUGAUUGGAGGGAGUUAUUGGUAUUAGAAGAUUGAGAUGGGACUAAGGUCUAUUUCGUAUGUGACUUAUCCUCUACUCAGGAGAAAAUGCUCCAUAUAAAGUAUCCUUAAAUAAGAAAGUACUCAGGUAUGUAGGUUAGGGUUGGUCAGCAGCAUCACAUUCUCAAAUAAGGUAGGGAGCUGCUUUAUAUCAGGGCAGACUAUUUGUCCGUCUGGUUCAGCGUAGGCUGCAGUGGCUCUCCAGGGCUUCAGGCAGACUCUCCCACCUGAGGUUUCUUAACAGAAGAUUUCAGGGAUAUUCUGGAGAUCAUCUGCAGGCAAAGCAUGUGUCUUUCCCAUUGAGUUGUGGUUCCUCCCCUUCCUUUAGGAAGCUCAGUGCAAUGCAUAUAGUUUACUACCAUAUCAGUCUAAACCCAUAUUGGUAAGAUACCAACUCAUAUCAGCUUUUUGAGGGGAGGAGUCGGCUUGCUUUUUUAUUUUUUAUUUUGUACUGAAUAUGUUGAAAUUCUUGUAAGGCCUGUCUAGUCUCGUCUCAUACGUUAGCCUUGAGGUGCCAUGCAACCAUCUAUCAAGGAACUAUUUCCCCAAAGUUGGAGAUGACUGGCAUGCUAAUAUAAUAGUAUGUUUCAUACAAGUAGAUGCGAUUUGUGUCUGUUCUGUUUUAUGUCACCUUGGCAAAUAUUUCCUGAACCGGGACAUGAAAGGAUAUACUUAUGGCUUUCCUUUGAUUUUGUUAUGACUUAAGUUUGUAUGUUAUUGAUGGUGGUAGCGGUGGAGAAAUCACAUUUGUUGCUAUAAUAGUACUCAAUAAAUACAUUAUUUUACUGAAAUAUUCUGAAUACUGUUUUUCAUAAGUUAGUGAACAAUCUAGAUUAAAUACGGUAAUUAGAAGUUACUAUGCAGUUUGAUUCCCAGGCUAGCCCUGAAAAGCAAUGAAGGAACUGAACCUGAAUUUGACAGACUAUGUCACUGUUUCCCUAGUUGGACGUUCUUGCAAGUGGGUGUUCUUUUCAUAUGGAAUGCAUCAACUAGUGAAAUGUUGUUAACACAGGAAAAAAAAAUCUGGAGGAAAUGUGUUUUCAGACCAAAUACAGGUCCUAGCCAAUAUGUUUUAUACUGAAAUUAGAGCUGGAGAAUAUGCCAACUCCGGUUGAAGAGCUGCAUCUGAAUAUGGCUUGAUCUGCUCAGGUUGUUUUCUUUUGUCUCCUGAUCUUAGGGUUCAGGAGACUGGCCCUAAAACCUUAUGUUUCCAUACUGAUCCAUGUGCUGGAGCGUACUGUCUAAGCUGGAACUCCUUCACAGAUGCUACAGUGUGAACUUUUACUGAAACUGUGAAAUAGCUGGGCAAAUAAUAUGUUACGUACCUUUUCUUCUGCGUUCAAAGAAGAAUUGUACAAAAGGAUUGUGAGGCUAUAUUGUUUGAAAUUUUGAAUUCUUAGUGAGUUGAUACAAGUGGUCUGAACCCAGUCCAACAUAUUUAGUGUGAUAAAGCAAGAAGCCCUUCAUUAUUGGCUCACUGUUGUACAGUAUUUGGUUUUUAAAGUUGCCCAAUCUGAUGCUAGCCAACACAUCCAUUCCUUUAAGUGCUGUGUGCUUUUUCUUACUGGAGAAUCCACACCUGAUUCACUCUGUCCAUUGUAGAGCUGUUUUGGCAUUCAGUGGUAUGUGAAAUAAUAAUAAUCUUAAAAGCAGGGGAGCCCUUUCCAGCAUGGGCCAAACUCUAUGUAAUGAGUUCUCUCCUUUAAUAAUAAUAAUAAUAAAAAUACAGUUAGAUUAUUAUCAGAGCAAUAAACAUAUUCUAUAACAAACUUGGGGUACCCCAUCGGAACAUAGGAAGCUACCUUAUGCCAAGUCCGACUAUCACUCCAUAUAGCUCAUUACUGUCUACACUGACUGGCAGUGGCUGCCCAAGGUUUCAGACACUCCAAACCUUAACUGGAGAUUUAACAUGGGACCACCUGUGUGCAAAGUGUUCCUUCUGAUCUGGAGCCUUUCCCUGAGUCAUCAACAUGGAUGGGAGUCCUGUGGUUGGAACUCUCUCAUUUUUUUCUUGAAAAGAAACGGAGUUUUUGUGGUUGUAACAAAAGGAGAGAAGGCUAGGAAGAACUUCCUUGCGCAACUGCUGCAUAACAGCCAAUUGUUGGCCAAUUGUCUCUUAAUUUCCCAAUAGUUGCUGCCCCCACUGCUCUGUUUCAGACUUACAGCUUCACAUGGGAGGGACACCUGGGGUGCUCAAAGAAGUAUUGGUGCCUGCUGUCCUGAGACAAACACCCUGUAUUUCCGAGCCAGUUCCCUCUGUUAGCAUCCACAUCCAACUGCCUCCCCAUGAAACCCACUCUUCUUUCCUAGUAGCACAUGUGGUAAAAUUACCGGAAUUACCGUGUUUGGCAAAACCACACUUCAGACCCCAGCACCCAAAUUAUAUUAGACUUUUUAUUAAGAAUAAACAAGAGAAGGUAAGAAGACAAUUGGACAAAACAGAAUGAAAACAAAUGGAGCUGGGUGACUCAAGCCUGUCUGCUUCUAUGUGAAUUACUCACAACAAGGUGUUUUCAUCUUCUCAAGAGUACAGCUGUAAGGAAAGUCAGUUGCAGGUUUUCCAGGGGUCACUGGGGGAUCAAAUGUACCUCUGAUCUGGAAGGGAUGCCUCAUGCAUUGUCUUCAGUGGCACCUGCUCCUUUUGAUUAAUCAGGACCCAUGUGAUAUUUGGAAGGUACCUAGUGUGACACCUUUGUGUGGGGGGGUUGUUGCUAGACAUUGGGGCAGGCAUAGAUGGCUAUCUCUUGGUGGAAAUCUGUCCUGAGCUUUUCCAAAUUUCUUGCCAGACCAUGCUUUUCAAGAGGUUGGUGGAUUCAGGAGCUAGCAGUAUACGUGCUGGCCUUACUUGAGGAAAAUGGAGGGGAGAAUGACCAGUGGCAAGAUUAGGACUUCAGUUUGUGUGUGUGCUGCAGCCCCAAUCCAAAUUUCCCUCUGAAAGUGCUGUUGGGUGCAAAGAGGAAGCCUUAACAAGUAGACAGUGUUCAUAUGUUUCCCUCUUUAUAGUUAAUAGCAUUCUUGGGAAGAGAUUAGAAUAAAUACAGGUUCAGAUAGUUAGAUCCCUUCCCCCCACCACAUCCCAAAUCCAAAUUGCCCCACACCCUGUGACUACUUUUUAAGAAAUUGGAAGGGGGGGGCGUUGAGGGAAACUCCAGCCACAGAACCCUCAUGUAUCAUAAUAUACAUAUUUUAACUGCUAGCUUUCAUGAGCCUCGUGUAAGAUUUCUAAUCUGUAAGCACUAGAUGUCACUUCCCUUGGUAGAACUUGAGUACAGAAAACACACAUUAACCUCAUCAAUGGGCUGAGCUUCCUAAUGGAGCCCAGCACAACUUGUGUUCCAUAAGGUCAAACACAGCCCACCAGCCUUGAAUUGUAUCCUGGCAAAUGAUUGGCAACACUCCUCUUCCACAUCCCCAGACAGGCUGCAAAAACAGGUGGUUUACUGCUUCUGGUGGGAUGGCAUACAUAGAUAUUGAGCUGUGUCAGUGUGUGGUUUGAUGGGUCAUAGAUUAAUCCAAUUUACUAUAUAUAUGAGAGAGAAAAGUGGUUUUGCACUGGAUAGACAAAAUAAAGGUUUUUUUUUUUCAUUUGCUGUUGUCAGACUUAACUAUUGUAGCGCCUCUUCUGUAAUCUCUCCAGUUUUCCAGUUUCUUUUAAAUGUGGAACACAGAACCCUGUGCAAUAUUCUAGAAGGAAUCUUGCCACUGCUGUAAACAAUUAACAGGGGUAAAUUGUUUUACGUUCUCAUUACUCGAUGUUAAUACAACCAGAGACCAUAUUAGUCUCUUUGGCUAUACCACAGCAUUGGAAACUUGCAUUAAAUUGCUUGUCCACUGUAAAAUCAUUUGAAGAAUUACCUCUGGUGUUGUAAAUUCCCAGAUGCUACCCUUCCUUAAUUAAUCAUCUUUGUGGAUCUUAUUGAUGAUUUGCUGCAACACAACUAUGUCGUUUUGCAGGUUUUUGUUUGUGCGUAUGUGUGCACACAUGAUUCUCUUAACUGUUAUGUCUAGCCUAAUAAAGAGACAAAUGGAAAGGUAAAUCUUGAGUUCUUAAUCUUCAGUCAUGCCUCAUAAGACGAAUUUGGUGUAGCAUUUUCAAUCUUGAAACAGGUUUUGAAUUCAUGGGAAUCAAAAUUUAUUCUUUUUAAAUGCAGCUCCUCUAGUUAAGGAUUGUUUUGGGCAUUACUUAGCAAUAUCCCCAAAGGGUUCACAAUAUGGAGCUUUCUUCAUGGGUUCCUCUCAUAGAGUGAUUUUUUAAAGCUACAUUUCUAUCAGCAUUACCUAUCUGUUCUCAUACCACACAUGAACUUGAAUUUGAAGGUCUCUUCUAUAAGCAGAAGCACUCUUUCUAGCCUCAAUGAAGAACAUGGCAUGAGAUCAGAAGUCUGUGUGACUUUGCACAAGCUCUUUCUUCAGACCUUGUUACUGCUCACUGUAGAGUUUACAUCUUGUAUUCUUCACCAUGCUGCUCAUACUCUAACACAACCCUCAAUACAUUGCGGCCCUACACCGUGAGGAGUCUGCUAGCACUUGUUCAAGAGCUUUCAGAACACCACUAUCAAUAUUUUCUCCUUCUGCUCAUGGUUCUUUGGACCCAAAGUAUAUGUUUCUUUCAAAGACAAAUCCAGGAGCGAUUUUUGAAAUAUUCAGUUUCAAAUUAAAUUCUGCAGCAGAGUUGCAAGUUAAAAGUUUUAUAAGUCAUAUUAGUUUGCAUAAUUUAUUUUGAACAUAGAAGUUUAAUUCCUUUACAGAAUCAAGAUACGUUAUUAUGUAUGUUGAGUAUUCAUCCUGAAUCAUUUAUGGGAGGUUAAAUUACAUUGCAUCAAAGCAAGUGUGAUACCACAUGCUGUGAAGUUAGGGAUUUUUAAAUAAUAAAAAUCCUUCUGUUAAAUUGUAGCUCACCUCAUGCCAAAGGUUAACGGCAGGUAGCAAUAUAUAAAAGUAAAAAUAGGUUUAUAAAACCAUCCAAUUAAAUCAAGUAGCGACCUUCGCUGACUAGUCUAACCCUUGACUAUCUCAAAUGACCUGAUACUAAGAACGAAAGAGAAACACUAUUCUUGAAAGAACCAGACUUGGAUUUUCUUUUUCAGAAGAAGUUGAAGAGCAGCCACCCAAAAUGCCUCUUGAUGUGCUCUUGCAAUUCUAGCUUAGUAUACGGGUGGUAAACCUAGGAGGUGUGUUUGACUGAGUUUAAAAAUCAUAGUGAGACAUCGGGGUGGAGUUUUUGAGCAUACUGACACCGGCCUAGGUCUCACCAGUUGUUCGUAUCAUUCUGUGCUGUGGAAUCUGUUGACCUUGAUGCAUGUGGACCCUAAAUUAAAAGAAGACAGGCACACUUGACUCCAGGAAUGGAAUUCUAGCCUCUCCGAAAGAGAUUUGGACAUGUAAUAUAAAUUAUGAGAGAUGGCAGCACUGAAAUUUGUGAGACGGUUGUGUGUGUAAGGGGAAAUUUCCAAGGCAUUUUGUGUAUGUGUGAGAGAGAUGCUGUUUUGUUUUAUGUAAUUCAUCUAUUUUUAGUGUAAGAUGUAUGUGGAGCAUUUGUGUUUGUUCCACACUGUUGCAGAUUAAUUGACACAGGACACUCCAGUCGGUGUGCCUUUUUGGAAUGUACUGUAUGUAGGUUAGAAUUACAAUAUCCGCUUUGCAGUUUGUUUGCUCCUGAGAAAGUGUUUUAUGUAUUAACAGGUCUUAGCCCAAUGCUUCCUUUGCUCACUACUCCUGCAGCUCAAGAGGGAUUAUUUACUAAAUUACUGCUCCCCUUGGCUUUACUUUGCAGUAGGGCAGUGUCACUGCCAUGAUGGAUGAGUUAAUAUAGUCAGGAAAAAUUAACUGAUUUUUAAUAGGACAGGGGAGAGCAUAGUAGUUCAGAGGAGUUUUGAGACUACCUUUGUUUCAUCCAACCCUUCACCAUGGAUUAAUUGCUUUAUCUAUGUUCCUGCUUGCCCUGUCUGACCAAGCUCUGUGUCUGUUAAUUAAUUUGUUUGUUUCAUUUGUAACCUUUCCUUCCUCCAAGGAGCUCUGAGUGGCAUUUUUAAAACUUUGAACUGCCCGCUGAUUUUGGUUGAAAAAGACUUGCCCAAGGCCACCUAGGGAGUUUGAUAGCUGAGCAGAGAUGAGAAUAAUACUCUAUUCACUUUUCUGCACUUCCUUUUGGCUGAAAGGAGAGGGAGCCCUAUACUCCAGAGGAGAUGAUGGUCUAAUAGUGCAUUUAUAUUGAUGUAGUAAAUGUAGCAUGUGGCUUUGAUAUGAAACUACACAAAUGCAGAGAGGGAGAGAUGGCAGCACCAAACAGCAUGACAACACUUCUAGACCAGUGCCUGCCAAAUUUAAAGACACAAGCUCUGCAGGACGACAUAGUCUUAAUUAAUUCCCAGCUUAAUUUUGUUCAAUAAAACUUUUAAUUCCAGAUGGGAGUCAAAUGUGCCCCUUGGGGUGUAAGUGCCUGUAGUAUAGCCUGUGGUGCUAUGGAAUUCUGUUACACAUGCACACAGAAACUCUGCUACAACGAGCUUUCUGCCCAGCACGAUCCCAGAAGCUAUAAAUCACUGUGAAUGACAAUAAUGCACAGUGCAAUCCUAUGCAGAAAUCCUAUACAGUCAGAAAUAAGCUCCAUUCAGUGAAGCAGGCCAUACUCCCAGGUAAAUAGGUAUACAGUGCAAAUCCUAUACUGUUCAGAAACUCUGUGGGACUUUCUUCCAGAUAAGUGUGUGUAGGAUUUCAGGCAGACUUCCUUGCUUUGUUCACCUUUAAGUAUUUUUCAGUAUUCUCACCUAAAAAUGGAGUGUCCUUGUUAUACAAUUCAAAGGCUGCUUCCAAGAUUGGUAUGAUUGGAGUUAGCUAGUAAUUCUCUUCCAUUUGUGCAAGGAAAGUGCAGAAGCAAGAGCUACAUAACAUCAUUGGACAAUUAUAAGACAGUAGCAAAGAUCGGGAAAAGGGUUGCACUUUACAGCUGAACUUAUCACAGUGAGCACAAAAGGUGCUUGGAAUUCAGUUUUCUUUUUCUUUUUAAUGAGUCCAUAUACUAAUCCCCAUAAAAUAAAGUCAUUGUAUACAGGUUGCAUUUUCCAUCUGAGGCUGUCUGAAGUUGCUUUUUUAAAAAAAAUCUUUUGUAGAAAAGAAACGUUUUUCAGACCUUUGAGCUCAAAUGUAUUAAAAGUGGCACCACUUAAAUUUAGCCAGGUUUUCUCUCUCAGAAAAAAAGACCAAAACUUAAUGUCUCUUUGGAGAAGCAGGUCCAUAAACUGCUUUCAUGCAAUUGAAAAAGUGUGACACAUGUAUGAACCAAUCUUCCAAACCCCAUUUUUCUUUCAUUGUGAGAGCUACUCUUUCUAGUGGAACAAACAGGCUGUACCAGCACACAAUGACAAUCAGUUAGUGUGGUUGAGAUCCUGUUUAGCCAUUUUGUAGCUCUUGAGCCCAAUCAGUUAUUUAAAGAUUUGUCUUAAAAAAAAAAAAAAUUAAAACCCCACUCUCCAGCCAAAACUGAUUACCAGGGCAGCUUCCAGAUCACUAUAAACAAGGCUGUUUAUACCCUUACGUUUAGAGCCUAAACUGGCAUAAAGUGAAAAUGGAUUGUGAGGGAAGAGGAAAUAAUCAAACACUGGUGAAAGUUCUUAGUUACAAAUUCUUCUAAUGACCCACUGGGUUGGAAAGGUUUCAAAUCUUAAAAUGCACACAAACAAAAAUUGCGAUAUAAGGCCUCCAUCUGGAAGCCAGGGCCUAUGAAGAACCUAAAGUCCCUUCUGGUUUACACCUCCUUGGACUCAUCAGCUGCUCAGAUAAGCCCAAAUAUCAGUGUGGUGUAGUGGUUAAGAGCGGUAGACUCGUAAUCUGAGGAACCGGGUUCACGUCUCCGCUCCUCCAAGUGCAGCUGCUGGGUGACCUUGGGCUAGUCACACUUCUUUGAAGUCUCUCAGCCCCACUCACCUCACAGAGUGUUUGUUGUGGGGGAGGAAGGGAAAGGAGAAUGUUAGCCGCUUUGAGACUCCUUCGUGGUAGUGAUAAAACGGGAUAUCAAAUCCAAACUCUUCUCUUCUUCUAAAGCAUGAACUAAUUUAUAAGACAAUUCUUAAGAAGGUGGCAGAAAUCUAUUGAAUCCCAACUCUCAAUAAAAUAUACUUUAAAAUAUACAAGCAUUCAUUCAUUUUAAAGCAAAGCAAAUGAGUAUUUGCACUAAGUGGUAAAGAAAACAAAAGAAUGAAUGCUCUGCACCAUCACUAGCCAUCCUAGGGCAAUUUAGCAUGCACAGCUCAAAUGAUUUACGCUUUCAUAAUGAAAUUAAUAAUUUUGUAUUUCAGUGUUAACAACAAACAUAUGUUUGAAUAAUGAGAUCCAUCCAAGUGUUGUUGCUCCAGAUCCGGAAGACUGGAUCUGCUUUUGCAGCAAUGAAGUAGCUCAGCCUUGAAAUUUAUGUAGGAGCUGGAGGCUCACCCUUUCCAGGCUCUUAGGCCAUGAUCCAUGCAGGUGAUUCCAUGUAAUGUCUCAGGCAAUUAUAUGGGCACUUUGGCAACAGUAUUUCUGAAGUUCCUGCCUAGCUCACUAUCUUCUCUGUUCCUGUAGACCUUGGGGGAGAUGGCGGGCGAGUCUGAGAGCUGUGUAGUAAUCCAGGCAGUGUUGUGGGUAGGACAUCCAGUCAGGGAUGUCCCGAUUCAGUGGCUCCUCAGGAUCAUCAGCAUUGUAGAGAUCUGCUCCCCAGCUGAAGAGACCUUCAUAUGAGCUCUGUUCAGAGUUGAACCCUGAGACUACUGUAAGAAAAUCAGGUGCCUAUUGUGAUAUAAGAAAAGACACAAAGCUUGCGUCUUGCAGAUUUUGUUCUAUUUUACUCUUUCCUCAGAUUUUGACAUUCUACUCAGGUUAUUGUUCGGAAAUGAUUUUGAAAUAGUUUUGUGAUUUGCAUAAUCACUUAAGUCGACAUCAUUAUUCUUAUUUUUACCUAAAAGACUUUAACCCACUUUCUUAGGUUAUGAUUUCUAAAGAACCUCAAGAUUGGCAUAAUAACUUGUAUUUUUUUUUAUUUUUUAUUUAAUAGAUUUUGACUCCACCUGCUAUGGUAUCUACCCUCAUUUAAAUCUGUUUAAAUAAAUAAAAAGCCUGGGAAUGUACAGAUACUCUGUCUACUUAUCUCUAGCUCCUGUAAACAUAAUAUGAUAAUGUAAAAAUGUGGGGAAGAGAAUGCCCUUCAUAGAGAGCAAUAGACGCUUCAUAUGUUGCUGGCUAUUCAAAGAAACAGCUGUCUUGUAUCAGAAAGUUAGUUUCCAUACACAAGGCAUUUCUCAAGGACAAGAAUGUGUGGACUAAAAUUGUUGUUGUGCCAAAUGGUAAAACCAGCACUUUUCUGUGUGUCUGUUUUUUUGCAUGGAUUCUAGUCCAUGGUCUGCACUCUAAACAAUGAAAGGAUUUGUGAGCUUCGCACACAUCAAAUUGGCAUCCCUGACACCUGCAAGGGUUGUGCCAGUUACCAUGCUGUUUACUGCUAGCCCAAAUAUACUAAAAGAAUCUUGAGCAAUUAUUAAGUAGGGAGGCAUUAUCAAAAGGUAAACUAGUAUCUUGGUUACUGGGCAUAUUUAUUAAUUACCGGUAAUUGUAAGGAUACCUUCAAGUUGGCAUCUGUGAUAUAUAAGAAUAUAUACCGUAUUUACUCAAAUGUAAUGCACACUUUUUGACUAAAUGGCAUCUAGGGUGCACAUUAGAUUUGAUGCCACAUUUACAUUUGCCAGCAAAUACCCUAUUGGUUUCAUGAGGUGCGCAUUAGAUUCAAGGGCACAUUAGAUUCGCUUUAAAGCAGUAUUUCUUAACAUACAGGGAAGCACUGGGAUAUGAAUCUUAGCAUACUUGCCUAUUGAGACUAAGUUUCCAUCGGUGGAAUAAGAUAUGGCAGACAGUAGUAUGUUCAGGGAGAAGGUUUAUGGUGCCUCAUUACUGCUAGCUUUGACUGAACUGGGAGGAAACAUACAUUGUAUUAUUGAGCUGAAGUUAACACAGUUUAAAUAUUUGGAGAAAUGAUACAAUAAGUAUGUUAACGCAGUUCAGGAAACAAUAACAACACUCACUGCACCCACAGAAAAAUACUGAGCUGUGACCCACUUCUUAGUCAUGAAGAAAAAAGAAUGGACAUCAUUCAUAUUCCUGGCCAGGAGUCAAAAGCAAGGCAAAUUGCUGAGGAUUUACUAUGACCACAUUGUAUUUAAUCACAGAAUCAUUAUUCAAAGUAUUUUUAAUCUAUUUUUUGAGGUACAUGUGCCACAAAACAAGUCACAGCAUAUCUGAAAAUGCUAAUCCAAAUAUAACUGCAGCUCCAAUCCAAAUAGUCAUAGUUGGGUAGAGGAAUCCCAGGAGGGGCUGGGCGGGGGGGGGGGGGGCGGCACAGCACAGUGGGUCUUCUGUUGCAGCUGUACUAGCCAGAGUGGAAGGGAGAGGGUGCAUUAGUACAAGGACAAUAAUGCAAAAUAAAAACUAUAAUAUUGCUACAGUAUAACACUAACAAUUGAACAGUUAACAAUUCAUUUAAAACACAAGUAAAUAAAAUUACCAUACUUUUCUCUCUAUAACACGCAGAUUUUUUCUCCUAAAAAGUAAGGGGAAAUGUCUGUGCGUGUUAUUGAACGAAUGUGUGGUCCCUGGAGCCGACUGGCCCGAGUGCAGGGGCAAAAAUCCGAUUGCGCGUCAGGGAGGAGGGACGCCUGAAGAGAUGAAGCUGUUGCUUUCCUGCAUUCUGCCUCAGGGUCUUACUGCCCACCCUCUUCUGUUUCAGUUGCUGUUUGCUCAAACGGAACAAAGAGCAGGGAAAUCCCCUCCCCUCCAGGCAAGCAGAGGGGAAAGGAAAGGAUCGCGUCCCAGUGCUCCGGUGCUGCUGCGUCCAGGGAAGCAUUUUAGGGACUCGCAGGCAGCCAGAAAACAUGCAGGUGGGAGAGAGAGAGGGCUGGCUUGGGUGGGUGGGUGGAAACUUUUGCCUUCCUUUCCUCCCUCCCGUUAAAUCCCUCUCCUGCAUUCUUAGCCAGCUGCUUCUCUGCACACCCCUCUCGUGCUCCUUGUCCCUUCUGUGUUUUUCCUUCCCUCCCCACUUAAAACGUCGUUACAAAGCACGGAUCCACAUGGAUCCUCAGGAUCUUUGCAUUGGGUCACCCCAAAUUUACCAUCAGAUCACAUAGCAGGUCCAUGGCUACAGCCUGCACCAAAAAAAUCACACACCCACUGUUGCCUGGGGCUGCAAUGGUGCAAAAAUGUGGUUACAAAGCAUGGAUCCACAUGGAUCCUCAGGAUCUUUGCAUUGGGUCACCCCAAAUUCACCAUCAGAUCACAUAGCAUAUCCAUGGCUACAGCCUGCACCAAAAAAAUCACACACCCACUGUUGCCUGGGGCUGCAAUGGUGCAAAAACGUGGUUACAAAGCAUGGAUCCACACGGAUCCUCAGGAUCUUUGCAUUGGGUCACCCCAAAUUCACCAUCAGAUCACAUGUCUGUGGCCACAGCAUGAGGCACAAAAAUGAUACAUCCACUGUUCCAUUCAGAAUUCCCCCCCCCUUGUUUUCCUCCUCUAAAAAUGAUGUGCGUGUUAUGGUCAGGUGCGUGUUAUAGAGCAAAAAAUACGGUAAUUGAGCAUAAAGCACAACAAUAGGUCAGUAAAUAAUAUUCCGUAUUAUCUCCAAAGUUAGUACCUAGCAAUUUCCCAUUUAUACCAAGACCCCAAAGGUUAGAAACUCCUUCUCUCUGCAGAACCCUAGCUCCAAUGGGCAGGAGGGUGGAAUAAUGGCAGGUGGAAGUUGCCACCCUGCAGUAGUUUGCUUUCCAUUUUCUACUGUGUUUGUGAGAGAGAUGAUGAUGAGACAGAGGGAGCGUAGCAGACACUUUAUUCCAGGCAGCUUUCACAUCCGCUCAUCUUGAUUUCUUGUUACCUUCCUGUGUGCUGCCACAUAUCUAUUGUUGAGGCUUUCUGCCUCUAGAAUUAUGGAAUGUAGAGAUUUCUCAGGGAGGUGAAGGGGUGGGGACAUCUUGCUGAAGUGGCAAUAUUAACUUCUUUGUCAGGGGUAAUUUGCUGGCUAAGGCUUUCUCAGAGUCUAGGACACAAGCUGAAGCUGCCAGCCCAACCUUGUCCCCUCCUCCAAAAAUAAAGAGAACCAGCUGUCAUUGAGCCAAAAUGCAUUUAUUGUUCCCAAGGCCAAACCUGCUGUUAGUCCUCAGAGAAUUGCUGACAAAAGUUAACCUGAAUAAUGAUCUGAAGUAUUUCAGAAACUGGAUAUGGACAUGUUUCUAGAUGUUGAUUCUAAAGGCCACAAGGGGAUAUUACAGCAGUUCUCUGCUCCCUGCUCCUGCCUAAAAACAAACCUCUGAGGUUGUGUACAUACACCCUUUAUAACAGGACUGGCCUUGAAUCAAUCAUUAUUGAUGCAAUCAAAUGAUAGCCGUGUAGCAUGAUGGUAGAGUGGCAAAAGAGAAAGUGGAGCUGUGAUAGAAACCUUGAGAUGGUGCAGAGACACAGUAUCCAGGCGUGUGUGGUAAGUGGGGAAGAGAUCAAAGGGAGUGUUGCAUGUCAGAACUGCUACCUCUCCCAAAAGGAGCAAAGCCUCUAUGGUUGCUCAUUUGCACAUGCCAAUUUAAACAUACAUUUGAAAACUGCCGGUUAUUUUGUAGAGUCUGUCUCUCAGGCUGUAACUCUGAGAAUGUAAAAAAAAUCGGCACUUUUAUGGGCUUUAACUUUCUGGUGCUUUGCCAAGAUUGGUGUUUUAUAUUUGCGCUGGUAUUAUCAAACCACUUAGUCUCUCCCUUGCAUGCUGUGGAGGCUUGGGUCAGAGCUGGUUGCUAUUUAUGGAAUUGCAUGCUGUCUGAAGAUUCUGCAUGAGAAACACUUAGGAACUCUGCACCAGAGAAUGAGGGAAAGGGAGCCAGAUGAAAGAGUUUGCAUUUGUGGGCAAAAGGUAGCUGCUUCUCAGUACUUAAAACCAAUACAGUAUAUAUUGUGGCCGAUUCCAAAGUCUACUAACUCCUGAAUCCAGGUGGGGUUUUUUGGAAUAUUCCCAGUUGGAUUGAACUAGAGCAGAGAGAGCCAGCAUGAUGCCCUCCAGAAGUGGUUGGACUCCAACUCCCAUCAGCUAUAGGCAGGGAUGAUGGGAGUUGUAGUUCAACAACAUCUGGAGGGCACCAUUUUGGCUGCUCCUGAUCUGGAGCUUGCUUGUCACUCUAUGAUUUUAUGCAUGUCAUAAAAGGGUCACAGUUUGAGGAAUUAUUUGCACAGCUACCUAUUUUCCAGGACAUGGGUAUAAGAGCACUAUUCUCCCUCAGUUCCCCUCCCCCAUUUUAAAAGAAAUAUGAAUGUUAAUUUGAAUUUGCAUUCCAGUAUUUUAUGAAUGGGAGCCUUGCUUCUUAUCUGCAAAAUAAUUAGUUGCAAAUGUACAAGAGCCAUAAAAUAUUUUGUACUUCUGUUAUAUCAAAUAAAUUUCUUAGCUGCCCUGAAACAGGAGAUAAGGCAGCAGGUUUUCAGUGCUUUGCUAAUAUGAUUUUGCUGCAAUUAAUAAAUUUUGUAAAAACAUAUCCAUAUGUUUUUACAUAUGCUGUUUAGGGAAGCUUUUAAUGUUUAAUAGACUAUUGUAUUUUAAUAUUCUGUUGGAAGCUGCCCAGAGUGGCUGGGGAAACCCAGCCAGAUGGGCGGGGUAUAAUUAAUAAAUAAAUAAAUAAAUAAGAUGAACUUAUAAAAAUUAACAAAAUGACUCAGAAGCUUCAUGAGCAAUCUUAUACUGAGUAUCUGCCAGCUGCAGAAACCUCACUACACUGGCAAACACUGGAUAAGCUGAUGCCAUGAUAAGUAAGCUAGUGAAAGGUAGAGCAUCCUGACAGUGGAGCAGUUUUCCCAGUGGAAACAGGCCUGUGGAAUGGCUAAAAUGUGGUGGAGUUGUGACUCUGACCGUCAAGGAGCACACACGCCAGACUGCAUAUCCAUUCAGUUCAGAGCCACAUUGAUAUGAAACCCCAAACCUGGCACAAAUUUCCCUCCUGUGUUAAUGACUGCCCAGCUCAGGCUGUCACAGCACAACUGGCACCAUCCGUAUAUAGUGCCCACAUGUGGAAAUCAUCUCAGAUUAUAGGGUCUGUCUGGCGUAUGUCAUGUACACUUCAGCUUUGCAUGGGGGAGGUUUUUUUGGGGGGGAUGAAAAGAAAGGACACUUUGUAUGCAAAGAGAGCACUUUGUACAAAACUACUGUAUAAGAUUUAUUUUGGGUUGGGGGAAAGGUAAUGGGUUGAAUUCAGCUAAUGUGUUCUGCUAGCGGGAGAUUUGAGCAAGCAAUCUUCUGUGGACUUGGUUGCACUUUUGGCUGCCGCUUAGCCUUUUGUGUAUCUUGCACACCGAGAAUAUAGUAAUGUAAUGGAUAAGCUCCAGCUUUCUCCCAUUUGAGUUGAUUUUCCUCCAUGUCUAUGUUGUAUGCAGACAUUGCCCUGAUUAAUGGAUAGUGUUAUUGUUAUUAUUUAUUAAAUUUGUAUAGCACCUUUCAUCUGAAGAGAACACAAAAUACAUAACAAAGAGAACAAAAUUGAACCAAUAACCCUCCCCCUGGCCUACAUACAUAUUUAAAAGGCUGUAGAUUGUUUAAUCAGCCAAAGACCUGGUUAUAGAAAAAUGUACUUGCCUGGUGCCUAAAUAUAUGUAAUAAGGCAUUGGGUAAGCCUCCCUGGGGAGAGCAUUCCACAAACAGGGAGCCAACACAGAAAAGGCCCCUUCUUGCGUUGCUAGCCUCUAGACCUCUAGUAGAGGAAACACAUGAAGAAGUGCUUCAGAUGAUGAUCACAGGAUUUGGGUUGGUUCAUAUGAGCAGAGAUGGUCCUUGAGGUAUUGUGGUCCUGAGCCCCUUAAGGCUUUAAAGGUCAGAACCAGCACUUUGAAUUGAGCUUGGAAAUUGAUUGGCAGCCAGUGCAGUCAAGCGAGGAUCGCUGAGAUAUGCUCAAACCGACUUGCCCUGGUGAGCAACCCGACAAUGUGGACAUGUCUGUAAUUUUUCCAUUUUUAAAUAUAUUUUACUUGUUCUAUGUUUGUCUCUUUUCUUCUGAGCACACAUUUGAUGCAGUAUUCAUUCCACCAGAGCAAGGGUGCUGCAUCUUCCUCCCAAUCAUAAUUUGAGUUAUGGUUGUAUACUCAUUAUGUCAAAUAAGUCUUUGGUAUUUUUUGCCUGCCCUGGAACCUCAGGGUGAAUAAUAUUAAUAAUAAUAAUUUCCUAUUUUGAUCUAUAAGAAAAUAUUCCUCUGCAAUUAGAAUGCUGUCUUCUUAAAGAUGAGGACAUACUUAUAGUUGGAUGAAGCGGUCCCUUUGUGCGACAUGCAUUAGCAAGUAAAGUGCUCUGGGAUGAAAGGAUGCAGUGGAGAUUAAAGCAUAUUGUCAGGUUACUGCAUGAUGCCAGGGUUCUAAAUCUACACUUUCUUCUGUAAACAAUGAGAGAUGACAGGCUUUGGUACGGGAAUUGCUGUGUGGGUUUGCCGUAUGAGAUUCCUAGGCUAUAUGUUGUGCAUAAUACCAGAGUAUGGUUAUUGUUCUCUUUGUAUGCACUACUAUAAUAUUUCACAGGUGAGAAUAAUUUCUCUGGCUUUAAGACUGAGCUGUUUCUGCAUGCUUAGGUCCAUUACUACCGUGAGAAAGUUUCACAUUGUAUUUAAGUUUAGAGAAAUGUGUGAGAUCCUUCUGAAAGCUAUUUGUUUAUGCAUAUGAAGAACCAAGUGGAUUAAAAUUGUUCAGAUUAGUCCCUGACCUUAUCUAUAUUUCAACUAGCAGCUUAUUCAACUUUCCAUUAACUACCUUUAAUUGACAGUGUGCGUUUCACAUUCUCAACACAGAGUAUGUAAUAGCAAAAAAAAUAAUAAUAUUAAGCAUUCAUAUUAAAAAUCAUGUUCAAAUUCAAAAAAACCAAGUAAGAUAAAUUGCAGUUUAUCUUAUAGUGUUGUACUGUUCCAUAAAUUAAAAACUGGGCAUUUUAAUCUUCAUACAUAAUGAAAGCAACUAAUAAAUUACAAUAUGUGUGUUGUCACAAUAAUGUUGCAUUUAAAAUCCCUGUUUUAAUUUUAUUUUGGUCAUAAAUUAAAUCUAAUGAGUUGAAGGAGUUGCAUUAGAAGGAUUUUACUCCCUGUCCCAAUACUUUUUGUCUAUUUUAUUGUUUGACUAUCCAAUUUUUCUUGUGCUAAAGAAUGUUUUCCUUUUUUGCUCUGUGGGAAACCCAAGCUAUAUUAAAUGGAAAUGCUGCAUUGAAGAUUCUCAGAGAACUGUCAGGUACAAAAAAACUCACUCCUCUCAGUCCCUGUCAAGCUCUAUGAGAAGUAUACUAAUAAUAGGAAAAACAUUUUCAAAGAGAAUCCUUAAUUGAACAGAAUUGGUUUGAAAAGCAAAGUGGAGAGAGGAACAGGCCUGUUUGACUUGCAUAGUUUUCCGGCAGAGAUCUACUUAAGGGCCAAACUAAAUGAGACACCAUUCAUGCAAUUAGCAACUGAGUGAAGGACUUAAAAAUAAACAACAAGUGACAGGAAACCCCUGGCAUAUGGGUAGCUUUAGCUGUUUACUCUUCAUAGUCCUUAUGUUGUAGUCGUUAUGACGGGGGGCAUGCACUGCGUGCAUCGGAAUAACAGCUUCCAUUAUGCAAAUGGAAGAUCUCACCAAUGAAAAUAGCAGAUACAGGGAGCCAGCGCUAGAUCAGGAUCUCAGCUGGGGAUGGGGCGUAGCAAAGCGAGACCCACUAUUACCUGUGCUAGGUGCUCAAUCCAUAUUGUGCCCUCACAUCAGCUAUUUACUUUAAAACACAAUUCACAUUAUUACUAAUUGCAUAAAUGAUGUCUUCUCUUCUCUAGUUUGGUUCCAAUUCUCUCACCAGUAUGAGCUAUCUAAUGAUUUCCAUCAAAAUUGAAUGUGCAGUUUAAAAAAAAAAACACAAACCCUUUGUGGGCCAGUUUGGGAUCAUCACAAACCAUUUUGUAUCAUGAUGGGAAUAACCCACAGCAAGCCUUGGUCUUGCACUCUACUGUAUGCCCUUGUUUUCCUUCUCUAGCACAGAUGCAAGGAGGAUUCAGGAAGCUUUUGCUUGCUUUAGAUUCACCAUAGCUUGUCAUUUCAUCCAAAGCGAAAUUGUGUUUAAUCUUAACUAUCAUUUGUUUGUAGUGAGCCUUCAUCUUCAAACCAUGAAUAAUGGAGCUGGUUUGUUUCAACAAACCAUAAUUAAGAUCAGGCAUAGGCAAACUCAGCCCUCCAGAUGUUUUGGGACUACAAUUCCCAUCAUCCCUGACCACUGGUCCUGUUAGCUAGGGAUCAUGGGAGUCGUAGGCCAAAAACAUCUGGAGGGCCGAGUUUGCCUAUGCCUGAUUAAGAUUAACUGCAGAUUACAGUUUGGAUGCAAUGCUGCACUGCGGUUAACCAAAACUGAAAGCCACAGAGGAGAUGGAAGGGGGAGAGUGCAAACCUGAGUCUUGCUGCAGCUCAUUCCAAUUGCAAUAAACCAUGGUUUAUCUUGACGUGCGAACCACCUUUCAAAAAAAGCUUCAUGCAGGUUUAUUAAAAAGAGUUAUAGUAUAAGUCCCUAGUAAGACUAUAAAACACAGGUCUGUAAAAGGGUUUCUCUAACCCAAGGAAGAAAGAGGUAGGCUCUGAAAUUAGAUUCUAUUCAAGGAGAUGGUAUGCAUAUAUAGCACAGCUGCAACCUAUCCCCUUGGCAUGUCUUAUGCAAUCUUAUUACGCAAAUAAAGGCACAAUCCCCUCCCCAUUGAAAAACAACUGAGGAGAAGCUGCUCGUGCCUCUUUUUCCUUGGGCAAGGAGAAUAGGAUGAGUCCUACCUACGUUGAACCAAAAGUAAGACUAACAAAAUUUAGACAUUAACUUUGCAGAUUUUGCCUCUGCUUAUAUAAAAUAUAGGGAUGCGGGUGGCGCUGUGGGUUAAACCACAGAGCCUAGGACUUGCUGAUCAGAAGGUUGGCGGUUCGAAUCCCCCAAUGGGGUGAGCUCCCGUUGCUCGGUCCCUGCUCCUGCCAACUUAGCUGUUCGAAAGCACGUCAAAGUGCAAGUAGAUAAAUAGGAAGUAGAUAACCCCAGAGUCGGUCGCAACUGGACCUAAUGGCCAGGAGUCCCUUUACCUUUUUAUAUAAAAUAUAAGUAUUUGAUAAAAUUAUUUCAGACAGUUCAGGCUUUUGCAAUGGCCAGCCCUACAUCAGCAGUCCUACAACAGGUAUUGAUUCUUCCUCAGGAAGCUUACUAUCCAUACUCUUUGUCAUUUGUGUGUUGCUCUAUUACUGGCAUAAGCAAACUCAGCCCUCCAGAUGUUUUGGGACUACAACUCUCAUCAUCCCUAGCUAACAGAACCAGUGGUCAGGGAUGAUGGGAGUUGUAGUCCCAAAACAUCUGGAGGGCUGAGUUUGCUUAUGCCUGCUCUAUUACAAUACUGGCACAUUUACUUGCAAUCUUGCCUCCCUCUGUGUAUCCAGACUGUCGCUAUUUUGGGUGGAAUUCAAUUACAUACCAACAUAUUUGGGUUGCAUAAUUAAAGUUGAUUUGGCAUCCUUGCACAAUAAACCUGUAUACACACACAUACACCUCUUUGCAAUAAGGAAAGUGAUGGGAAACAGCACUGGAAAAUAUGGAAUAACACAUGCUAGGUGCGAUGUCAUAUAACCUCCCUGCAAACAAAUCAGAAUGAAUGCUGGAAAAAAAUAACUGUCAUAGAAGAGCCCCACAAAUGCACAAAUCAGGACUGAUGCUAAAUGAACAGGCAGUCUGGAAUUAACAAUAGUUUGUCACUACUACUAAUCUGUGCCAUUGACUAAACCCCUUCAAAAAUAUUUGAGGAAGGAAGAGUUUAGUCCAUCUUGAGGUGCCACAGUGUUCUUGUAUUAGCCCUGUUAAUUUGGGGAUCCAAUCAAAGCUAGUGCAUACCAUGCCAAGUCUUAGCCAAAGUGCCAACAGUACUUGGAUCCUGUUAGAAUUUGCUUGGCAGCAGCCCAGUAAAACAAAAAAAUUAAGGACAACCAAUGAUAACCACAAACUCAAGAUUGUGACAGAAAUGAAAAGACUUCAUCUGGCCAUAAGCAUUUAAUCUCAGUUUGCAGCAUGCCAAGGCUGUGGAAUUUUGCUGUGUAUAACUUUUUAAAGGAAGGUAUCAGUUCAUGAUUUGCCAUGCAAUCCUAUAUGGUGUAGCCAUUUACACUUCAUGAAAAUGACAACUAAAGAAGACAGAUUUGCAUAAAAUGUGCAUAUGCUGAUUCAGGUGCUCACUUUUGAUGGGUUACUCCUGCUGCCCCUUCUUAUCUCUAAACCCCACUUGGACUGCUCAACCCUUGAAAUGGUGGGCUGACCUCUGUAGAAUGACUAUGGAGAGCAUCUCCUUGUUUGAAUUAACCUGUAUUACUGAUAAUUAAUAUUUUAUGUUGAAAAUAAAUUUGUCUAACCUGCUGCCAGCCAGUGAUUCUUAAUUCCUGGAAUUAUACAAAUGAAAAAUGCAGUCUUCUAAAACUACUCAUAGUAUUUUCACAUUCUUAUUAAUUAAUAUGUAAGUAUGCAAAAAGUGCUUUAUAGGCUUUUUCUUGUGCUGACUUUCAACAAUCCUGUAAGGGAAGGGUUUUGCUGCUCACAUGUUCCAACCUGGCAGAACUGAAGGGGCAAAAUAGAGCUUCCUCAAAAUGUGCAGGUAUCUUCUGAAUGAUGCUAUAAUUUCUAAACAAUUUCUGUAAAAUGAGAGUGGUGUGCUACUUUGUAUGUAUUUCCUGGAAUUGGGAAUGCUCCCUGUCAUUAUUUGACAGCAACAAUCUCUCUCUCUCUCUCUCUCUCUCUGUGUGUGUGUGUGUGUGUGUGUGAGAGAGAGAGAGAGAGAGAGUGUGUCUCCAAAAGUGGGACAUAGCUGACUUCCCAUGGUAAGCAUAUGGUUGUCUCUCUAAUUUUGUGUUCUGUAACGCUCCCCUUGGCAGCCAUUUUGUGUUAUGCUACACACACAUACACCCCGCAUGGCAGCCAUCUUGUGAAUAGCGCCCUAGCACUCUCUCAAAAUUUGAAAUGUGCCCACUAGUCCCUAGUCCAAAAAGGUUGCUGACCCCUAAUUUAUGGCUUAUUGAAAUUUAUUGGAAUUGUUUCAAAGCAAUAUGUGGCUUACAAGCUAUAGCUAUCUCCAACUUUAAAAAUACAAUGUUUUUAAACGGCUGGAAGCGGUUGAGAGAGACAUCACUUUCCUUGGUACAUAGAUUCGCAGAACUGUAGAGUUGGAAGAAGCCACAAGGGUCAUCUAGUCCAAUCCCCCUGCAAUGUUUGUCCAAUGUGGGGCUCGAAAUGCAUUUAUUUUGUUCCCUGUAACUUCUGGAAUGCUUACGAAAACAAUGCAAAACCUAUUUACUAGAAGCAAAAAGUAGAAUUAGCAUCUUCACCAGAAGCAAUGACCCUUCUUUCAGAAUGCCUUCAGCUCUCUGAUAAAACUAUUCUCUAUCUCCAGCCUUUGUUACAUUUCAUUAACCUCGUAAACAGUUACUGUCCUUGAUGAUGCUAUGGGAUUGGCUUAAGAUGUAGCUGCAUAGCAGCCUUGGUGAUUUAUGCUGCUGUUACUGCUGGUCUUGUGGCUGAAUUAUUCCAUUAACUUGAGAAAUGGCUUUCGUGGAUCAAAAAAGUUCACAGGGUGCCAUGUAAAGGGACAUUAUUGUUGCCUUUUCCACUGUUGCACUUCAGCUUUUGAAUGCCACACCUGUGCUGCACAGGAUCUGGGAAUGAAGUGCUGGUUCUAGGUCUCUCCCACUGGAAGCUAUGUACUGUUGCCUUGGCCCCACAUGAUGUUCUAGCACUGGUUCAUUAAAUAUAUUCAUUUUUGAAGGGAGGAAGAGAAAACAACAGAUAUAUUUAAAUCAAGGGAGGCUGAUCGUACUGUGCACGUAGUGUACUCUGCUGCCUUUUUUUUAAGAUUCAAAAUUAAUACAUACCAGUCUUUCUAGGGACUUAAGCAUUUUUGGCUGUUUGUUUUGUUUUGCUCAAUCUUCAUUAAGGGCUGACAAUUUUAAAACUGCAAUGUGCAGCUUAGCAGAAUAAUGUUUUUUUAUUGUUAUUGAAAGCGGAAUAAAUUUGAACACGGAUUUUAGAUGAGCCAGCACAAAUUGUAGAGUGCUUAAUGGUAUCUGUCUGCAUUCAGAAAAGCAUUGAGCUAGGAGAGAGGCUUCAUGUGCCAACAUGGAAAAGCCUUCAUGCUAAUGUGAUUGUGCUGAGGGUUGUCAGGAGGUGCGGAGGGAGUUUAAUGUCCAAGAGUGGCUGACAACUGUUUAAAAUAUCAACUGUGAGCUCUUAUGCUCCAGGGAUGUUGAGCCCAAAGCAGUUCACAAGUUUUAUUGAAUAUCUGUCAAAACAGAAAUAGGACACAAAAAUGUUUGUACUUGCCUGGUGUUUUCCUGGCAUUAAUGUGAUUAUAUAAAAGCAAAGUAAUAAUGCUGCUCAACUGAUACAAAUGCACAAGUUUCAUUGGAAAUCAGUAGGGUUAGCUUGUUGGUAACUGUGUGCAGGAUUGUGGCCGAGAAGAGAAAACAGCCUUCCACAUUCUUAUGCAUAGGAUGUAGCGCCUCCCAGUCAGCCUGCGAUGGAAAAUGAUGUGCAUUCCCACUUCUUCAAGCAGAGUGAAUGAAAACCUUGGCUUUUGUUCUCAUUAACUGCUCUGAAAUAGCUGACAUAGCUACCACUUAAAUUUUGUAUGAAAAUUUGUUCAGUGCAGUUCAGAAAAUGAUGCCUGCGGUACUUGACAUGGAAUUAACCCAUGAACAUGUUGCCAUGAAUGGAACAAUGUGUGAAGGCUGCUGCUAUUUGCAUGUACAUAAGAGGGAUUAUAUUUGCCAGAGUUCUGCAAUGUGGUGCUUCGUGCUUUCUACCCAUUCAGCAGGCAGGUGGAAGUUAUUUGGUUUAGGCUCUGUCCCCAAGCAGCCAUAACUGGUAUAAUCCGUUGGAGUGAUUUACAUCACCUGGCAAGAAAUGAGGUCUCUUCUACAGAAAAGGCAAUUAAUUUCCUGGAAAUGUUUCUUCCACAUUUUGUGAAAUAGGCAUGUUUUCCUCCAUCUCACUUAGCUCUAGGAAUCUCAGCUAGGGAGAUUUGCACAUGUAGGGCCCCUAUUCAGACUGGGGGCAUGCUAUUCAGGAUGGGCAAAGUGAGUCACUUCUGUCCACAUUUUGGAGUCCCCUGUGCCUGCCUCGCCCAUCUAAUUGUGUUGGCAUGGUGUGCAUUUUCCCAAUUUACAGUCUGGUAUUGUGCAGACAUUUUGCGUGCUGUAAUUAUGGCACAGAUAACAAAAAAGUGUUACAUUGGCAUCUGCCCCCCCCCGACAGCUGAGAGUGGUGGUGAAAAGCUGGCUUUCUUUAACAAAAUUUGCUACAAACAUAGCCUUGAACUUUUCUCAUACAGCAGUAGUAAAGUGAAUACUAGGGGAACAGUAACCACUGGCUGCAAGAACCCUUGGCAGGAGCUACAAACACAACGCAGAAGAGGAACUGCAGAAUUUCCCUCUCCCGUGAAUUAGAAUCUAUUUAAUAGAAACAGUAGUCUGAAGGGAGGGAAUAGGCAACUUCUUUGCUGAAUAGAAGAAAUUAAAAUGUUGGACUAACACUCCUGAGACUCCACUGCCCUUCUUCCCAACUUUGGCUUCUAUAUUUCUGGUUCUUUCUUUCCAAAAGUUGAACCCAGGGGUGAGGAACCUGUAGCCCUCCAGAUGUGUUGGACUCCAACUUCCAUCAGCCUCAUAUUAGCAUAGUUAUGGAUGAUGGAAGCAUUAUGUUAGCAAUACGCACUCUUUAAUGUGUUUCCAUUCAGUUUUAUUUAUCUCAAGCUUUAUCUCCAAAAUGGCAGAUCAUCCUUAUUAUGAUGUUUCUGGCAACCUAUUCUUCCUGUUGUUGCUACGCUUCUUAACUCAAAUUUGGUGAAGUGGGUGGAGAGUUGGAAUUUGAGUGUAAGGAGAUCAAAGUGCAAAUUACCACUGAGUCACUAAGCUUGCCUUGGGCAAGUUGCUGUGUUGCAGUGUAACCCACCUCAAUGGAUUAUUUUCAGGAUAGACAUGGCAGUUGUACAAGACUUCACAUGCUGAAAGAUGCUGUAUAAGCUAACAGUGUCUUUGUUGCUGCUCAUACUCCACAGAUACAUGCUGGGGCUGCAGGAGAAAACCUGAUCCUCUUAGAGCUGUUCUGAACUAACAGCUGCUUGCAGACAAUUUUAGAUAUAUGUGCACACACUUGCUAUCUAUAUCUUUCAAAUGACCUGCACUGGCAUGCACAUACUUCCCCCACCCUCUCUAUCGUGCCAGCCUGGAGAGACAGAGAAAGAGAGGGAGAGAGACUUGACAGUUGUCAUUCAUUGUUGCUGCCUUUACCCAAGUAUAUGGAGCUGAGAAUUGUUUGCAAGAGGCAUACCACAAACUUCUUUAACUAAUUCUGGGCUGAAAGAGAGCUUGAGGUAAGCAGCCUUUCUGUGUAGUUCAUUUUGUGUGCUUGUGCGACUGUAGUCCACCAACAGCAGCUGACUGGAGUGAUGUAACACUUAUCUUCUUCAGUAAAUGUUAUCGGCCUUGCAUGUACCUUGGAAUUACCGUACUUCGCUUUAGGCAGCGGUAUUUGAUGCGUUCAGUGUGGUGUCCAACACUUAAAAUCCUGACACGCUUGAAAGGAACAGGAGCAUGAUAGACUAGGUGAUCUUGGCUAGAGUUUUCCUCUUUAAAUGCAUUGGAAAGUGUGGAUAUCAUUGUUCAUUUUUGACAACAAAGCUGCCUUUGAAGGCAAAUGGCUGGCAUGAUUCACCUCUGGUUUGGUAAUGAAAAUAUGGUUCUGAAUAAAGAGAAGUUGCAGACAGGCUGCCUUCAAAGGAGACUGGUAGUAAAAAGUAGAGCAUUGUAUAGUUGGAAUCCGUAGGGUGGGAGUACCGAUGUCUGCCUCACUGUGUGCCCAGUGUGUAAUGGGAGUGAAACAGCUGCCUUGCACAGAUCCUGCAUGUCGGUGAUGUAGCAUAGAUGCAUUCCACUGAAAGUAUGGGUUGGGGCUGCCAAGAACAUGUGCACCACCCAAAAGUAUGAGAACGAUGUCCAAAAGAGAAUAGGUGGAGGCUGCUUUUCUCCAAAAGAUCAUUUGAUUUGAAUUUUCUUAAGGGGAACAAUGGAUUGUGAGAACCCAGCAGACUGAAUUACAUAUUGGAAAUUCAUAAAUUUAGAUGGGAAAAUCAUUUGCAUGCUGUUUCUUUAAACUUAAAGAGCUAUGAAACCCUGGUCUGACCUGACAGGGAAUAAAGAACUUUGCUGGGUUCCAGGACAGAAUGCAAUACUCUUCUGAAGACUGUAUUUUAAUUUUGUGUUCUCAAGUCUCAAUUCUAGUAAAUCUGGAUCAGGAAGAGUUCCUUCCUUGCUAGUCCUGGGCACUCUUGGAUUCUUCCCACCACUGGCCCUGUGGUGCCUAGCUCCCCUGCCUUUGUACCCCUCUACCUUCCAUGAUGAUAAACAGUAAAGAUUCCACUGCCACCCCUAAAAUAAAAUAAAGUGAAGUAUAUGGAUGUUGGAGACACCAUUGAUGCAAGGAGGAAAAGGGGGCAGUUUUGAAUACAAAGUUAUUCACUUGGGAUCUAGUGCCUCUUGGCUCCAUUUGCUCACCCAGCAAGAGGAGCCAAGAGACACUGGAUCCUGAAUGGAGAUCUGUGUACUUAGUGGAACAUAUUUUUUUAAAAUACCCCAUUUAAUUAGCACUAGUUAAUUAGUUUAAUUUAAUGGUGCAGGAAGCAUUCCCAAUACACAUUAAUUAUACUUCUGUACAUUGCCUGUGACAACAGCAAGUCACAAAGUGCUACUAUCAAUGCCUGCACAUGGAUGUACAUGGGUGGGGUUAGAGGAGAGGCUAGAGCAGGCAUAAAAACCCAGAUAAGACUGCUGGGUUAAGUUGCAAGGGGUUAUGCCUUAAGUGGGUGUGGCUCAGUUCUUCAACUGACUUUUUGGAUUCUUGAGAAACUUUCCUUUCUACUGGAUAGGUUUCUCAAAGAAGCGAAAGUAAGAGAGGGACUAAUGUUCAUCCCAUUUUUACUUCUGGUAAACAGGUUUUGCAGCGUUUUAUAUUCUUUCAAAAACCUGAUUGACCAUAGGUAACAAUGGGACAAAGUAAAUAAUGCCUCUCUCAAGGCAUCCAGUUUUCUCUAAAACUACUGCCUCAGACCCUCCAAGUGUCCCUAUUUUCCAGGGACAUCCCUGUCCUGGUUUCUGAUUUGAUCCCGGAAUGUCCUGAUUUUUCUUAGGAUAUCCCUAUUUUCAUUGGAGAAAUGUUUGAGGGUAUGGAGAUAUCCAACCCCCGAGCCAUCUGAAGGCAAUCCUGUAUAGGAAAGAUUUUUAAAAAAAUGUUUAAUGUUUUAUUAUGUUUUUAUAUAUGUUGGAAGCUGCCCAGAGUGCUGGGGCAAACCAAUAAGAUGUGUGGGGUAUAAAUAGUAAAAUUAUUAUGGGAUGGGACGUCCCUAUUUUCAUCGGAGAAAUGUUGGAGGGUAUGUGUGCCUGGCUCCUGCUUGAGAAUUGGAAUGUUCAUGUAUUCAUCCUCUCACAUGUUCUAUACUUCCUGCAAAAAAUUAAAAUCUUUUAAAACUAAUUCAAAACUUUCUCUACAUGGGGAAGUGAUUUUUCCACCGUCCAAUAGUUUCCCAUGAUAUUCACAUAAGCGGGGAGCAACCACUUGGAAGGGGCAGACAAAGAAGGGCCUCCCUGGGAUGAUGAAUACAGGGUCUGGGCUGGUUCAUGAGAAGAGAUGAAGUUUCCAAGGUUUUGGGACCCUGAGCCACAUAAGGCUUUAUAGGUUAAGCCAGCACCUUUAAUUAAGUCCAGAGAUAAUUGGAAGCCAGUGCAGUUGUGCCAGAAUUGGUGUUACAUGUUCAGACCUUCUUGCGCUGGUCAACAAUCUAGCUGCCGAAUUCUACAUCAGGUGCAUUUACUGAUCCAUUUUCUUAGGCGAAAUUAUAUAAUUAAUUUUUGCCUGGGGUCGGCGGGCAUGUUCACAUGUCUUCCUUUAGCCAUUUGUUCAUCCCACACUUUUCAACACAUUUCUCAUCACUUUCCAAACUGCAAAAAGUCAGGUUCUUUUUUAAAAAGUGAAUUAGUUGCACCAGGAUGACAGAGCCCUUUAAUCCACUUUAAAUGCAUUCCCCCCAAAUAGUGACCAUAUGGAGGCACCUUUGCUCUACUUCAGGUAGAGGAUGCCCAUUUGACUCACAAGGUCAUUUCUGCUAAACCAAGCUAAGCCCAUCUGCCCUACACCUGAUGUCAUAUGUGACAGCAGAUGUGGGACUAUUAAUGAUCUAGCUUAGCCAAAAGGGACUUUGUAGGCACUUCAGCUGAAUGGCAGUGCCCACAAAGCCCUGUUAACAGUGCUCCACAAGCCCCAACUGUCAACUGAUGGUUGGGUAUUGCACAGAGCAUUGCAAGGGUCUAGUGAAAUUCUUUGCGAUGUACUCCACCAUACCUGUGUGGGCAAAAAACCAAAGAGGUCCCUUUUGGCUAAGCUAGAUCAUUAGUUAUCAGGUCAAAGAUGGGUGGGUGACCCUCCCCACCUGUCGGACUUGGCCCACAAGGGAUGGGGGAGAUAACUAUCUGGCUUGCUGGCCAGAUCCAGCUCCCCACCCCUACUUUACUUUUAUAAAUAGAUCUUGUAGCCCAGCCUUCCAUCUUAAUAUGGAAUUACGGUAUAAUGCUGGCCUGAGGAUUGUUAUUUGGCUCAACAUCCCCGGAUAGUACUAAGUGCCUAGCAGCUUGCAGCAUAUUGAAUUCCCUCGCCUGACUUCUUUCUUUCCUUCCUUCCUGAAGUUGAGGCCCUGAAAAUCACUCCUCGUAGGGCUCUGAUAAAUUGCUAUGGAGACAGCAAACUUUUCCUCUUCCUUACUGCACAGGUGGCUGUUUUGUCCUACAUUCCAUCCUAGCUCACUUCCUGUUGAGGGCUGUUCUAGGGUCCUGUUUCAGUGAUCAUAGAAGCAGUUCCAGUACACAGAAAUAUCUGAACACUCGGGUAUCCUCUGAUGACAGGAAUGUUGGAGCUGGGAUGGUAUUAUUAGAAUAGUGUUUGGCAAGGAAGUCAGAGCAGGGAGCGUGUUUACUAGAGAGCUUUGUGCCCAGGCCAAAGGCAUUAAAAUGCUUGAAGAUCUGUAAACAGAUAAGAGAGAGUGGAGAGAAAGUACUUAAGAUGGCAGAAAAGGUGGCUAUAAAAAUAAUCUCUAUCUGCUGGGAAUUUUUGGUCCGUUUCAUAAGACAGAAAAAUCUCCAUUUCAGGGGACAUGGCCUAGAAAACUUUUUACAUCUGAACAGGAAGACACAGCUCAACAGCAGGGAACAGCUGCCUACACAUAACUGCUGACCAGACAGAGAGAAUCUUGCAAAAAUAACUUACCUAUCUGCACAAUUUUCCAUAUUUAUACAUCUGUCUGUGUGUCCACCUUUUCCUCCUGGACUCACUUUGCUGACGUGGGAAGUGAUGGAGAAUGUAAAAAGCGGCUUAGUCAUCAACUUGAGACAAUAGUUUAUAAGCUGGCAUGAAUGUCUUCGUGACAACCUCAGCCAUCUCCUCCUCCUUUGCACACCUGUUCAUAUGUUUACAAUUCUGCUGCCAUCAGGUGACAUGGAACUGCUAAGGUAUUCCAAACUGCUGUGGCUCUCACCUCAGACUGUGUGUUCAAAGGAGUUCUGGUCAAAAGGAAAUGGCUGUCAUGCAUAACAAAAGCCAAGGAGCAAUUAUAAUUAUAAGUGUAAUAGGUUCAGGCUAUCACAGGUCCAGUCUCUUAUUCCUUUCUCCCAAACAUAAUCACAGGGCAGGUUGAAGCAAAUUGUAUGUGCCACUGUAUAGGCUUAGAGCAGCUUACCUGUAUGCUUUAUUAUGCUGCCUUUGAGGUCUGGCUGAGGGAAAUACAUAGAGUGACUGUAAGACAAAUUUUAUACCUGCCACUUAAAGUGCUUUUGAGCUUCUUUCCAUCUGUUGGUGUGAAUGUGUGAAAUGCAAAAAUGCUGUUUUAAAUUGAUUGUAUGGGGGGGGUUAAUUGAUUGAUGACUAAUGAAGGAAGGUGGAUUUAUAAUCUUAUUUCAACUUCUGUGUGUUUUUAUGUCACCUGUGAAAAGACACAUUCUUUCUGCUUUUUAGUACCCCACCCAUCAUUUUCCUCAUUUCACUAUAUGUAUUUGGGAUUCCCACCCCCCCACACACACAUUUUAACCUUGGGGAAGGCCUCCUUAUGUCAUAGUUAACAGGCAUAGCUCUCUUGCCCAGUUCCCUCUCCUUCCCCAGGGCUGUCUGCUUCAUACCUUCCCCUUGGUAUUUCCCCCCUCCGCCUGGUCUGGGUGAAACUUGACAAUCUGGGGUCAAACUCUGCCAGUUGUGCUAGCAUUUGUUUCCUCCAGGAUGAUUUGCAAAUGCCCAGAAGGCUUUUUCAGACUGUGUUCAUCUCAGGGAUGACCAGAGAGUGGUGAGAGUUGUAGGAAUUCUCACGGGUGAAAUCGGUUGUUUUCCUCUCAGUCUUGUUAGUUACACCGGAGGGGCAGAGAAAAGGUGAAGGAAACUGCAUUGUGGAACAGGUAAUAGUGAAAGAAAUGGUGGCAAGACGUGGAGGAGAACAGGGCAGGCAAUGAAGAAAGGGCAGUACACAGUGUUCGGCUCUGGCAACUACAAUAAGCGAUAGGAUUACCGGUAUAUUGGUCUGGUCAUAGGGAAGUAUGGACCAGCAUCUGAGAGAGGCAAGUAAGGUGAACAUCUUUUGCUUGAGCAGCUAGACAUUUAAAGUAGGAGACCCAUGAUUUCUAAGUGGUGAUAAUGCACACUCACUGAAACAAAGGAAGAUUCCCAAGUGCACUGUGAUAUGCCUGUUCUAGAUUAUGCCAGUGCGAUUUCAACCUAAGUGUGUGUGUCAGGGGUGAGGAACCUAUUGCCUUCAAGCUGUUGUUGAGCUCCAAUGUCCCAGCCAGCACAGAGAUGUUGAGAGCCAUAUGUCCCCAAUCCCUGGAAUAUGGGCCAUGGAGUAUGUCUGUGCAUGUGCAUGUACAGAUGAAUAUGUGCAUAUAUAGACUAGAUAAAUAGAAGCUGUGGAGAGCAACCAUGGGAUGCUCAAACCAGAGUGGGAGAAGAGAGCAGUAGAUGUGAGAGAACAAGGUGGUUAUCCACAGUGCAGCUGUGAGCAGACUUUGAGAAAUAUUGUCCCAGAGGAAGAGGUAAAUAUGAAAAUAAAGAUAAGCAUUAUUUGUGGAGUCUCCCACCCUUACAUGUUCCCACUGUUUGCUGGGAAUCUGGCUAGUAAACAGAUAAAAUGGGGGAGAACAUCCUCUCAUAGGCUAACUGAAAGAUAACUUUUCCUUCAGUCUGAUACAUUGGGAAUGUGGGUCUUGUAUGGUAAAUAUUGAAGAGCACUAACACACCAGCAGAAUUUUUGAGUCUUUUGGCCAUACUCUCAGCAAUCAUGGAUCACAUGAGCACUUACUAAAUUGUGUGAGACAUUAAAUCCUUAUUAGCAGCUUAAACAUAGCCUCUUAGCCAUAAUUUCACAUUUAGGUUUGCUGGGCCAAUUUCUCCACUUUAGAAGAUCCGAUCAAUUAAAUGUGUGUUACUUGUGUUCUGCAAAGCCCCUGGCUUGAAGCAUCAUGCAGAAAAAAAGAUACAGUUAAGAGAAAGUGAAACACACUCACUGAAAUAAAAAAUAAAAUAACACUGUGCUUAGAUCAUGCUGAUUUCAGUGGAUUGUAUUAGUUGGGAUUGUAAAGAACUAUGAGUUGAACUUGGAUAGAAAUUAAUUAGCCACAUUAGUUUAGUUUUCUUAAAUUUUUCCAUCACUUACCAUGACCAAAGGAAAUCCCAAAGAAACUGAGCAGAAAAAGUGGAAAAAAUGAAUUCUGAUAAACUAUGCAGUAUAACAGUAUAUAAUGCAGUUUCUGUGCCCUAUCUUCCCUCAGUUUAUCACAGGUGUUACAAGAAACAGUAGUGCCAAGGGAGAGAAGCAAAUCUUCAAUAACAGGUAGCUGUGUUGCUAUUUUAGCAUUAGUGGCAUGUUUUGGUUUGGUUUGGUUUUGAAAUCCUAAAAGAGCAUAUUUGGUCCAGGACUGCAGUCUUUACAAAUGUUUCAGGAAAGAGGAAGUUUUGAGUAUGUCCAUUCUCUUGUAGAAGGCCUUGUAUAGAUUGUAAUGCUAUAAGGACAGUUUAUCUGUAACACUGUAGACAGUUGGGGAUGCAGGGAUUUCUUGAGCUGCCCUGCUUUCACUAUAAUGUCAGCAGCUAUAAAUUAGGGAUUUAAAGGCUCAAAAAAUUGCAUCCCCUCUCCAAAAUUUUCAAUUUGAUUUGGCAAUGCAUAAUCAGAAGCAUAUAGUCCACCUUGACAGAUUAGAGCUACCAGAGCAGGUGUUUACCAGAGGAGGUGGUUUUGUUUUUAUUUUUUUGGAUGGGGAAUGUAGUGCCAACACCCUGAAAGGAAAUGGUGAUCUGAUUCCUGGAGAAAAAGGGGUAGGAAUCCAAUUUGGAAUUGAGUGAGCGUAACUGUUUCCUGUUAUUGAACAUGCCUUUUUUAUGCAACAUAUUUUAGCGUAUUGUGGCAUCUCUACUCCAUGUAUUUCUGGAUUAAACUGAUUUUUAAGAUCCUUUCUGGACUGGUUUUAUGCCUGGUUUUGGAAUAAAAACUGUAUUGAUUGCAUUAGUGCAUAAGUAGCCAAGGCAAUGCCUUCAAAGUGUUGUUAUACUACAAUUCCCAUUAUCCCUGACCAUGUUGGCUGGGGCUGAUGGGUGUUGCAGCCCAACAACAACUUGAGAACAUCAGGAUGGCUCCCCCUGUGUAACCUAUAUCAGUAAAUGGACAUAAUGAGUGUGACCUUGUUGAUUGUCCUGGACCUCUCACAUAACUUCCAGUGCAAUUUACUAUGGUAUCUUUCUGGGUACUUUGUGGUGGUAGGAUUAGGAAACACAGUCUUGCAGUGGUUCUGAUCAUUGUGGAGGAUUGAUCCUAGAAGGUGGCUCUGGGAGAUUAUAGACUUUCUAGCCUUUGGCAUUCAGGGUGCCACAAGUUUUCAUCUUGUCCCCAUUGCUUUUUAAUAUCUGUAUGCAAUUACUGAGAAUGGUCAUCCAGAAGUUUAGGCUGAAGUGUCACCAUACACUGAUGAAAUUCAGCUCUACCUCUCAAUAUAAGCAACAAACCUGAGGAAUUAAUGUGGGUGAACAAAUUCAGUGCAGAUAAGACAGAGGUGCUGUUGACUCAGUGCAGAUAAGACAGAGGCUCUGUUCCUCUGCGUGACUAUAGUCAAAUCUGUUUGGGACUUGGUUAUCCUUCCUUGUGUCCUUACCCCUUCCUUUCUGGAUUUGCUGGUUGUAGCUUUUUUCCUGUUGCUUCAUGGUGAAUGGAACAAAGUUUUCUCCAUUCACUUGUAAGGAGCAGGGAAAGGGGGCUGAAGCAGGAAAAUCCCUUUAGCGGGAAAACAAUCCCUACCCUUGCAUACAAUAAGAUAUGGCAGAUUGUAUAGGGUGAAAAUCAAGUUUUAAAUUUUGCCUAGGAUUGCAAAAGAGCCUGCACUUGUGUGCAUUAUCUGAGCUUUUCUUUCUGCUCUUUUAGAAGGUUGAAGAAGGCAGUCAGGAUUCAUGUUACGUCUUUCCUCCCAAAAAAGGACAGAAAAUGUGGAUUGUGAGAAAGAGAGAGGACCAGUCCUUCUAGCCCCUUCCUGUGUUCUUCCCAGUGUGAAUUCAUUUUCCCCUUUUGGAGAAUAUAGUGUCUACAACUCCAUUUCUGUGUCAUGCCAAGCCCACUAGUAGCCCACCCACCCUGUUCCAGAAACAGGAGUUCCAUUUUAGGCAUGCACACAGGCAUUUGUUUACCUGUCCAUUGCCAUUUUUUAAAGAAAACAACAACAAUAAACUAUGUUUUCUAGUAUAACAGACUUGCACAAAACAGUAGGUUAAAAAAUAAGAAAGUGUGUGUGUUGUGCCUAGAUGCACAAACAGUCCACCAAUGGAAGUAGAGAGAAUAGUCCCCACCCACAUUGAAAGAACCCACACAAUGUGCUUCAGUAUGUCCACAGUUGGGUAACAUGAAAAACAUGUUCGUCCCUGUCCCCCCUGAAAAUCUCAGUUAAAGUUGGGAGGAUGGAGAACAACGCCAGCACAGGCUGCCACUUGAAUGAGGACAGUUUCGUGUGGACAACCUGAAAAAUAUACACACAUGGGAUGCAUCGAUUCCACUUCAAAGUAAAUCCUGAGACUAGCAGAAUGUUUUUCUGAAAGCUCCACACAAAGGCAGGCUGUGCUAUGCGAAAUGCAAUCUUCCUGUAAGUUAUAUCCCCACCUACUGGGCACAGUUAACUCUGAUGCAUUCAAAUACCCUGCUGGUGGCUGCUGCAAUAUUUCAUAACGUAGAGAAGCCAAGAGUUAGAAAAAUAUGUAAACGGCAGUUGUGGCUUGCAGCUUCCUUGAAUUAUCUUGAGGUGUCUUGUUUUGCUUUUAGAUAUGUGUGUGUGUGUGUAUGUGUGUGUUUUGGUGGCAGUGGGAGACUAAGAACAUGUUUUCCUGGGAGAGGUAACACUUUGCUUUGCUUCCCUUCAGGGGCCUUUUCAUGCUAACUAAAACAAGAACAGCAGCCAAACGCCCAGAACUAUGACAUCGGCCACUGAUUUUGAUCACUUGGAGAUUCAGCAGCAGUACAGUCGGAUCAACGCUCGCUGGGACGCAUCUGACGAUGAGCUGGACAAUGACAACAGUUCUGCUAGGCUGUUCGAGAGAUCUCGGAUCAAAGCUCUGGCAGGUACACACGGCAUUGCCUCGUGGAGACAUUUCUUUAUAUGCUGAUCCCUAACUUUUCUCUCCUCACUGAGUAGUAGCACACGUUUGUAGGAUCUGUUUUUGCUGCUAUCCCUUCAUUUUUUCAAAGAGCCCUCUUAAGAGCUCUGCACAACCUGCAGGCCGCCAGCUCAAUUACCAAGCACCAGUCUGCCAAGUUCUUGAUGGCUUCUCUGUUUUUGUAGUCCCAGGCAGGCAGGCAGGAAAAAAGAAGAGCUUUCUUAAGACUCUGGCAGCCUAAUGUAUGUGGCUGGUAGGUUGCAUUUGGCUUGGGUUGGUCAGGUUGUCUGGGAUUGCCUUAGAGCCUAAUAUUAUGUUAGGUGGUGCUUAUAUGAUUCUUCACCAUAGGCUAGUGUCAGAGCAUCUUGGAGGCUUUAAUGUAGCUUUGCAGAUAAAUACUGAGGCCAUAUAUCACCUGCUGUGGCCAUCUGCCCCUCUCUCAUCCAUCAUUCCCUUUUGCUACCAUCAUAUCAAGGACAGUCUCUCAAAGAGAAGGGGAGAGAGCUCACACACUUAAGUAGCUAUAUAGCAGGCUGCGGUUUCCCCACAGCUGGGGAAAUGCUGUAUGGCUACAAGACCCUGCAAGCACAUACUCACAUACACACAUGCACUUGGAAGGAAAACAAGAGACAAGGUGUAUGCAGCAAACAUAUUGCUGUAUUGUGUUUCCUUUGUGGUCAAUAAUCAGGUGCAGAGAGGUCUGAGUAGGCAGGUGGCAGUGGGAAAGGUGGACAGACAAGGGGAUUUGUCAAGUCAGGCACCCACUAAAAGCUUUGUUUUGCAACUAGAAAGCCAGUGCUUGCAGAACAGGACUGUUAAGUGUUUUUAACAGGCUUCUUUGCACUUGGGAGAAAGAGAGAUGGCAUAUACAUUACCUACUGAACCGCAUAACUUUGGGCACAACACAGCCGUGUAGAAUGAAUGAAAAGCUGAGUGUAGACAGAUGAAAGUGGUAGGAAUUUAUGUUUAGGCCAAGGAAAGGCCUUCCAGUUCACUGAGAGAGGAGGCAGAAAUGGUGGGAGAGUCUAUUUGUGAAUCUACAGGGGUUCUUUAUUUAAAGGGAUAUUGCUGUAUAUUACAGGCCAGAUUUCAAGGGCAGAAGAGUGUCCACCUAACUUGGUAGCCUUCUGGAUGAAAGCAAGAAACUCUCCCCAUGUCAUUCAUAUAUCUGGCCUGAAAUCUCUAAUUUUUAACAGAAAAAAACAUUUUUCAGCCUUGAUACAAAAUGCUAAUUUCAAACCAAUACAAAUCUAAACAAGCUUCAGACUUGUUUAAUUAUUGCAGCUUCUGGCCUAAGAUCUUUAAGGUUUGUAGAUCUUGGAAGUGGCAAUGAAGCUUUAACAAAUGAUCCUCAGAACAGCUCACAUUUGCAGUGUAGAAACACGGCUCAAGAAUUCCAUAUGAUGAACCACCUGCUGUAUCUUCAUUUGAAUUGUUCAGUUAAUAACUGGGGUGCAGGAUGAUAGUUCCCAGCCUGCGUUUUAAUGCUUUAUGUGCAGCCUCGGUCCUCUAAUGAAGGCUUGAAUCUGACAUGUGCCUCAAGUCACGACUCUUAACAAAAUCUGAAUUAGCUGAACAAUAAACUGAGAUCAUAUUGUCUAAAUAUUACUCACUCCCCAGUUCACUUUUGUAUUUGAACCCAUCAGUUUGGCUAAAUAGAAUUUUAAGCCCUUGGGAGCCUGGAGCUCAUCCAAUUAAGUCGGGUGGGUGGGAGGAAGAAUCUAAUGCAAUUAGAGGGGUCCCUAGUCAAAUGCACUUUCUCCCUGCAGGGGAAACGUGCAAUAAACAGGCAGUAAUGUUUCUUAGCACAAUAUAUUGGGGAAUAGGGGAAGUGAAUUCUGCGUUGGAGGAUUCUGGGGGAAAUGGGAGAAUGAAGCAAUGAUAGUUUACUGCAGGUACGCUCCUCAAGAAUUUGGAAUUGCCUGCAAGCUUCCUGUUGAGAAUACACCAUGUGGCAAACCCAGUUGCCUGGGUCCUAAGAAGCAAGUUUUCUUUAAGCAUGCCUUCUGUGUGGCUUCACAGCAAGUUCAAAUGAUGUGGGUUAAUUAUCUCUGAACCUACAUUGGGUGCUUCCGGAUGGCCUGUUUUAUUGAACAUUUAUCCUGAUUUCUUCUUAUGGAGAUUAGAUAAUGUUGGCUAUCUAAUGAACAGCCAUUCCAGUUUGUUUGCAGGGAGGUUAGAUGAUGUGUCAAACCAUUAUCCUGCACUUUCUAGUAUAUUUCCCCAUCACUUUCCUUAGCACAACCUCCCCACCCUGUCCCCCAUCUUUUAGGGAAGUGAGUUUGUUGCACAAGACCUCCCAAUCAACUGCAAUUUUACAAUCUGAAUUUGCCAGUAUGUGAUUGGAUCCAACCAGAAGAUAGUGACAGCCUGGAAGUGACCAUGAUGUACCAUGACUGUGAGGACAAAAGAGUGGUGAAAGGGAUGGAUUUUUCUUUGAGUGGCAGGCAGGUGUGCCUUGUAUUUGUCAGAAUGCUUGAAGGCCAAGGAAGUGCCUGAGGGCUUAUCCACACUCACCUUUCCUCCACUGUUUCUAGGCAUGGUCCAUGAUUUAAAACAUUGUGUCCAAGCCCACCCUUUUUCCCCCCUCUGGCAUUUUCUUUGCAAAAACCUGCUCUUUAAAGUUCAAAAAGAGCAGGGCAAAGAGCAGGAAAGAGCAAGGCAAAAGGUAAGUGUGGAUAAGCCCUGCGUAUUACUGUUCCCCAAAGCACAGUUUGUCCCUUCUUCAGAUGGGUUCAAACAGUACCCUGCUGUUAUCAGUGAUUCUGGUAACUGCCAUAGCUAUUUUAGUCACUCUGACACAUGACUUGAGAAUUACAUUUUGGAAAUUCCGUUCUUGGAUUCCUGACACAUCACAAGCCCUGUACCCAGUAGCUAGCUUUCUAAAAGCUGCCUGAUUUUAAAAUGGAAGUGCACCUUAGCUUCUUUCUCCUUCAUGGCUGGUUCUUGCCUUCCAUUCCUCGCUUUACACAAUGGAGGGGGAGGCAGAGUGAGAGGAAAGGCUAGGAUAGUUUAAAUUAAAUUACAGUGAUGAUACAAUUAGAUGAGCUGUAUAUUGUUCAUUUAGUUUUCUGGUCCUGGGAAAUGUAAUUAGCAUCAGAGUAAGUGUCAAAUUGUGGACAUGCUGCACCUAAUAAAAAGUUCUCAGAACAAAUUCAGACUCUCUCUUUAAUUGAUCUGUGUAACUGAGCUUCAAGAAGUCUAUAAAGGUAUAAUAGUGAAGAAGCCAAGUUCAGGAACAUAUCUUAAACAGCUCUUGUUCUUACUGCAGUGUCUUUUUAAGCUUCAAAGAUCAUUAGUGUGAAGGGCAGGAGGCAAAAAAUACUGUACUAUUGAUCAAGCAAGAACCAAAGUUCAAUAUCCUAAUACUGAAAUCCUAAUAUUCAUAUCAGGCCUGGCCAAUCCAGAGCUUCAUACUGCCUGAAAGUCACAUUUGCCGGUUUUUCAGAGCUUUGUUCUCUACUGUGCCUUAAGGUGGUUGUGAUUUGUCAGCACAUGCAGUCUUGAUUGGCUCAGCCUCAGCCAAUGUGAUUCCCAGUUCAAGGCUUUAUGUCCCUGUGACAGAGUGGGCCCUUGAGGGUCAGGUGCACCACACAAAUUAAAUGGAAAUGCAAACAGCUGCUGUCACAAAGUAGACUCCAGUGUGGGCAAGCCCCCAGGGCAGCCAUGCUGCUUUGUUUCCAAUAAGUGCAUGUCCAGUAGCUUCCUGCUGAAAUGUUGUAACUCCAGAAUGGUAUUCUGGACAGUAGUGGUAGCUGGGCUUUGGAACUUGAGUGCUAGAGAAUAAUAGUUAUAGGGGAAGUUCAAGGAACUGUGCAGGGCACUAAAUUCUGACCUUUACAAAGCUCCUGUCUGGCUUUGGGGAUCUUACCAAAUACUGUCCAAACAUUUAAACUUUCCUUGGAUGCUAUAAGGCCUAGAAGCUGACUAGUUUUAAAACAAAAACAAAUCAUUGAGAUUAUCAGAAUACAAAAUUUCCCACCGCAUACCAGAGUUUGCACCUGUGCAGCAGCUUUACAGAAUUCAUGUGGGUGUGCAUUUUUAUUAUGAGUCUAUUAUAUCUUAGUCACUGAACUCAAAGAUAGUCUUUUCUUGUUUUCAGAUGAGCGGGAAGCCGUGCAGAAGAAAACCUUCACCAAAUGGGUGAAUUCCCACCUGGCACGUGUGACCUGUCGCAUUUCUGAUCUCUACAUGGACCUCAGAGAUGGAAGGAUGUUAAUCAAACUGCUGGAGGUUCUUUCUGGAGAGCUGCUGGUAGAAUUCCCUCUUACUUUCACUCUUCUAUGGAACCAACAGUGCAUAAGAUAUAUGAAUUCUUGCCCUAAGGAAAAUAAUAAUGCUCUUCCUAAGUAUACUUCUUGGAUUACAAAAUUCUUAUUCUGCAUAGAAAACAAGGUGCAAAUUGUGUGGAGUAAUCAGGAGUAAUGAUUGUGGAUACAGGUUUUUCACAGUAUAUACUGGCACCGGGAAUCCAUUUUGUGUUUCCCAUUUUGAAAUUAGUUUAACCUGUAAAGUUACUCUAAUGCAGGCUGUUUUUCAACAGCCAUCCCUUGCGUGGUGUCCUUCAUCUUCUCCUUUCAGCACAUGGCACAUUGUAAUCUAGAUGAGAUAAGAUGACCAUUGGAGAACAAGAUAAAUGGAAGAUUGUGCUUUGGUGUUGUGGACUGGGUCUCACAAAAGUGAGCUUUGUUCUGGUUCCAUGGUUGUAUGAUAUCAGAUAUCAUAUACACAUACUAUGUUUUGCAUUUUUUGCUUUUGAGAACAAAAAGGAGGCUGCACGUUUAAGUAGGUGAGAAGAAUUAGUAGGCAACUUUGUAAUAUGUAGCUGAAAUGUAUGUGUGUUCUGCGUAUUUGGAAACCUUCCAUUUGUCAUUAUUUUAGCAAAGGUUUAGAGCCUGCACUAUUGAGGAGAUCCCCUUUUGCUAUUGCAAGAAUUAGAAUUUGUUUCUUAAAAGAGAGUAGAUGCAAUGUGGAUGUUCUUCCUUCAGGGAAUUGGGUGAUGGCCGAACACUCUUAGAAGUCUAAAUACCACCUUUUCCUCACUUCAUAGCCCAAACCCACCAAGGGGCGCAUGCGGAUCCACUGCCUGGAGAAUGUGGACAAGGCCCUGCAGUUUCUCAAGGAGCAACGGGUACACCUGGAGAACAUGGGCUCUCACGACAUUGUUGAUGGCAAUCACCGUCUGGUGCUGGGCCUUAUCUGGACAAUCAUCCUGCGCUUCCAGGUGAGUGCUAGGCCAGAUCCCCACAAAAAGACACAAAAGGUUAUCAGUAGGAUAUCAUGUUCUGACAGCAGCAAUAAACUAGGGUUUAUACCUGUUGGCAGAUUACUAUUUGGGGUUUUCAUAUCCACACUCUUGCUUGUCUAGGGUUGCAAUAUUUCAGAAAGUGAAAAUCUGGAUGGAAACGUUUUUUUAGUUUUGCCCAAAGUUGAUGAAUUUUUUCAGUAAAAAAAAUAAAUAAAUGAUGUUUCUGAGCUAUUUUUAAGGGAAAUUGGCAAAAACAUCACUGCUGACAUUGGUUGCCAUAUGUUCGGAUUUCCCCGGACUGUAUUCUAGGAAUGUCCAGGAAAUUCCAGACAUAUGCCAACCCUAUGCUUUUCAUAUGCUGAAAAUUAAUUCUUCCAGGCUGGAGCAAGUUGCCAGCGUAGAGUUUUUAUAGAAUGGAUGAAGCCAUGUCUUCUAUUGUAUGUUAAUAAAUAUUGCUCUAUUGAAUUGUAGCCAUUAGCACUCUUUGACUUUUCACGCCGCUAAAGGACAUAAAGAAAGCAGAGAAAGAAGCAGGAGAUCUUGCCACCCAGGGAUGGGAAAGUCUGCUGUGAGGCUUGGAGGAAGGAAGAGCAAGCAUACUCCUGAACUCUUGAGCUCCCAAAGCAUGAAAUUUCUCUCUCUCUUUCUUAUAAAAGCAGCAUCCCUAUCACUGUCAAAAGCCCUGUUUAUGGUUUCCCCAAGCUCCACUGGAAGGUUUCAGUGCAACUCUCAAUGACAAUUUCUUCAAGGUUGAAAUGUUGCUUCCAUAGUAUUGUAACUUCUGCUGCAUCGACCAUUGUGCCAGAGAUAAGGCUGUCCCAUAAUCUGAGUAUGUGUGCUAGAAUUGCUCUCAGGUGUCAUUUUAGGCUGGAUCAUGUCUAUUUGUUCUGGGGCUUGUGCAAACAAGUUACACAUACAACUGCUGCUGUGGGCAGCAGCUAAUCCCUUUUUGGUUGUACUAAUCUGACCCAUUGUGAUAUGAAAGGAUGCUGGUGGUUUUCAAAGCAGUUCAAGUGUAAGCCUUUUUGGAGCAAGACUCUGCCUUUCUGCACUGUCCAGCACAAAAGCCGACAUGCGGCAGUUUAUACUUAGCAAUGUUAAUAACACCCUAGCUGAGAAUCCAUCUUUUUUUUUUAACACUGCAAAUAAGAUGUCAGGAGAAGAAUGAAAUGUUUGGUAUGUUUGCAACUCGUUCAGUGCAAACCUAUGCAUGUUUACUCAGAAGUAAGUCUCACUGUGUUCAUUGGGGCUACAUAGGAUUGCAGCCUGAAUCACUGGGAGACCAGUGACUGAAGGUAGGGUGGGUUUUUUCUUCUUCUUUAGGUGUAUUACCAGAAAUAGGCGCCCUGAAAUAGGUGCCUGUCUUACAGUUUUACAUUGUAUUAUAACAUUUAUAUUGGAUUUUCAACUUUACGUUAUAAAUAAUGUUGAGAAUUUAACUUUAGUUUGCGGUGGUGGAUAAUCUAACCACCCUUAUGUGAUGUGUUAGAUGUGCAGAAACAGCCAGAUCCUGAACUUCCCCUUGCCAUCCUGUCAGACAUGGUCCCUUGGAGUCUUUUUAGCGGGAGGUGAUCUCUAAAUGGGCAGCAGCAGACAGCAUGGCGGUUAGAUCCUUAUGAAUAAGGGUAGGGUCUAGAUCAGUGUCUUAGUGACAGAAGGGCCAAAGCUGCGCUUGGAUUCAGAGGUUGACUAAUAAUUUUGGAAACGACAUCAGAAAUGUUUUGCCAAGAAGCUCGUCACACCCCCACCCUAAAUGUAUAAAGCUCCCCCUCUUUUUGCGGUCCCACCAACAUUGGGAUGAAGUCGCAAAGGUGAUGCGAGAGAGCUUGACCAGAGUCCAGUGCCAGCAGAGCACUACCUUCAGCAUUGCCUCCUGGACUUUGGCCAAAGUGGUCUUUAUAGGAGGCUUUUCCCAUAUUUUACUCCAGGGGUCUUUAUAUAGUGUUGUGCCUAGUGUUUAUAUAGUGUUGUAUUCUCAUGCCUAGCGCAAUCCAUCUGCAUUUCCCAUCUUGCAGUCAAUCAGCAGUUUAUAAAUAAAAGAAACAGAACCCUUUGAGUACGAAGCAGAAUGUUCAAAAACCGUGGUGAAGCACAGGCUAGUCACUUCCUCGAAUAACCUUUUAAGGAACGUCCUAAUCUGUAACAACUUAAGCCAGGAGUGUUUAACACCCUGAAACUUGUCAUGUAAGACAUUCCUUGUAUAGGUCUCCCUCUAGUCAUUAUAGAAUCAUAGAAUCAUAGAAUCAUAGAGUUGGAAGAGACCACAAGGGCCAUCGAGUCCAACCCCCUGCCAAGCAGGAAACACCAUCAGAGCACUCCUGACAUAUGGUUGUCAAGCCUCUGCUUAAAGACCUCCAAAGAAGGAGACUCCACCACAUUAAAUCUCUAAUUUUGUACAACCCUUUUUCCUUCCACCCCUGAUAUGAAGCAUAUGUAUCUUGAAAGUGGAAAGCAGGGGCGAUUAAGAAAAGGUAAUAAGGGGGAGUCCCUGGAACAAAUAAUAGUGUUCAAGGUGGAGUGGAAAUGGUGCGGUGCAAAGUACACUUUGGAAUGGCAAUAUUGUUCAAUAGAAGAGGCAUCAUAAUCCAUUUACUUUGCAAAUUCAGCAGAUUCCCCCUUCCCCAUGUUGUAAUGAUGUGAAAGGACUGUUACCUUUGCUAAGUUGUGUGUGCUAAGAACCUGAGAUGCACAUACUGAUUCACAAAGCAUCUGUAGUGAUAGGCCUUUAGAGUGGAAUAUUUUUUUAUUUCAAUGUAGAUCCAGGACAUCAUUGUUCAGACUCAAGAAGGCCGGGAAACCCGUUCCGCGAAGGAUGCAUUGUUACUCUGGUGUCAAAUGAAAACUGCUGGGUAUGAUGACUGCUAAUAUUUCCAACUCAAUGAAUGCACUGUGACCAGUUGACUUAAGCCUGCAGAACCAGCUAGGGAAACCUGGAUGGGACCAUGAUGUUGGGCCAUGUUCCUACUCAGUUCUUACAAAUGAUGUAACUAAAUCUCUCCAUCAAAGUAUACCACAAAGGACAGAGAUCUUUCAGGACUGUCUCAUAAGGUUGUUUUAAAAUGGGACAUAUGACUGUUUUUAUAAUUGUCCUCAUAAUAUUCUCCUUUGUGCCACAACGGCCCCGUUCUCUGUAAAGAAUCCAAGCACAGCUUCUCUCCCCUCCACCGCAAUUACCCUGGUAUCUUUCGCUUUUCAUGAAGGCUUAGGCCUUGUAAUUGAUUCCUUAUAUUUUUGAAGGAAUCUCUUUUCGAUUGUCCUAUGUUUGGGACAAGGUGAAAAUAUGUAACGUGUUUUCCAACAUUGCACUUUGGUGGGUAUACAAAUUCUCGCAGUGGAGGGGAGCAAGAAUCCCAGGCAGGGCAUCUCUGGGGGCCUGUUCUUCCAGCUCUCUCUGUAAUGUAGCCACUGCACAUGCUGACGUCUUGUUUCAAGUGCCAUGAACUGAGUCAUUUGUGGGCAGACUGAUAAUGCAUGGAGAACUCUCUAUAGGGCUUUUUUAUUUAUCACUUUAUAUGCUUGAAAAUCUACUUCAGGAGGGUGCAAAAAGCCCAAGCAUCCCAUGAUAUGUUGACCUUGACAUGACUGUCUCAGCGCAGAUGAAACUAGGAGCCAGAACAUUUCCAUUUUCACAGUGAGGAGAAUCAAUUGCAGGAGUAGCCCCUCUGAUCCUCAUCAUUAUUAUAUUGUUUUAAAAUGGGAAAUCUGCUUCCAAUAUGAUUAACGGAGCAUAUAUAUCUUUGUGUAUUUUUGGAGUGCAUAGAAGGAAGUAGCUAGAAAGGAUGGAAACAGCCUGUGGGCCACAGUCAGCAUUCAUCCAACCCGGCGCCCUUCAGAUAUUCUGAGCUACAACUCCCGUUAUCCCUAGCUAUGUUGGUUGGGGCUAAUGGGAGUUACAGUCCGAAGCAAGUAGAAGGCACCAGGUUAAGGAAGGCUGAGCUUGUCCAUCCCAUGGAAUGCUAAUUGGUCUUUGCUGGUCUUAGAGCAGAAUUCAGGCGCUACCAUGGUGCCUUCCAGAAGUUGUUGGACUACAACUCCCAUCAUACCUGACCAUUGGCCAUGCUAACUGGUGCUGAUGGGGACUUGAGUCCAACAACAUCUGAAGGUAACCAUGUUGGCUACCCCAAACCUGGAUGAUCAGAAUUGUCCAUCCAGACCAAACAUCCUUCUUUUUAUGGAGCAGCACCUGCACUUUGAAAUGCAAACUGUGCCUGUUAGCAUUUCCCACAUCUGCCUUUUAAUUAAAAGUUAAUUCUGGUGUUUUCCAAAGUACAAGAUGUGGCUCAAAAAUGUAACUUGUGCCAGUCGAAUUGUGCAUUGGUUGUUUUCUCUUUUAGAGAAAAGCUUUUCCUCAUAUAAAAUAAUGUCUGUAAUUGGAUUACCGUUUUGUAAACUCUUGGACUGAAUUAUAAAUCCUUUUGUCUUUCCUGCUAUUUCCCUUUGUAAUGCAGCUAUCCCCAUGUUAACGUCACCAAUUUUACAUCCAGCUGGAAGGAUGGCUUGGCAUUCAAUGCCCUUAUUCACAAGCACAGGUAAGGACUGGGGACAAGCCCUUCAGAGAACUUAAGUGCAGUGGGUUGAUGGACACCUGAAUGUUUUGCUGGUGUGCCUGAGCUAGCCUAGUAAUGAUGAGUGUAUGUGCACACAUUUGGCCUCAUCUUUCCUCCAUGAAUUCUGCCUCCUUUCCUCCACUAGUUUGCUAUAAAUCUCAAUUAUCAUUCUUGCUAUUUCUGCUAUUUGGAGGUGAGUGCCAUUUCUUAUGUGUCCAAAACGUCAUGAUCCAUGAACACAAAAGAACGAGGCCAAUGAGGACUGAGCAUGCCCAGCAGUCAUGGAAUGCUGAAAUAGACUCGCAUUCAACCAACUUUUUACUCAGAGUAGACCCAUUGAAAUGAAAAGUCCUAGGUUAUUUGUGGCCAUGAAUUCCCAUGGGUCUAUUCUGAAUAAAAGUUAGUUGAAUAUAACUCUGAAUGUUGGGGAGGAGGGAGAUAUUGUGUGUGAGGAGGAACAGAAUGGAGUAUUUCACUGACAGAGAUGCCGAAGAGGAGCAGACCACACUACAGCAUUUUGUUGCAGGCCUCACUGGCAAACUUAGCUUUCACUUCCUUUUGCAUGGUCAAGUUGGCCUACCACACUGCGUGCUUUAACUUUCCCACUGUCCUCUUAAUUUUUAGGCCUGACUUGAUUGACUUUGAAAAGCUGAAGCACUCGAACGCCAGGCACAACUUGGAGCAUGCUUUCAUUGUGGCGGAACGGCAACUUGGCAUCACCCAGCUUCUUGACCCAGAAGGUGAGUUUGUUUGGCUCUGUGCCUGCCCUUUUUAAAUUGAGAAUUGAGCUGACGAGGCAGAUGAGAAUUAUACAGAAGAAGUGUCCGUAAGUGCUGAGGAAAUGGUGGUUCACCUGAGGAAGCCUCUGAAUUGGCUGCAGAAUGUCUGACUAUAGAAUAUCAUGAAGUUAUGUAUACAUAAAGGUGGAUGCAAAGCUCUGAGGUUUUUUUUGCAGCUGUAAGCUCUCUCACAGCACAAUCCACCACAAAGCUCUUCUGUUGCUGCAUUGCUCUGAAAUGAAAGGAAGUUACAGGGAUAGCUCAGUCAGCAGAGCAUGGGACUCCUCAUCUUAGUGUUGUGGGUUCAAGUCCCAUGUUGGGCCAAAGAUUCCUGCCUUGCAGAGGAGUGGACUAAACAACCCUCAUGGUCCCUCCCAACUCCAUGAUUCCUUGAUUCUAAAUCUUUCUGUAUUCUGGUGCAUGCAUUUUUUAAUCAGAGCCUUUGAUGCUGUAUUUUUAGUCUGCUGUUCCUGAUCAUGGGUUUUACUAUGAUGUGUUAUGUGUGUUUUGUUGUUCAGAUUGUUUCCCUUCUUUCCUAUAUUUUUAUUUAUGAGCCACAUACAGUCUGAUUUUUUUUAUAAUAAAAAGGAAAGCUAUAAAGUCCAAAUUUAAGCCCUGCACAGAGACACAAAUCAGCCGCGCAGCAUGCAGUAUGAAAAAGUUCUUGGUGGAAGUCAUUCCUCCAGUUGUGCUCCAUGAAUGUUUUUCUGUAAAGCCAGCAUAGCUAACGGUUAGGCAUGAUGGGAGUUGUAGUCCCAACAGCAGAGAGGACCACAGAUUCCUCCUGGUUUGACAGCUGUGGAGUGUAUUAAAAAAAACCUAUCCCCUUAGCACUAGUCACAACUUUGAUGGUUUAGGCCUUAGGCGGAAUCCUAUAGUCUUCAUUCAAUUGGGUGGUGGUGAAGUGGUUCUCUGCAGCGGCGAUAACAGGGUACCCCCAUUAGAGGGGUCUGGAGGGAACUCUCGGAGCCAGUUGCAUAGGGCCAGUGGGCCAUAGAGCUUCCCUCGGCAUUGGGGGGCCAUCCAUGUAAACUUGCGUUUUGCAAUGGCUCCACCCCCGAAUAGACCCUAUCAUGCCUCAGUUCCCCAGCGUGGGAGCUGGGAGUGAUACACGCCCAAUGCCUAUGCCAAGGCGUCUGAAUUCAAUAAAGUUCCAUCCAUAUUAAAUCCCAGACCGUUGUUGUGUCCAUUCAUUUUCCCUCCUUAGCAGUUAGGCGUGCCGGAUGGGGGGACUCUGCGGCCAGGCACGCAAUGCAAAAAUCUUCUACAAUAAGUUUCUCCUACAAGGAUGGGCAGUGUUGUUGUUGUUGUUGUGGUGGUGGUGGUGGUGGUGGUGGUGGUGUGUGUGUGUUUUUUAAAAAAAGAAUUACUUUGUAAUAAAGAAUUGGGGAAAAUGUCCCCACUGUGUAGCCAGGAGAUGGGUGGAUGGGUGGGAAGGGGAAGAAGCAAAGAUCUUCCUGGGACUGGUCCAAGUGGUCCAUCAAGUGACAGAAGUGGAGAGGGAGCAAUGAAGCUGAGUGUCAGCUCAGUUACAAUCUGAGUAGGCUGUGGAGUUCUCUUGCUGUGAAGAGCGAGGUGUGUGUAUCUGAGUGUGCUGUGUUGCUUUCAAGGGGUGGGGGGUGGCAGUGCACACCAGCUCAGCUCAGCUCCAUCCACUUGCUGUGUCCUGGGCUGUAAUGACAUGGCAGAUGCUACAGUGAUUCUCAGGUAUUGGUCAUCACCUGAAUGCACAGAAGGCACUGGAUCUCACUUGCUCUCACUGCUUUCUAGAGUUCUCCCAAUGCUGGUGGUGCAUGAAAUCUUUUCCUUUCCCCCCCCUUUUUUACACCAGCAACUUCCUGUGGGUGCUAAAAAUUGCUUGCAGGGCCUAUAGUUCACCAUGCCUGGUUAGGUGAGAGGGAGUUUGUGCCCAGCAGUUAGUCAGCUAAUUAAUUACCAAGCAUGGCUUUCUUGAAGUCAGAAUGCAGUGGUGCUGAACCCCAUGAUACAGUUUAGAUGACACACUUACCCCUAGAAAUUGUGGGAAGUGUUCCUGCUCCUCAGUAAGUUGUCGUACUGUUGGAAGGCACAUACCUCUUUCCUUUCGACAUAUCGCAUAUCCUCCCCAUGGAAUUCAGUACAGUUGAGGUUGUAAUUAUUUUGCUUUUGUUUGUUUAUUAUAGAGUCAGGGCUGCUACGUGCAUUAUUCCAUUUAGGAAAACAAGUUCUUAUGCCUCUAUCUUUGCUCCCAUGCAUUCCAUUGUUUUCUUAUCUGAGGUUGGCUGGGGGGUGAGGUGGCUCGUUCUGCUACAUUGUGGUGUUCUGCUACAAAUUGGAAAACAAAGCUCUUGGGCACAAUGCAGAGCUCUCUUGACAUUCUGUUUUCUAUUCAGAUGUCUUCACAGAGAACCCGGAUGAGAAAUCCAUCAUCACCUACGUUGUUGCUUUCUACCACUACUUCUCCAAGAUGAAGGUGCUUGCUGUGGAGGGGAAGAGAGUUGGAAAGGUAAGGACAUGGUCAUAUAAUACCACCGUACAGCAGGCAAGUCCCCUUUCCGCCCACAGAAAACAGUUUCUUUACUACUUCCUUACUAAGCCAUAAUGACUGAUAAGCAACAAAGGCCAGUAAUUUGCUGCAAUGGCAGCCCUGCCGCCUCUCAACCUCCUCUUCUGCUAGGCUGGCUUUCUUCACAUAUGGGCUAGUCCGUUUAAUAGCUCUUCUUUGCAGCUAUUCUAGUUUGAACUUGUUAUUACUGAAUACGAACAAUAUUGUAUUAUUGUUUAUUUGACAUAACCAUCCCUUUCCACAAAAAAUGCCCCUAAACUACGUAAAAAUCCAUUAAAUACAUAAAAGCAUUACAAUAAUUUAAAAACAAAUGUAUAAAAAAUACCCCAUUCCGCUUUACUCUUUGAUUCCCAGAAUGCAGCUGAUUUACUCAAGCCACUGAGAACUGAGGUAUCCCCUGUCAUCAUAUAUAGACCCACCUUGGUUCUGUUAGUAUCUUGGUUAGGCCCUAACUGCCAGAGGUUGUGGAAACUUCUGACAGAAAAAUAACUGUGAGGGGUGAGAGACUCUCUGUUAACUACCAGGGAGUGGCUUUUCCCAUGUGCCUUGCCCCGCCCUCAAACCCUAGGAGCCUUUAUAAGGGAGUAGUAUGUUUAUAAAGAAGUUUGUGUGUGACAACUCAGUUUUAGUUCCUCUGCCUUAACAUUUGGUGGCAUCUUGCUAUUCUCACACAUCCUUUUACAGCAGGACAGGUGGUUCUUGUUAAUCUUCCCUGACAGGCCUGAGACUUCCAGCCUGCCAUGCAGCCCAGAAUUUCUAACGUCAAGCUUGUUGACAGUGCAGAAGAUUCCCAUAUGCAGGAUCUGUAGGUUGACAAUGGGCUUGACAUAUUUCCUCGAGCAGCAGGUGCCAGGGGAGCAACACUUUGUUUAUUCCUUUCCUCAGGUAAUGGACCAUGCGAUGGAGACUGAGAAAAUGAUCGAUAAGUACAGUGGACUGGCUUCAGACCUGCUGACGUGGAUAGAACAGACCAUUACCAUUCUCAACAGCCGCAAGUUUGCUAAUUCUCUGGCAGGCGUGCAGCAGCAGCUCCAGUCCUUCAGUACAUACCGCACAGUGGAAAAACCGCCCAAGUAAGCACCUGUCAACUGGAAGGAGGAUGCCCCCCCCCCUGCUUUUUGCUGAUGUUUACCAUUUCCCCCCCAGUAGCUUAAACUGUGCCCAUCUGCAUUGUGACUCAUUCGGUUGUGAUCCUAGGCUUUCUGUGCAGAUGGGGACAUCGUGAUGAUGAUAAUGAUACUGUAACAAAUAACAGUGAGGAGCCAAGCUGAAGGGGAACAAGGCAGUUGAUGUACCCUGAAUUGCAUUUUGUUACGAUGCCAAAAUAAAAUGCAGUUUCAGUGGGUUCUUUUGGUGCAGUUCUGCUGCCUUUCUUCUUCUUUCAAACAGGAGGAAUUUGGCAAAUGUUGCUUUGUGAAUGCCUAGCGAUCCCCUGACCUUGAGUUUCAAAGAGAGGAAAAGGAAAAAUGCCUCCCCUUCUAUAACUCUAUAACCUAGGGUUUCUAAACAUAAAGAUGACAACUUGAUGGUAGCUUGAAAAAGAUACCACAUAGUGCUGGUGUUAUGUUUUAGAGGCUACAAUCCCAAAGACGCUAUUGCAUAUGUGUAGGUUUGAAUCAACCCCAAAUAGCUAUAAGGUGUUUGUGUUUCAGUUUUUUAAAAGAACUUUUGUCACUAUCAUUCUUUUUAAUUUAUUUUUAUUUAUUAUUUAUCUGCAUGCAAAUUGCAAUAACUGCCCUAAACGCUGAUAAGUUAGACUUCUGGAUAGAUGAUUAGGUUAUUUCACUGCUUUUUACCAUUAAGCUUCUAUGGCCUGAGCUCAGAACACACUGUAUUUCAGUGACACUAAUAGACAUUGCUUGUGUUGUUCAUUGUAUCUUCUUUACCUAAAAGUAUGUUUUCUCAUUUUUGCUGUGUUCUUGGGCAGGUUUCAGGAGAAGGGAAACCUGGAAGUCCUGCUGUUUACCAUCCAGUCAAGAAUGCGAGCCAAUAAUCAGAAAGUGUAUACACCUCACGAAGGAAAAUUAGUGUCUGACAUCAACAGGGUACCUAAUGCAGUCCCUUAAAAUGGUUAACAGAAAUGUGAUAUAUUGAGAAUUUCAGUGUUAGGACUUUUCUUCUAGAUUUUUAAAAAAUUCUUGUUUAAUUAAUUUAGCUGGUUGGGAAAGGGCCUUAGGUUAGUAACAGGGCACCUAAUUUGGACUCAUAACAUCCAUGGUUCAAUCCCCACUACUGCAUGGCAAAAAAAUGAUACAGCAAGAUUAGAGAGGUGAUCAGCAGCUAAUGUGGAAACCAAGGAGGAAGCUACAGGGACAGCUGGAUGUGAUCCCACACCACAAGCUGAAUAUGUUUCCCAUCAAGUACCUUAGAUCUGCUUUGUACAAUACUUUUCCUAUUCAUUCUAGCAACACUGAAUAAAUGCUCACAUGGACAAUCACAUGGACCAUUUUCACAUAUAUAGUCUGCAGCACUUUCCAUGAGUGUAGUGGGGGGUUUUGGGGUGGGGGUGGGGAGUUUUGCUGGGACCAUAGGAGUUGUUACCAACUAGUAUCUGUUAUUGUUCAGUUCGCCACACUGUGUGUGUGUGUGUGUGUUCACAUGAGCAGGUGCCUCGAAAAAAACAGGGCUACUUGCAUAUACAAGAAAAGUGUUGUGAGAACAAUCCCUUAGAGAAAAAUACAAGGAGGAACAAUAGCUCUUUAUCUGGCCAAGCAACAUUUUGCUGAUGUGAGGUUGGUUAGCGCAGCCUGUAUAAGAAUGGAAUGCUUUGUAGAAUGUGCCACGCGGCAUUACAUAGGAUUUGCUGCGGCCUCUUGAUUGUAUAUUGUGUACCUGCUUACUGAAUUCUCGUUCUCCUGUGUGCACACAUUUGCACAGGCCUGGGAGAAGCUGGAGAAGGCGGAGCAUGAACGGGAGCUGGCGCUGAGAAACGAGCUUAUUAGGCAGGAGAAGCUGGAGCAGCUCGCCCGGCGCUUUGAUCGCAAGGCAGCAAUGCGGGAGACGUGGCUUAAUGAAAACCAGCGCCUUGUUGCACAGGUAAUGUGUGGCUUCAGGGAUUGUGCUGGCUCCAGUCUCUGAUCUGCCUGGUGGCAUCAGAAACAGCAGGGGAUGUUGGGGGGGACACAAGCACUCUGUUGGCACCAGCUUAAAAUGGUACCCAGAUCCCUUCUGGGGAAUUUGGCACCCCCCCAUCACCCUCUGCUCUAUAGCAUGCACAAGAAAAGGCAAUGUGCCGCCACACAGUUGCUAACCAAAGGCAAAUUUAAUUUGGGCAGGAUAACUUUGGAAAUGACUUGCCAGCUGUGGAGGCAGCAAAGAAGAAGCAUGAAGCCAUUGAAACCGAUACAGCAGCCUACAAGGAACGGGUCCAGGCCAUAGAGGAGGUGGCCAAGGAACUGGAGAUGGAGAAUUACCACGACAUCAAGCGCAUCAAUGCUCGCAAGGACAACAUCCUGCGGCUCUGGGAGUACCUGCUGGAGUUGCUGCAGGCCCGGCGGCGGCGGCUGGAGAUGAACCUUAAGCUGCAGCAGCUGUUCCAAGACAUGCUACACAGUAUUGACUGGAUAGAUGAGAUGAAAGUAAGGAAGGGCUUGGGUGGAAUACUGCAGGUUGAUAGAAAGAAGCCAGCAAAUUGAGGUGGAGGCUCAUCCUGUGCUCCCAUUGCCUGCCAUUUCCCCAAGACAGAUCAUCUUCCCAAGUGACUCCCCCCUGCACACACACACCUCCGGGUUCAAAAUGCAGCAUUAUAAACCCUAGGGAGGCAAGCUGUGUGUGGUAAUUUGGAAUGAAGAAAUGGCAGGCAGGAAAAGGAUUAAGCUUUAGUUCUGCUACUUUUCUGCUCAAAAUCAAUUCAUUCUGAAGCUGCUUUUCUCAAAAUAACAAUCGCCAUCAGGCUGCACUACAUGUGGUUGUACAUAAUGUGUAGCCUGCCCCUAGCAGAGGCAGAGAAAAGGGUACAUUCUUCCUUUGUGCUUCUACAGGCUAAACUCCUGUCUCCUGAAUUUGGGAAGCACCUGUUGGAAGUGGAAUACCUUCUUCAGAAGCAUAAACUGAUGGAGGCGGACAUGGUCAUCCAGGCUGAGAAGGUUCGUGAUGUCAGUGCAGCUGCCCUUAGAUUUGCCAACGGAGAUGGUAGGUGUUUGUUUUCCAAGAAGAAUUUUAUGACUUCUGUGAGUGAGUGAAUGAUGAAUGAUAAUUUCAUAGAAUCAUAGAAUCAUAGAGUUGGAAGAGACCACAAGGGCCAUCGAGUCCAACCCCCUGCCAAGCAGGAAACACCAUCAGAGCACUCCUGACAUAUGGUUGUCAAGCCUCUGCUUAAAGACCUCCAAAGAAGGAGACUCCACCACACUCCUUGGCAGCAAAUUCCACUGUCGAACAGCUCUUACUGUCAGGAAGUUCUUCCUAAUGUUUAGGUGGAAUCUUCUUUCUUGUAGUUUGGAUCCACUGCUCCGUGUAAAAUUUCUGAGUUGAGAAGCCCUAAGUAUAAAAGGGGGAGGAGUGAGGGGAGACCACCUGUAUCCUUGCCUCUUCCUUUUAAAAAAUGGUUUAAGGAAAAUGCCUCUGUCCUCUCAGAAUCAGAGAGUUGGAAGGGACCCUGAGGGUUGUCUUGUCCAACCCCCUGCAGUUCAGGAGUCUUUUGCCCAGCUUGGGGCUCAAACCUGCGACCCUGAGAUUAUGAGUCUCAUGCUCUGCCGGUGCAGCUAUCCCAGUCAUCUCCUGUUCCACCUUAAAUUGACUGAAUUCAUAGUAAAACAGGUCCAAGGUGCACAAAUUAAUUCAUAAGUAGGGCCUUUAAGUUCAGCUAGAAUCUAUAGCACUUGUUGCCUUGAAAACUGCUGGGUCCUGGGGUUUCAGGCGGCUACCUCUUGGGCCUAGCUGGUGCGAUAGUAGAAAGAAGGAUUGGGAGGCAGAGUCUGGAUGAUAUUGGAGGCUUUUCCAGAUAAUGAUUUUCAGUGCAAGAAUUGCACAGUUGUUGCUCAUUUGUUGUACUUUUUCCCAAUGUCUUCCCUCAAAAGAUGUGCUUCUCUUUAGGGAAUAUUACAUUUACUCAGGAUGUGAAUGUCAGUGUAUUGUGUGUGGCAGAAAUGCAAUUCUCACCUCUACUGGUUGACAAGUGUGGGUGGGAGUGCUGACUGAAAUGUGGGUGUGUGCCAGUACCCCAGCAGCUUACCAAAUAGUAUUUGUGACUGGGGAUGGGGAAGAAAACUGAUUCAGUUCAUGUUUAAAGGUGAACCUACAUACCGGUAAUUCAUACAUUCUGAAGCUAUAGGCAAGCUGAAAUGUAGCCAUCCUUUAGAAUUCUAACUUCUCUCAAUUUUGCAAGGCAGUUCUUCAGCCAAGUGCUUUGUAAAAAAAGGGUGUUUUUUAAAAAAAUGCAUGCACUAGGGCAAAACGUGCACGAAAAUGCAUGUAUUGAUGAAAAUAACAUACAAAAAUGCAUUUUAUUAGGGAACAUGGCUUUGUAAAUAUGUGCACAAUAAGCAAAUAUGUUAUAUGUUAGGAGAAAUUCACACUAAAAUACUGAUGAGUUUUCCACAAAGUGUUUGGAAAUUUGUAGAACUGAACUUAGAAGGGAAAAAAAUGAAAAACUGAGACAAACCAAAACUGAUAAAUUCAUCUGUCUCUGUUUGUUGAGUGCCACUAAUGAAAAAUGACAUAGUUCCUACACUCUAUGUGCCAUUUUUUAAAAGUCCACUUUAAAUUAUUUAGAGUCUGUCCACUGUGCAUCUAAAGCUUGCAAGCACUCAUGUAACCUUUUAAAAUAAAUUUCAGUAGCAAAUUCCAUCGGAGCCACUUUCUCCACUCAGACCUAUACUCCACCAUUUCAAGCAACAGUUCCAUUUUCUGUUUGCUUUUUAUUUUUGGGAUGGUGUGCAUUGUCCUUCUGAAGCUCUGCAAAGCACCUAUCUCUGCUUUUGCUUUUUUGUCAGAAUCAAUGAACAAAUGGAAAGCACAACUAUAGCUAUCCCCCCAUAGCUGUCUGUCUUCAUGUCACAGCUACUUAACCACCUGUUAGGUGGGCUGGUCCCUAGCAUUUUUUAAAAAACCACCUGAAAGUGCCUUAUAGAUGUUGUGCAUUUCCCCUUUCUGACUUAAAGGAAAAUGCAUCGUGCAUGUCUGCUGAUAGUAGCUUUGUGUCCACACAUGCUUGUACAGGUUAUCGGCCUUGUGACCCAAAGGUGAUACAGGAUCGGGUGAACCACCUGCAGCUGUGCCAUCGAGAGCUAAUGGCUUUGGCUGCGGAAAGGAAAGCUCGCCUGGAGCAGUCCAAGCGCCUUUGGAAAUUCUUUUGGGAACUGGAUGAAGCUGAAAGCUGGAUCAAAGAGAAAGAUCAGAUCUAUUCCUCCCUGGAUUAUGGGAAAGAUCUGACCAGCGUUCUCAUCUUGCAGAGGAAACACAAGGCUUUCGAGGAUGAGCUGCGCGUUCAGGAAACCCACCUGCAGCACACCAUCAAAGAGGGAGAAGCUAUGAUUGCUCAGAAUCAUUUUGGUGCACUUAAAAUCCGCAGAAGGAUUGAGGAAGUGAAAGCCCUCUGGGCCCAGCUGCAGGAACUGGCAGCUUUCCACAAGAAAAACUUGCAGGAUGCUGAGAGCUUCUUCCAGUUCCAGGUUGAUGCGGAUGACUUGAUGGCCUGGCUGCAAGAUGCCCAUCGUCUGGUGUCAAGUGAGGAUGUGGGGCAUGAUGAAUAUUCUACUCUAGCCCUUGUUAAAAAGCACAGGGACCUUUUAGACGAUGUAGCAGACAACAAGAGAGUCAUGUACAACCUGAACAGGCAAGCGCAGAACUUCCCCACGGAGUUUCGGGAUGAUCCAGGAUUUGAGAACAGACUGAAGGCCAUCCAGGCAAUGUACAAUGAAGUUGUGUCCCUAGCAGAUCUGCGUAGGCAGAAUCUGCAGGAUGCCUUGGAUCUCUACAAAGUUUUCAGUGAGACAGAUGCAUGUGAGCUUUGGAUGAGUGAGAAGGAGAAGUGGUUGGAACAAAUGGAGAUUCCUGAUACCUUGGAGGACCUGGAUGUUGUGCAACACAGGUAAAUGUCUGAGAUUGUUCCCUGGGCAGUGUAUGUUCGAUGUUUGGAACAUUUGUCUCAAACUAAACAAGUUAAGAGUGUGGAGGGAGUGCUUCAUACAUUAACUGGGACAAUUAAGGAGCAACUGCAGGAUCUACAGUAAUUGUGGAACACGUUUUUGUGGGUUACAGUCCACUUUGUAAAGAACUACACAUUACCCUGGCAAACAUGAUUUCUUAUGCAUGAAAUGACCUCAAAAAUAUAGCACUAAAGUGCAGGUGAAGGGCUUAAUUCAAGGUUCAGUGUGUCAGGCCUAGUCCUUAGCAGCCUGAACCUCCUCCAUUGUCUUCCUGUAUUGCAAUACUGUACUAUAUGAAGACAGACUGGAAGCAAAAUUACCAUGUAUGCAAGACUCAGGGCCACAAGGGCAUGGGGAGAGGCUUUUUACUCUGGAUUUCCAUUCCCCUGGUGACUUACCAAUACCUGAGUUUAGGUGUUUUCUGAAUGUGGCAUGAGACCUUAUAAUUCAAAUUGGGUUUUGGAGGAAUAGGAUCAAGACAACACAUUCAAAGUAGGACUUUAGAAGUUAUGCACUGUGCAUCUUUGGGAAAUGUUGAGUUUUCAAUUAAUUAACUGAUCUUGAUUUCAGGUUUGAUAUUCUGGAGCAAGAAAUGAACAACCUGGCUUCUCAGAUUGAAGGGGUCAAUCAAGCUGCCUUUGGAUUAAUAGAAAGUGGGCAUCCACGCAGUGUGAGUGUGAGGCAGUGUCAGCAGCGUCUGAAUGCCAGGUAAGUUCCCCUUAAAAGGACCAAAGCAGAUGCAUGAAAAAGAAGGACCUAAAGAAAGGAUCUCUGCUGCAUUCAGUGCAAUGAUUCUUUCAUUCAUUCAUUUUGCUCUGCUUCUUUUAGAUGGAAAGUCUUCCAGGAGAUGGUAGCUCAGAGGCGGAAAGCUGUGGACUUUGCCCUUAGCCUCCACAAUUACUGUGUGGAUUGCGAGGAGACAAGGAAAUGGAUCCUGGAAAAAACCAGUGUCAUCGAAUCUACGCAGGACCUUGGCAAAAACCUGGCAGGCAUGAUUGCCAUGCAGAGGAAGUUAUAUGGCAUUGAGCGUGACCUAGCGGCUAUCCAAGCCCGGCUUGCGUCCCUGCAGCAGGAAGCACACCGGCUAGCCGAAGAGCACCCUGACCUAGCUGACGACAUCUACAGUCGACUGACAGCUGUCACUGGAGUCUGGCUGGACCUGCAGAAUACGUUGCAGAGCCAGGAGGCCUCUCUCGGAGAAGCCAGCAAGCUGCACAAAUUCUUGCAGGACUUAGAUGACUUCCAGGCAUGGCUCUUCAAGGCCCAAAAAGCUGUUGCUUCAGAAGAGGUGCCCAACUCACUGGUAGAAGCUGAGCACCUCCUGCAGCAGCAUGCUGCCAUUAAGGAAGAAAUUGAUCAACACAAAGAUGAUUACCACAGUGUCAAGCAGAUAGGAGACAGAGUGACCCAAGGACAGACAGAUGUCGAGUAUCAGCAGCUAGAGCAGCGGCUUCAGGGCAUGGAUACAGGCUGGAAUGCCUUAUGUAAAAUGUGGGAUAGCAGGGAGAAAUUCCUCAACAAGUGUCUUGGCUUCCAGGAAUUUCUUAAAGAUGCAAAGCAAGUGGAAAUCAUUCUUACUAAUCAGGUAUGGCAGCAGGGAACAGGCAUCUUAUAACUUUUAUGUGUGUUACAUCAGUGUCUCAAGAUUGCAUCCUGGUGCUUGAGUGUCGUAAGUGUUACGCUCUACAGAGAAGCAGUAGUGGAAUUUGCCAUCUGAGCACUUGGAUGUCUUACAAAGCAUCUCAGCUGGCAUGUGGCAACCACAGAAAAAUCCUGUCCAUGCUGUGCACCCUCUCCUGUACAGGAGCUGCAUUUCAGCACAUAUUGAGAAAUAUUGGAGAAACAAGUCUUCCUGAUGCAUGCUGAAAGCCGAAUCCUGUGCUUAGCAGCAAGUUGAUAUAAGCAGUUUGCAAAAGCUGGGCUCUAUUUUAUGCAGGCAUUUCAAGUGCUUUCUCUUUAGCUGACAUGCAUAUGAUGGCUGCACUCUGCCAAACUAACAUGCAGACUGUUGUGGACUAGAAUUGGCUUUAGGCUUUGCAGAAGAGAGUUGUUGUUUUUUAACUUCCUGUGCUGUUUUUCUGAGUAAUUGACUUGUUUUCUUCCACAAUAUCUGCUUUAGGAAUACACUCUGGCUCACAUCGAGCCCCCAGACACCUUGGAAGCAUCAGAGGCUGCUAUCCGAAAAUUUGAAGAUUUCCUUGCUACUAUGGAAGCAAAUGAGGAAAAAGUUACUGGGCUGGUGGCCAGUGGGAACAAGCUGGUGGCUGAAGGAAAUAUUUACUCUGAUAAAAUCAAGGAAAAAGUGCAGCUGAUUCAAGAGAGGUAAUUUCCGUAGAAUAGUUUCAACGGGACAGCUCAGGACUAUUGCUCACAUUACAAGAUACAAAAAAAUAAAUAAAUUGUCCAGUAGCACCUUAGAGACCAACUAAGGAUGUUCUUGGUAUAAGCUUUUGUGUGCAUGUACACUUCUUUAGAUACACUGAAAAGUUGCUGAAUUACAACUUAUCACUAAACUGAAAGUUAUGGAGAAAACUGGUCUUAAUAGAGAUAUUGGAUUCCUGUCUCAUUACAUAUGCUAAUCAUCUGCAUACUAUCCCUUGCUUUUUCCUGUAGGACUAAUUGCAGUCGUUAACAGUCAUCAACAGGUUUACCAUACCCAUUGAGUUAAUCACCCAUCUCCUACUACCCUCCUGAGAAAAACCCCACUCCACCCUCCCACUAUAUAUAAGGGUCUGGUGACUUCUGUUUCAGUGCAUCUGAAGAAGUGUGCAUGCACACGAAAGCUUAUACCAAGAACAAACUUAGUUGGUCCCUAAGGUGCUACUGGACAUUUUUUAAAUAAAUAUAUAUAUAUAUAUAUAUAUAUAUAUGUAUGUAUGUAUGUAUUUCAACUGUGUCAGACCAACACCUACCUAAAACUACAAGAUACUGCACUGUACUCUGAUAUCACAGUGAACAGCACUCUGGAGAAGGUGUGUGGAGGGAGGGUGGGGAGAGAGAAAGGGAGAGAUUUGGUUAUCUCUUCAAACAGAGCAAAACCAUCACCCAGAUUUUUGUUCUGAGGCAAUAAUAGCCCAAAACAAGAGAUGCAUAUGAGAACUGGGGAGGCCUUUUCUGAGCUGCAAACCCUUCCCUCCCCACAAGUCCUAUUAAAAAAGGAAAACUCAUACAUCUUUAACCAGGAUAAUAAAAGACAAGCAUGACAACAGUCUGAACUUGCAACUCCAAACUGAAAGCUGCCAUUUGAGGAAGAGCAAAAAUGUACCGUAGAUAAGGCAGGGAUGGAGAGGUCAGUUUACCUGGUUUCUUUAUUGUGCUGUGCCCUGUUUACCUUGCAGUGAUUACUGUAUAGAAUCAUAGAACUGAAGAGUUGGAAAGGGACCCAAGGGUCAUCUAGUCCAGCCCCCGGGAAUGCAGGAAUCUUUUGCCCAAUGUUGGGCUCAAACCCACGACCCUGAGAUUAAGUGUCUCAUGCUCUGUCGACCGAGCUGUCCUAUUUCUAGCCUACAUAGCAGCAUUCUGUUUUUGACCACAUACAAGGCUUGAGCCCCAUUGAUGUGUGAUUCUUAUUUUCUGCCUCUGUGCUUGAGAUAUGGAAUAAUUCGGGAGUUUAGAAAGCAGCUCAUCUAGCUCAGUUUUGACUAUGCUGACUGGCAGUGGCUCUCCAGGGCUUCAGGCAGGGAGUCUCUCCCAGCCCUACCUGGGGAGAUGUCAGGGGUUACACCUGAGACCUUUUGCAUACAGAGCAGCUGAUUCUACCACUCAGCUACAGCCCUUCCCUAAAGGGCUGUCAUUGGAAAUCUACAGUACACAGCUGCUUUACACACAUACAGACAAGUGUAGCAGGGUUCUCUGGGUUGCUGGGAUAAAUGUGUUAUGAUACUAGCUAAGCCAGUGGUUUUCACUGUGGCACCCUGAGGUGCCUUGAAUGAUGGUCAGGGAUGCCACGGGCAACAUUGGCCUCUGUCCCUCUUUCCUUCCCUCCCUCUUCUGAUGCCCUCUUUCGUCUCUGCCUACCAAUGGUUGCAACAGCCCUGGGUAUAAACUCUGAAGGUGAAUGGCGCCUCUGGGAGGCACCUCCAUUUGGGGUGAGGACUCAGAGACCAGGGAAGGCAGCAGCAGCUGCCCAGAGGACUACCAGGGAGAGGAGAGGAGGUUGAGGGAACACUCCACAAAGGAGGGUGUUUGAAAAAGGGAGAGAAAAAGGGAGAGAGUCUGCCAGCUUUGCAGAGAAGGGGUGACAUAACUGGGCUCCUGAGCCCCACAAGGUUGCUGCAGAAAGAAUGUAGUUGGUUAAGGGAGCAGUGGACUCAAAAAGGUUGAAAACCUCUGAGCUAAGCUAAUAGACGACUGGGAGGAAGAGCAGGAUAUAAAUUGAAUAAAUAAUAGCCAUUUAACAAUGGCACUAUUGUUGUUUAUAGGUACAAUAGAAACAUUGCAAAAUCUCAAGAGGCCUUGGUGCUGCUGAAGGACAAUCAUGAGCUGCGGAACUUCCUACAGAAUUGCCAGGAGGUAAGGAUGCCAGGCCUACUACUCCUGCCUGCUACCACUAAUCUAAGGUGCAUCUGCAUUUAUCCUUCUUCUCCAAAUGGUGGUUAUAACUUUGGCUUAUGCCAGCAGUAAAUACUUCUCACUGCAACUUUCAGCUGUCAAAAAUAUAUUCCUGAUGUUUAGUCGGAAACACUUUUCUUGUAACUUGAAUCCAUUGGUUCGGAUCCCAGCCUCUGGAGAAGGAAAAAGAAAUUUCCUAUCUCAGCCCUAUGAUUCCAAGUACUUCAGAGAAGCACAAUCAGUCAUUAAAAAGUAGCUGAAAUAAAAUGGGUGGGUGGGGAAAGAAUUAAGUAAGAAUAUGAGCAAAACAGUUUGUUUAGCUAAUUAUUUUACCCGCAUUUAUCAUUUAGCUUCAAGUACUAGCAAAAAGUUAAGGGAGUUUGGCAAAAGUCUAUAACCUCCCUUUGCAGUACUGUAAUUAACUUCCUUUGUUUGCAGCUUACUAUCUGGAUUGAUGAGAAGAUGCUCACAGCGCAAGACAUAUCCUACGACGAAGCCCGGAACCUGCACAGCAAAUGGUUGAAGCACCAGUCUUUCAUGGCAGAACUUGCUUCUAACCAAGGAUGGCUAGAGAAUGUAGAUGAGGUAAGUUCUUGCAAGACUUGGAGUAGUGUGACAUCUCUCCCAGCUCUUUUCUCCCAUUGUCUCUAUACCUUAGUGACUCCUGCUAUUUCGGAGCAUUAUCCUGUCCUCAUCCAGCCACUAGCUAAUGUUGUGUUGCCUGCAACCACUUGGAGCACUGCAUGUAGUUGACUACAAAGACCCAUCUCCUUCCAACCCUGUAUUUCUUACUCUGUAUUUUCUUGAUGAGAAAUAGCCAGUCCUUUGCUCUGACAAGUGCUUCCAUGUCUCUCCCCCAUCCCCUCUCUCUUUUCUCCAGGAAGGGCAGAAGCUAGCAGAACAGAAGCCCCAGUAUGAACACAUUGUUUGCCAGAGGCUAGUGGAGCUGCACCAGCUUUGGGACAAGCUGCAAGCAACCACAGAUGAGAAGGCUCAGCACCUGUUUGAUGCCAACCGCUCUGACCUUUAUGCACAGAGCUGUGCUGACCUUGAUGCAUGGAUUAGUGAGAUGGAGGAGCAGCUGAAAUCUGAUGCCCAAGGGAAAGAUCUCACCAGUGUCAACAUCCUACUGAAGAACCUGAAAGUAAGUCAUAGGGGGUGGCAUUUGCCGAUUAACGAACAUGACUAAAUUAGGUACAUUAUUUUCAGUGGGUCUGGUCUGAUAAAAACUUAGUCAAAUACCACUUCCAGGAUGGAGAGAGGAGUCAAUGCAGAUACCCAUUGCCAAGGGGGAGAGAGGGGGAUCUGGAAAGUCAGUGCAAAGCCUUGCUGCCAGGCGGCAGAGGUGGGGGUAGUUAUCUGUUAACAGUCCUCCUCCCCCCACAAGGGAGUGUGGCAGGGCUGUGACCAGCUUUUGAACUGCCCCCUUUUUUGCUCCAGAACUUUCCUUGUUAAAACACCUCUUUAAAGUUCAUUCAGAGCAAACAGCAAUCCACGAAAGCCUGACUUGACAUUUGUUCCAAUUGAGUGCUAAAGAGUGGGUUUUUGUGGGGUAAGCUCCAGGGCAAAAAAACACACCAAACCAACCAGCACUCAGACACAGAGCUUAGGACGUGUGCCUGGAAAGACCUUAGAUACUGCAAUAAUCCCUUUUCACCCUGAUUCCAGUGUAUUCUUUCACCUUUGCCAUCAGAACAGGGGCUUUCCAUUUUUUGCUGAGACCACCAUUUUCUUACCCCUCACAAAAAAAGGCCCAACCCUCCUCAAUUACUGUUUCCAUGAUGGUUCUCUUCAAGUCUCUCCAGUCUCAGGUGUGAAUAAAAAGGGUGUCCUUGUUUUUCUAGGAAAUGAAAUGGGAAAGUCAGGCUGGAAAUUUGUAAAUAUGUCACCAAGCCCAAAGCCUAUGGCCCAAAAAUAUAAAUUUUGACAAGAUGACUGAGUUAAUAGAGACUUUCUAAUUUCAGCGACUAGAUGAGCAAGUAAGUGUGAGGAAGAAAGAGAUGGAAGACUUGCUGUCUCACGCCCCUUCAACCAGAGGAGACCUGCAUGAAGCAGAUGGCAAGCAUGAGAUCAUUGAGAGAAGGUUCCAGGAUCUUCUGCAGCCAUUGGAUAAGAGGAGGAAGGAGCUGGAGACAACCAAGGCUCGAUACCAAUUGGACCGGGAUCUGGAAGAUGAACUGGUGAGCUAUCAUCUGAAUGUGCUAUUAGGAAGGACUUCUAGUCAACCUUAUUACUUUAAUUUAGAGGGCAGGGGGCUCUGUUACAGUACAACUGGUCCCCAUGAGACACAUAGGCAGUCUGUGUUAGAUAAACAGAGUAAUACAGUUGUACCUUGGAAGUCGAAUGGAAUCCAUUCUGGAAGUCCAUUCAACUUCCAAAACGUUCAAAAACCAAAUUGAGGCUUCUGGUUGGCUGCAGGAAGCUCCUGCAGCCAAUCAGAAGCUGUGAAAGCCCCAUUGGACAUUCAGGUUCCAGAAGAAAGUUCACAAACCGGAACCAUCACUUCCGGGCAGCCUUCAGGAGCCAAAACGUCCGAGUUCCAGGGUGUUCGGCAUCCAAGAUACAAGUGUUACUUCAUCCCUCACCCACCCCACUUGUGUACACAUAUAUAGCUUGACUUUUCUGUACCUGCACUUUAGUCAUUCUUCUGUAUUCCAGCUUUGGGUACAAGAGCGAUUGCCCCUUGCUCAGUCCACUGACCAUGGCACAAACCUCCUGUCAGUACAGAUGCUUACGAAGAAAAUGCAGGUGAGUCUGUCCACCACCUCUGAGUUUUGUCCCCCCCCCCGCCACCAAUUUAAUUUAAUUGCAUUUUGGAUUGAACACAUAGGCUGGCUGGGUGGAUUUUGGCUGUGGCUGCAAACAUCCAAACGUUCAGUAGUGUCUGUAUAAUAGCUGUUAGUAAAUGGAGUGGGAGGAUUUCUCAAAUAUGCAUGUACCAGGAGCUCUCCAGCUUUGCCUACUCACCACUCUCUGCCAGAUGCCUCACCCCCUUGCCAAGCCUCCUCCCCUUACAGCUUGAUUUGAGAGUGAUGUUGUGUGGAUGAUGCUGCAUAAAUGGGGACACAGGCAGACCCUAGCCCACACUAAACUUUGGUGUGUACAAGCCCUGAGCCGAAGGAGUUCCCUGAGGGUGGGUGGGGAUGCAGGUAGAUGCCAAAGUGCUUCCCUUUGCAGCAGCCUGCAAGACCUGAAUAUUGCCAUCAUGUUAGACGUUGUUGUCAUUAGCCUCUAUUAAUGACUACUCAGUAAAUGGGAAGAGCUCACUUCAAAUAGGUUUUUGAUCUUAUCCAAACCUCCUUAAAAGUGCCCCUGUCCCUUGCUAGACGCUGCAGAAAGAAAUUGCUGGCCAUGCCCCACGCAUUGAGGACGUCCUUUUCAGAGGGGAGGCCAUGCUGGCUGGAGCGGAGGGGAAUGGAGACUUCCGGGAUACCGAAGAGCGCCUGAAGCAGCUGAGGGAUUCCUGGAGCACUUUGCAAGAGGAAACGUCAAAGAGGUUGCAGCGCCUGGAAGAAGCAAGUGAGGCUCAGCGAUAUUACUUGGAUGCUGGUGAAGCAGAGGCCUGGAUAAGUGAGCAGGAGCUCUAUAUGGGGACUGAUGAGAAGCCAAAGGUAAAGGUGCUAAUAUUGCCGGAAGCUGCUGCCACAUCCCCAGGUCGUGGGGGGGGGCAGUGAUGGGGCAGCACAGUGAAAUGGGAUGUGCCACUCCUGGGUUGGCUCCACUCCGGGGCAGGAUAAGAUGCCAUCAGUAACUGGAGGGGUUUUCUUUUCCUAGGAUGAAGAGAGCGGCAUUGUGAUGCUGAAGAGACUCCUUCGCCAGCAGCGGUCCAUAGAAGAGUACGGGAAAAACAUCAAGCAGCUGGCUAGCUGGGCUCAGAAGCUGCUCUCCGCUGGACACCCGGAAGGGUAAGUAUGUCUGGCUGCUGUUUCCCAGUCUCUCAAAGCUUUGGAAAAGAACAGCGAGGAGAUUUUUAAAAAGUUCUGUGGAGCGUGGUAUCAACUGACCCAUCAUAGAUCCCAUAUCUUGUCAUUUGGCUCUCUGGAAACGCAGGCCACUGUAUAUCUGCUGGAUUGUGUCUUUCUUCCUUUGGCAGGCGAUAUGGCUCAGGCAAGUCCUCCUUUGGUGUUUUUCAGGGAGGAGAUAAUCCGGCUGCAGGGGCAAGUAGACAAGCAGUAUGCAGGCUUGAAAGACCAGUCUGAGGCGCGCAGGCGUAAGCUGGAGCACAUGUGCCACUUCUUCAAGCUGAAGCGAGAAGUUGAUGACCUGGAGCAGUGGAUCGCAGAGAGAGAUGUAGUGGCAUCAUCCCCAGAGAUGGGCCAAGACCUCGACCAUGUCACUGUGAGCAAGCACUGUCAGAAUGUGCAUUAGGCAGCCCAUUGUGGCCAGGUGUCUUAGUCCCCAUCUCUCUUGAGAUGCCAGUUCCACUUUAGGGGUAUAAGUACCAUGUGAAUGAGGACAAUGGGUGGUGAGUGGUGUUAUUUGACUGCACACGGUCAUGUGGUGGCCAGAUGAAACCUUGCUGCUAGGUGGUACAGGGUGUGUUAAAAUUCAAUUGCAUUUAACAUACAGGGAACCCCCGAUGUAUGCAGGGUUUAACCACUGCACGUUUACAAUGGGAAGUUAUAAUUUAUUCUUAUGCUGGAAGGCUGGCUUGUUAGGGUAUGGGAAUCAGCCCACAUGGCAAAGUUAACUAAUGUUAUAAGUUGGCGUAAAGGCACAAACAAACAAGUAAUUGUUUUUUAAGUGGAAUAAUCUUGCCAUGUACUAGUGCAAUAAGCCACAAGAAAAUAAGUAACCACAUAUGCUGUUGCAAACUAUUUAGUAAUUUAAAGGAUAAUUUAAUUUUCUUAUUUUCUCCUCUUGAGUACAUAUAUAUUUACAUAUUCACAUUUUUUUUCUUUUUUCUCUUUUACCUGUUAAAAUUAUCCCGUGCUUAAUAUAUCUUUUUGUAUUUACAUGUUUAGGCACUAUCUUUUUUUUAUAACAAAAGACAUGCAGCUUGGAGUGCAGAAAUCACUAUAGUUUUCUUCAAAUAUUAGGAAAGUAAAAGUGUGUUGGAGACAUGGCGCUGUGUCCGACAACCUUGCCACCUCUACUCCUGACUUUACCACAUUCAGCAGCAAGGUCACAAUUGGGCUCGCAAAUGUGUUCCCUUGAACAUGCUUACCAGCCUCCCUUUCCUUCGGAUCAUUCAGGUUUCUCAGCCACAGGGGGGACUUGUAAGCACGCUCAAGCAAACUUGCUUAGGAGCCCCCUUCAGACCAUGUUGCUAUGUCUAGUCAGGGACAGGCUGGAGCGCAUGAUGCUGUCACUCCAACAUACCUGCACUUGGCUAAUGUCUGAAGAGAGCUUGUGUUAUGACAAGAGUGGCUGUUGUAAGCUGUUUUCAGAAAAUCAGCCACAUUAGUGUGCUGCAGAAAAAACAAGAAAGAACAUUGUGGUACCUUAAAGGCUAACAAAUGUCUUAUGGCAUAAGCUUUCAUAUGUUGGUAGGCUUUUUCAAUUUUGGGUGACAGCCUGCAACAGAAAACAACAACACUCUUUUACAUCACUAUGCAAAAUAAAAGAGCCCUACCCUCCUUUGCAUAUGGUUAUCCUAGAGAGAAAAAGGAGAAAAUUGGCAGAUUCUCUCUCUCUCUCUCUCUCUCUCUCUCUGUGUGUGUGUGUGUUCAAGUAAGUCUCAUGUUGUAAUUUGGGAGUGAACAUGGGCUCUGGAUCUACAUAAAGUGACAUUGCAUCCAUUGUUGAAUGAGAUUAGACCUCUUAGAAUGCUCAUGUUCUCUCUGGUUUGUUUCUUGGCUAGCUACUGCGAGAUAAGUUCCGUGACUUCACCCGGGAAACAGGAAACAUCGGGCAGGAGCGGGUGGACGGUGUCAAUCUCAUAAUUGAGCAGCUGAUUGAUGCUGGCCACCCGGAAGCUGCCACGAUUGCGGAGUUGAAGGACAGUCUGAAUGAGAGCUGGGCUGACUUGUUAGAGUUGAUUGAUACCAGGAUACAGCUGCUGGCUGCCUCCUAUGAACUGCACAAGUUCUUCUAUGAUGGUGGUGAGAUCCUGGUUCUCAUUGAGGAGAAGCACAAGGAGCUGCCGGAGGAGUUGGGCCGGGACGUCAACACAGCAGAGUCUUUCCACAGGAUGCACACAGCCUUUGAGCGAGACAUCCACUUGUUGGGACAGCAGGUAACCACAUACCUUACAAGUCUAUAGCUCGCUACUGGACGACAUGGGGAACUAUAUUGGUAUAAUCCCUGGUAUAGAUCAGAAAUAUAUGUGUUUGAGCACUCCAGGGAUGCUCGGCCUUGACCUUCCACAUUUUUCUGUCAUCUGUGUGUCUUGGCUAAAGGGAAAUUGAACAGGUCUAUGUGGCGUUUUCCAGAUCUGAUUGAAGUUAGCAUCCUCCCUUGGAAGACUUUGGAACAUAAGGAAAACAGUGGCAUUCUUGAUUUAUUGCGCUACGGAGCCCAAACCAGAUUCUCAAUGUUUUCGUUUCCCUAUGAAACUGGUCCUUCAUGCUUCCAUUUUAAAAUUAGGAAACCAUGUCUGGGAGAGACAUGCAUAGCCAGCAUACUUCCAUACUGCCGAUAUUUUUGAACAGGCUUCUGUCGCGUCUAACAAAUUCAGGCUGCACAACAGACGCUUGAUGUGGACCUCCGAAACAAAUUUUCCCCAAAGCCGAGACUUUUUGAAGUAAGGAAAGUGUUGGAUAACGAUGCAACAUUGUCUAAUCUCCCCACAGACAAAUCAGGCUGAAUGCCCAUUAAACAGGUUUCCUGGAAGGGACUCUGGUCUUAGGUGUGAAGUGUACGUUCUUGGGUUGCAAUAUAAAGUUCCCUCUUCUCUGGCAGGUUCAGCAUUUCCAGGAGGUGGCGGUACGCCUGCAGGCAGCCUAUGCUGGGGAAAGGGCCGUCGCUAUUCAGAAGCAAGAGCAGGAGGUGGUGAAGGCCUGGAAGGCCCUGCUGACUGCCUGUGAGGGGAGGCGGGCUCAGCUGGUUGACACGGCAGAGAAGUUCCGCUUCUUCAGCAUGGUCCGGGACCUCAUAUCUUGGAUGGAGAGUGUGAUCCGGCAGAUUGAAACACAGGAGAAGCCCAGGUAACAAGAUGGAAUGGGAAUGGACUCCCACCCCCACCCCUUUUUCUUUUCCCACCCAGAUGCUAGAGAAACCAUUUGCAGUUCCUGGCAUGCUGAUGCAACCCUCAAGAGCUGCUUACCAAGUUCAUAAUCUCCCCCCCCCCCUUUUUUUUAAUUCAGCCCUGUGAGCUGUAACAUUCUGGGAAGCAGCCUGGCUGGAAGCCAGUUGCACAUCACAUUUGCUGAUUCAGGCUUUGCAUGCCUUUGAGACUGGUUUUCAGGAGAUCUCCUACAACUUGAGAAAAAGUCCUUGGGCUUUUCAGCGCCGCUGAGGAUCCCUUGGGUGUUAGUAACGUUCUGCUGCUUGUUUAUUCUUCCAUUAUUUCCCCCGUUUAAAGGGAUGUUUCGUCUGUGGAGCUUCUGAUGAAACACCACCAGGGCAUAAAGUCCGAGAUAGACACCAGGCAGAAAAGCUUCACCACUUGCUUUGAUCUUGGCAAAGCCCUGCUGCAGCGCAGGCACCAUGCUGCAGAUGAGGUGAGGGCUUCCCAGCACAAGCUUUGUUGUGAGAGAUGACUAAUAUAUAUGCAAGACUGCAUUAAGCAUGGCUGCUCCCCACCUUAGGUUCCUGCGGGUGUAGAUGGAGGCACUGGCUUUCUGGAACUAAGGUGCUUCCUCCUUCAUCCCUUAGACCAGGUGGCAUUUAUGACAGAGCAGCCCCUCUCCCCCUCUGACAUUUUCAGCAACCCAUUCAGAAUUCUAUUUAGGAGAAGGGGAGCCUUUUUCACUCUGGGGAAUUCUCAUGAACAUCUGUGACAGAUGAGCGGGACGGCCUGCCUGACAAUCAUUAUGUCAUCAUAUGAGUGACCGGUAGUUUGUCCCAUCUACCUGUUGAAAUCCCUUAUGUGAGUUUCCCAAGCACCUGAGAGCCAGUUGGGAACCAUAGCACACAGGGCAUUGCCAGCCCUAUGCUUGGCACUUUGGAAAGGGAUGAGCACAGGCUGGCAAAGCACUUCUUUCUCCUGCCCGUCAGCUGAUGGGGAAAGUGGAAAGGAGUUCUCCAUUGCACAGUGCAUGCCUGCAACCUCACGGUGGGGGUGGGAUAUGUGCAUUGCUCCAAGAGGGGGAAGAGGAUCUGUGGAGGGUGCAAAAAGCAUGAAUAGGUAGGACAGUUCAGUGCCUACCACAUACAUGGAGCAAACUCUCAUUUAAAGACGGGGUCUGCUGCCAUGGCAUAAAACAUGGGCCUGAGCUGCUCCCUAUUUUGCCUGUGUUUUUUGCUCAUGCGCAGUAGUUUUAAUUGUCCCAAGAAACUACAGAAUGAAAAAUCCCCACACUUCAUUUAUAUUAUGUGAAUAUCUAAUAGGUAUUCCAUGCCUUCUGUCCACAACCCAGCACAGAGGGAAAUCUAAGGCACUUAGGUGUGCUUAGCUUUGAGCAUCUGCCCAUGUCAUCAUUGUUGUGUGCGUGCGCUGUCUUAGGGUUUCUUCUUGUAAGAAAGAAAAGCGGGAUUCGUGUAAGCAUUAUACAUAAUUAGAGCAGGAAACUCUGUGCACUUAACCUAACUGCCAUGAAACCUGUGGCAGGGAGGGAGAGAGAAAACUUUCCUUCCUUUUCUUUUAGAUAAAAGAAAAACUGAUGCAGCUGGCAGAGAAGAGGAGGGAGAUGGUGGAGAAGUGGGACAGGCGUUGGGACUGGCUUCGCUUGUGUAAGUAUCCCACAGGGUGUUUCCUAGGUGGGCUGACUGGAAUGAGGCUUUUCCACCCAAGUGGGCACUUUUCCAUGUAGGGCAAGGUCCAGCCAUCAGUGUGUGUGCAUCCUACAUGCUGAAUCAUGACCCUCUCUCUGGUUUCCCUUCUCCUCUUCACGCACCAGUGCUUGAGGUGUGCCAGUUUUCCAGGGAUGCCUCAGUGGCCGAGGCGUGGCUCAUUGCCCAGGAGCCCUAUCUCUCCAGCGGUGAUUAUGGGCAAACUGUGGAUGCUGUGGAGAAGCUACUGAAAAGACACGAAGCCUUUGAGAAAUCCACAGCCACGUGGGAAGAACGUUUUGCUGCCUUGGAGCGUCUGACCACAGUAAGUAGCCCACAGAAGGAAGAGCCUGCCAGCACUUUGUAUGGUUAACAAUAAUGGAAACCUACUAACCAAGCUGGUUUGGAAUACGGGGAUCCAACUGUUGCUUCUUAUUACUACAGUGGUACCUCGGUUGUCAAACGUAAUCCGUUCCGGAAGACUGUUUGACUUCCAAAACGUUCAACAACCGAGGCGCAAAGGGCGGUUGGCAAAGUCAAUGGAGAAAAAAGAAAAAAAUGCAGCGGAAGCCGUUUGACUUCUGAGGUGCAUUCGAAAACGGAAGCAAUUCGUUUUCGGUGUUUGGGUUCCAAAAUGCUUGGCUUCCGAGUUGCUCAAAAAUUGAGGUACGACAUUAGAAAGCCUAAUUUGUGUUUCAUUUUAUUUUAAUGUGAAGCUUUUCAAAAACACUUUCUUGAAUAAUCCUGCAGAGAGUAUUGGGCUGAAAAAUAAUAAUAAUUUGAAGAUGAAUAUACGUAUAUUUGUCAGUAAACAAAGCAUUGCUUUCAAUGCCUGUUAUAGUACCCUAAUGCCUUCUAAUACCUUUCUCAGUUAAACCAGUGCUAGACCCUAGAGCAGUGAUCUGGCAACAUAAAAGGCAAAUAGCACAGUGAAGUGCAAUAUGGGGGAAAUGUGUAGGUGUAGGAAAGGCAAAACUGACCCCUGAAGGGAUGGGGUAGAUGAAAAUGAGGUCACAGGUGCAACAGGGAAUGGGGAGUGGCCUCUUUCACAUCUGCCUAUACAAAACAAACCCACCCUGUCUGUUCUUUAAUAUUCCCCCCAAAAUAUUCUUUUUCAGCUUGAAUUACUAAGGAAUAGAACGAUUCCAGAAGACCUUUCGCAGCACAAAGUGGCUAGGACCACAGACCUGGAGUUUGACUUUGAGACAGAGCCUGAAACUGAGAUGGGGUAGGUUACAUGUAUGUAAGUUGCCCUUUGGGCUGUUACUUCCCUGAGUGUCAGCAGAACUCCAUCAAGAACAGGCCAAAUCCUCAAUUCCCAGACACAAGAACCACCCACCAACAGCGUCUCCAUUUUUUUAGGAUUCAGUUUCAGUUUGUUGGCUCUCAUCCAGUCCAUUACUGCCUCCAGACUCUGAUCCAGAGAUCAUGUAGCUUGCUGGACCUCUUCAACACUGCCUUAUCCACAUCUUUGGGUCACAAUAAGUGAAACUCCUCUCAUAACUCUGAAGAAGAUGGUGCUCUCAAUAUGAACAGUAUCAAUUGAUGUCCCAGGGGUGUAAUUCCACAAUUAGGAUUAACAUUUCUGUCCUAUGCUGGAGUGCAACCUGAGACUAUUUUUUGAGUCUGGUGUUUUGGCAGAGGCAACAGCUAUCUCGUGAGUGUAGAGUUGAUCUUUUUUGAGUUGGAAAGAAAAAAAAGGACUGAGAUGCUGCCCUCUUGUGGUUGUGAAAACUAUCUUACUUCACCUAGGGCUGAGAUUCCUAGUGUCUUUGUUGCCGUUCCAUACUGAGUUUGGUUGUAUGGUGUUGAGUUCUGGGUUUUGCAUGCACAUUAUUUACACAACUGGAAACGUCAGCUCCACACUCUUCACCGCUGCAAUUAUAUGGUUUUCUUUGUAUAGACACUAUAUAUAUAGUUUUUUCUUCUUUAAAAACACACACAAACAAACUUCAGCAGUAGGCUGUAUCUAAUUGGUGAUGUUGCACAGGCAAAGGGGCUUUUGAUCCAGCAGGAGGCAUGCACUAAUGGAAGAGGGUAGGCAAUUUUUGCUAAUUUCCUGCAGCUCCUCCCUCCCCAAUCUGUUCUGGAAGGUCCCUUCUCCACUAUUAGUGGACAUCUCUGCUCAAGCAAUAGCACAGGGAGGAUGAGUUAUUCUGCUCCAUGUUGUUUCCAUUUUAUAUACUGGAUUAUGUUCUUCUGUGUUUACUGUAGGCCUGAAGAAGAGAGGGAGAAGAAGGAGGAGUUAAGUUUAGAAGAUGCCGUUUCUCCUGAUGCAGAAGACUCAUCACUGGUCAGUUAUCAGUUUUAGUUCCUCCUUCCUGGAAACCUCCACAGCUUAAUUCAGUUAUCCAGUUUUGUUGCAUCUUUGUAAAAAUACACAAAAUGUAUUUUUCUGGCAAAAGAAAGAGAAAAAGAAUUCUCUUAUGUUCAGUUAUUUAGAACUUUAACUUGCAGUGCUCUUCACAGUCUUCUUCUUUGAUAAAUAUAGUAAACACCAGGAAAUUUGGAGCCAAUAUGUAUAUCUGCAAAAUGGAUCUGUUAAAUAUAGAUUAAUGUUACUAUUUUAAUAUGUACUUUCUCAACCUGGUGCUCUUGAGAUGUUGCUGGACUGCAGCUCCCAUCAUCCCUGUUCACUGGCCAUGCUGGGUGGAGCUGAUACUUAGCUGGAGUCCAGCAGCAUCUGGGAACCCAAGGUUGGGAAAGGCCGCUCUACGGUUCCCCCUAAAUUAUAUUUUUGCUGUAACAGAUCCUUCAUAGACACACUUGCGUAUAUGUUUUGAACUGGAGAGCUGCUGUAUUCUCAUUGAAGGAGCUACUGUAUCUGACGGUGUCUAAUGCUUAUAGCAAGGUGCACAGUUUUGACCGUACACGAUUAGACUGUUAGCUACACACAUUUCUCAGUUAGGAUCCUGGCAACAGCACACAAGCCUAGCAGUGUGCUUUUUGGAAUAGUUUCUGUGUCAGAAACCUUAAACCCAGGGUAUCGCAAGUAGUGUGACUAGAUGGAAAAGAAUAUAAGACUUCUGGUCAUUUAAUGGUGGUGUAGAGUAAGGCAUUUGUGCAGAAUAAUGUUGGGUUUAGAGAUCUAGAUGGAGGCACAAUAUCUGAUAGUUCUUGUAGAAAAAGUGUGAAGACAGGUAGAGGGAAGAGUAGAAACACUCUUAGCUUAAUCAGUGACCCACCUUCUCUGGAGUGAUUCCUGAGGCACUUUCCUCUUUACAGGCCUGAUCCUGAUCUCUUUAUAAAGCCAAAGAAGCUCCUGGCUUCCAAGUGAUUUUAAUUAGUCCAGCCGCAUCAAAUGAAUGAAUGUUUCAAAGAUACUCAUCACCUGAUCUCCCUGCUGUUCCUGUGGAGUCUUUCCUGUUCCCUACCCACAGCUCCGAAUGCUGUCUGGAUCAAGGAGUCAAAUGUUUAUUCGAAACCCAACUGUACCCAGAAGAGAGGGUUAUUCUAUAUAUAUUUUAUUUUUCAGGCAUUUGGGAAACCCUUUUGAAAAGAAGAUCUGAUCUGUCUGGGAACUUUGUAUCCAACUUGGCCUCUCUAACAACAUAUUUUUUGUACGUUGUUUUUAAUAAGCAUUUGCUUUCUUCUUUAUUCCACUCUGCCCUUUUAAGGAAUGAAGAUAGGCCUUGUUGUACUCAUGGUGAAAAGAAAGUGAUGAGCAAAAUUCCAGCAUGGGCUACUCAGGCCCACAUCCCAGGUUGCUCUAUUGUCUUAGGAUCCAAGUUUCAUUCUCUUGCAAAGGAAGAAUGUGUCAGGUGUAUUGAUGCAUAAGUCAAUACAUUUUCACGUGGUGCAAUGCAGUGGCCUGGUGAGAAGAAGAGUGGAGUGAUUGAGCCUACAGAAAUGCAUAAAAUACAACCUAUAGUUAGUGAAGAGAAAUCACAAGAUGGAAUUCAUGUCUGCAUUGCUGUCUUUGUUAGCAAUUUAUAGAGUGACCUUGCCCUUCCUGGAAAAGUGGGUUGCUUUUUGUGCUUGUAAAAUGGAAGAUCAUGGGCAACGAAUGGACGAUGAUGAAGGUGCUGUGAUCAUGACCUAAAAAAGAACCGUACCUAAAAGAUUUCUUCCUAUGUAGCUGUGAUACUAUUAAUCUUACAGGUGCUUCCAGAAACAUCAAAAUGAAUUGUUAGGACAAUCCCUGCUAUACCAGAGGUACCCAAACUCAUGGAAACUCUUAAUUCUUUUUUUUUUAAAGUUGGGCUUACUUUAUGACGCAGGGUGCCCCCUGACACACAGGUACAAAGGAAGACCUGUGGCAAUGCACCUCAGCAUAACAUGCCAACAAAAAGCAGUUCUGUGGUUGCUUUUCACUUUUGCUGUAAAUCAGGUCUGAAGAACUUAUGGCCCUCAGAUGUUGCCAAACCACAUCUCCUAUCAAACUGACUCAUUGGCCAGCGACAUCUAGAGGUCCACAGGUUCCCCAUCCCUUUUGUAAAUGGAGGUUUGUUACUGCAGAUAGAUGUGGUAGUAGCUCUCCUUCCACAUGUACCUCUUGACGUGAUUCAGAGGCACUGUGGCUUCACAAAAUAAGCCCAAAACAUGCAGUUAAAGUUUCCCUAAGCAACAGAAGCACAAUGCAGCCAAUAAAUGUUCUAUUUUGUUCUAAAAAGGCUCAUUUGUUGGAGUGUGAAGACACAGUAUUAAGGCACAGUAAUCUCAGUCCUGCACACUCACCCACAUGUGUGCAUCCACAUCCAUUUUCAUUUUGUAUUUAUCCAAGGCAGUUGUGUAUCUGAACAUCUAAAAACUCCACAAGUAUUUACACUGGGAGGCACAAGCCAUCAUUCCGAGAGGAUCGGUCUUCGCCACAUACACUAAUCAGGUCUUUCCUCCUACAUGAUGAUUGAUAGGUGCUUCCUCAUUAACAGUGCAAGACACGCAGCUCAUCAGAUAAUCUGCAGCCAGGCCCUUCUUGCUGCCAACUUUUUUCCACUGCUCUUACUCAUCCCUGUGCUGUCCAGCAAAAUAUCCACAACUCUGCCAACACUUUUGUUGCUUUCUGUAAGCCUUUGCGCUUCUCUGUGCCAUUGUUUCUCUCAGCCUUCUUUCACUUUCCCCCUUCUUCUUAGUCUUACUGCUCUUUCCCCCCCACCCUUAAGCAGCUUGCUUACAAUAUCUUGAAAAUUUUCUUUGUGUCCUGUUGCCGCCAGCUUAAUAUCUGAAGACAGACUUUCAAUGUGCCUUUAAUGGACAAGUCAUCCAAAGUACUCCCUGGGAGUAAUUAUUAUUAUUAUUACUCCCUGGCUCAAUCUGUGCCUGUCACCCCUCUUGUGCUUUUUCCCAUGCAUACUUGCCUCUUUCUUCCCAGAAUACAUGAGCCUCCUUCCAUUCUUGCCCCGCAGGCUUUGGGCCAUACUUGGAAGUGGGGUGCCAAGCAGCACUGACGUCUUCUCUGAACUUUUGUUCAGAUCAGCUGAUGCCAAGGCUCCACCUCUGCAGUAAGUGCCUGUCUGAAACAGCCUCUCCAGUGGUCAAGCCAUUUUGCACAACCAGAUGAAUGAUUGGUCACAUGUAAGCCUGGCAAUAGAAUGGGACCUUGGAGCAAUCCCUUGCAGGUUCGCUGUUAAGGAUAAAUCCUGGAGGCCUGGAGCAGUGUUUUGAAGGAGGCCAUCCUGCCAAAAAAAGAGAAGGGAAUCUCUGCUGCUGCUGUUGCUGCUUUUCUCUCAUAUCUGCUUCCAUCCAGCCUUUUCUACUAACUUAGUGACAAUUACUGGCCUUGACAUUUGUGGCAAUUGGGUAUGCACGCUACACACUGCAAAGUAAGUUGUGGCUAAUCACAAAAGAAGGCAGCAACUUGAAGCUGCUGUUUUCUCAGUACACAUGCUUGCAACAAACCCUCACUUGUAAGCAUUUUGUUCCGCAGGCAAUUCAGAAGCCAUUUUUCUUAAGUCUCCUGGGGAUUGACUGUUCUGUAAUAUCAGUUUUCUUCUGGGACCGGUUUAUUGUAACCAUCCACUCUCUGCAGAUAUUUAAGGUCUUGGAGCUUUGCUGCUCUCUGUGGAAUAGCUGAUCACUGUCACAGUAGCAAAGGCCAAGUGUCAGGAUAAGGUGCCCUGCAAAAGAGUGCUUUUGAGAAAACAAGUCUUUGUGGAGCUGUUCACAAAGUUGAGUUUUUAUGGAUUCCUGCAGGCAUUGGGACAGCUUGCUCCAUACUUUGUCAUGUUCACUGUGGUGCACCAAGAAGGCCUGUUGCAAUGAGAUAAGGAGGGCAGAGGGUACCAGGAAAAGGAAGCACAGCUGUAGUUUUUAUAGUCAAACGGUUUAGAUUUUUCAGGUGUUUCUGUCACAGCACUGAAAAAUAACUGCACUCAGGAAUCGCAGCCAGCCAGCAGAUGCCAGCACGAAAGGACAAGGCACCGGACCUAAGAUUGGGGCAGGGACGAUUAAGACUGAGGAACACUUUGCUAGGGGCUACCUUUGGAUAAAUUAUUUAUUCCACUAAUUUAGAUUUUUAACACCCCCUCUACCAGAGACUCAGUUGUUGAGCUGUGGCGUCUAGGUGUAUUUUGCCAUGUGCCUCAAAUCAAAAAGAGUUGCGCAAGUUUUGGGGGGGAUUACAUUCAAAACUGUAGAAGCAAGAAGCGCUUUGCUAAAAAGAUUCCUCAGAAGUCAUACAUGAAGUUGCCUCAGGUAGCCUAUUUAUUUGUCCCUGAAGCACUUUUUAGCCUCCCCCUAAAGCUGGGUUAGGAGUUCUGUGGCCAUCCAAAUGUUGCUGGGCUACAGCAUCUGAAGGACCACAGGGUCUCCACCACAGCCAUAAAGGCCAGGUCACAAUUGAUGAAAUGCGUGUCUCAUUCCUAUAACUUGCCAUGUUAUGACAAAGCAGCUUUCACUGUUGUUGUGAUCAUGGCAGGAAGCCUUGAUUAGCAGGGGUUUCCUACAGCGUGCUUACGUGGUGAAAUAGGCACCUGUGUCCUUUUAUCACAAAAUUUAUUCAUACAACAAAUGGUGAGGAAAAUACUCCCCCCCCCCAAGCAGGCAAGCUUUUGACAUUUUGAAAAGUAUACCAUGGAGUUAUUGAAGAUCUCAACAAAAUAAGUUCUGGCCUUAGCACCGCUCCAUUAGAAGUCAGCAUUGGUAGGAAGACAAGAAGAAUAGAAUCCUACCUUUGGCAUCAGGCCCAGUAAUUUCUCUGACCUGGCGCAAGCACAGAUCUACUGGUGUGCUUUACAUUCAAUGUGUGAUGCCAAUGCAGAAUUAGCCAGUAUAACCUAAAGAGCCUUUGGCCAACCUGGUACCAGCCAGAUGUUUUGGACUACAACUCCCAUCAACCCCAGCUAGUGGGCACCAAGUUGGUGAAGGCUGCCCUGCACUACUCUGCACAGCUGGCUGAAUGUUGGAUGCAUGCAGGGGGUAGUUACACUGUGUGGUCCAAGUACAGAUGUCUUAGGCUGCACUCCUGGCCACACCUGGCAAUGUUCUAUUGAAGUUAAUGGAACUUAGGCACCCAUAAGAUAGAGCUGUCAAUAUUUUCCUGGCACCUAAGCAUGCUGUUGGCUCCUGAGUCUUGAGUUUAGUGCCGUUGCUUACCCUGGGGUUCGUUCCAGCUUUGUGGUUCUAUGGUUACAUUCUGCACUUAGACCCACAAUCACACAAUGCACUUGCAGCUCUCAAUGUUGCAAACACAAAGGAAAUUCAGUUGAUAAGGAAGUUCUUCUACCAGUUAUUCAAAGGUAAGUCCACUAGGCCUCAAUGGGGCUUAUAUACUUGCAAACAACAGCAGCAUCAUAAACCUAUUCUGUGGUAACAAAAGCAAAUCUUAACCAAAAGAGUUUUAAUUAUCUUUCUGAAGGCUGGGAAGGGAGUCUGUGAGCCUGGGCAGCACAACCACGAAGUUAUUCAUCAAGCAACCUCAAAUGAUAGUAGGGUGAACAGCAGAGCAUCCCAGAGGAUCUUAAAAGGAGGGCAGAAUCAUGAGUGGGGAGCAGAUAGCCCUUCAGAUUUCCCUGACCUAGACUAUAUGUGGCUUUAGAGGUUAUAGCCAGGGAUUAAUUGGGUUUGGACACAUGCCGCAAGCCAGUGCAAAAAGCAAUACAGUCAAAUGCUCCAAAUAAAAGACCUCUAGUAAUUGCCUGAUAUUCUGAGCCAGCUAUAGUUACUGAACAGUUUUCAAAGGCAGCCUCACAUUAGAGUGGCCCAAAGUAUGUGUGGUAGUGGCCAGAUCCCCCCUUUUCUGGAAGGGACUGCACCUGGCACACUAAGUGAAGCUGUGUGGGCCCACUCCUGCCCAUGGCUGAACCAUGCCCCUCCAAGCACUAGCAAACUGAAUAAUCACUCUCUGGUUAGCUUUCCAGCUGACCAUAAGAACUCUGUCUCACCUGGUUUAAAUUUUAUGUAAAACUGGGAGCAAUAUUGCAGUCAAAUAUUACAAACCAGCUUACAGGUUGCCUUCAUGAGCUCAGAUUAUGUCCACCAUAGAUUCGUGAUAAAUAGUUUCGCGCAAGUGUGAAACCGACAGCUGCAGUUUCCACAGGAAUGAAACAACUGCAUAAAUUGGUCCUUGGAUGUGACCAAGGACCCUUUCCAACAUCCUCUAUUCAGGCUUUCAACAUUGCAGCUAUGUUGGUGACUUGUGUGGUGCUGGAAGUGUGUUGGACAGGAACGACGCUGAGACUCACAUUGCAUAUCUGUGCUACACCUUUGUAGCAGUAUUAUAUCAGUUUAACGGUCAUGGCUUCCCCCCAAAGAAUCCUGGGAAUUGUGGUUGCUGCUGAGAAUUAGCUAUUAAGAGAUCCCUACCCACUGCCCCCCCCAACAAAACCUCAGUUCAGUGGAGAGCUGGGAUGACAACUGAAGCCACUUUAGGUGUCCAACUAUAUAUUGCAGAGAAUACCUGGAUGUUAAGGACAUCCCCCUGCCAACAUACAACUCCCGGUAAUGUUUGUUAAAAGAAAAGUGGUGUCAGUAUUUCCCUGCCCUUACUUAGACUUUCACUUGUAGAGAGCAGGGAUAUGCAGAAGAACACAAUGGCAUCAUCCCAUAUGUUCUUUACCAAAUAUUACCAGGAAGAUGAGGCAGGAAUGAGAUGGGUCAGCAACAUCUACCUGUCCCCUGUAAUAUUUGGUUGGACCUUAACAUUGUAAUGUAGGUCUACAAUGUCCUCCAUGGAAUUAUCACUUCUAGGCAGUACCAGGCUGAGCAGAUUUGCCAUCAACUUGUUUCUAAAGUGACUUUGGGCAGGGUGCUUAUCUCUGCAUUCCCUGGCGGCUAUUGCUCUUCUAUGGGAUCGCACAUGCCUAACAGAGACAUUACAAUAUGCUCUCCUUAGCUGUGCUGUGGACUAUUGACCUCGGUUCCUUUUGCUUCCUUUGACCCACUGAAUUGGAGGCAUUAUGAGAUGCAAAUAUAAGCCUCAAGAAGUGCCUAAUGUUGCUGGCUUUAUAUGCCCCUACCGACACAAAGCACUUCUCUGUCCCUCUUGCCCUGUAGCAGCUGAUCCAUUUAGGCAGCUUGGAAUCGUAAGAACAUAAGAGGAGCCUGUUGAAUCAGGUCAAAGGCCCAUCUGGAUGCUCUCACAGUGGCCACCCAGAUGCCUUUGGGAAGCCCACACGCAGGACCUCCCCACUUGUGAUGUCCAGCAAGUGGUAUUCAAGAGACACACUGCCUCUGACAGAGAAGGUAGAACAUGGCCAUCGAUAGCCUGAACCCCCUAGGAAUAUAUCCAGUCCUCUUAAGGUUAUCCAAGUUGGCCACCACUACAUCUUGUGGAACAUCUAAAACCAACUCCAGUCACUGUACAGCCUAUGGUGGUUCCAAGCCAAGAUCAUCAGUUGUGUGGACCAUUGCAAACCAAAGCAUCCUUGUGCAUCUGGAAUGAGGGUCCUUGCAAGUAAAUGCCAAUCUACACAUUCAGAAAAAUCACAUGACACAGUCUGUAAGGCACUACAAUACUGGUGUGGAAAUUCCACAAUGGAGUGUUCCCUUGUGGCAAAAACACUGCUUACACAAAGAGUGCUAUUGUGUUAGGAAGACAGGAUCUAAACCUGUCUGGCAUGCUGGUUAGCUAGACAUGCGUCAGAGAUUUUGUAUGUCAGGAAAAUACUUAAACAUGCAAACUCCACCGGUGCCCUGAUGUAUGAUACCAGGGAGGCUGCACUAUAUCAUUUCCCCAAGCAUGUAGCUUGGUACUGAAAAACUGGACAAUAGGAUCCCAGAGUGGCUGGGGAAACAGCCAGAUGGACUGGGUAUGUAUGUAUGAAUGAAUGAAUGAAUAAAUAAAUAAAUAAAUAAAUAAAUAAAUAGUAUUAUUAUUAUUAUUAUGGGAGAGCUGAGCCCACUGGUUUCUGCAGGAUUAAUGUUUGAGUUGUGCCCAUUCAUCCUUUUCAUUAGGGAUUCCCACUUAGCCCGGGUAAAUUACUGAAAUGUACUGCUGGUGGAUGAUGGUUGAAGGACUUGUCUGUGAAUUGAUAAUGUGCCUGGCUGAUGUUAUUGUUGAUGGAAAAGAGAGGGCACUAGGAUUUGUCUCAGGCUCAGUCCUUUGGUUUGUGGUUGACUGCUGGUCAUGAGUAGGGAUUGCAUGAGUAGCUAGCUGUCCAGCUACCCAACAAUCUAUCAUCCAAAGGUUGUCUCGUGCUUCAAUAGACUCUCCGCCUUGCUGCCCUGUAUGCUCAGAACUGCCUCCCAUAACAUGUACAUGGUGACACCUCUCUUACUUGAAAUCCCUCAUCAGAAGUACAGUGGUGCCUCGCAAGACGAAAUUAAUCCGUUCCGCGAGAGUCUUCGUCUAGCGGUUUUUUCGUCUUGCGAAGCAAGCCCAUUGACAGAUUAGCGCUAUUAGCGCUAUUAGCGGUUUAGCGGCUAUUAAAGGCUUAAAGGCUUAGGGAUUAGCUGCUAAAAGGCUAUUAAAGGCUAUUAAAGGCUUAGCAGAUUAGAUAAAGGGGGAAAGCGAAAAAAAUCUCAAGACUCGCAAGGUAUUUUCGCCUUGCGAAGCAAGCCCAUAGGGGAAUUCGUCCUGCGAAGCAACUUCAAAACGGAAAACCCUUUCGUCUAGCGGUUUUUCCGUCUUGCGAGGCAUUUGUCUUGCGGGGCACCACUGUAAUAUUUUCUGCCCACAGUCUUUAGCACAAACAUACUAUUUCCUAUGUAUUCCACCUAGUGGUGCAGCAAUAAAACUGCUAGCACAUUUGCAAAGCUCAGCAGGGUCUAGUAUGCUUUCAAGUUGGAUGGGUGACCACGUCUUCAGAUUCCAGCAUUGCAGGGGGGUGGACUUAUAUGGCCUUUGCGGUCCCUUCCAACUCUAUGAUUCUAUGUCAUAAUGUAGCCUGUUGGCUAAUUAAGCCUAACCAUGUGUAUUUGAAACAACCAUAUAUUCCUUCUCUGCUAACUUCUGCAGCUUUUCCUUUCAUAUUCUCUAAAGUAUUAUGCACACUGAUGGGGCUACGUAAAUCAAUGCAUGAAAUAUAUUGCUGUCUGUAGACUAUUACAAACUUAACCUUCUUUGAAAUAAUGGUCAUUUCCCAGGAGUAGUUGUAGACCCUCUAAGACGGCUUUACCCAACCUCGUACCUUAUUAUUAUUAUUAUUAUUAUUAUUAUUAUUAUUAUUACCCUGCCCAUCUGGCUGGGUGGCUUCCAACAGAAUAUUAAAAUACAAUAGUCUAUUAAUCAUUAAAAGAUUCCCUAAACAGGGUUGCCUUCAGAUAUCUUCUAAAAGUCUGGUAGUUGUUUUUCUCUUUGACAUCUGGUGGGAGGGCGUUCCACAGGGUGGGUGCCACUACCAAGAAGGCCCUCUGCCUGGUUCCCUGUAACUUGGCUUCUCACAGCGAGGGAACCUCCAGAAGGCCCUUGAAGCUGGACCUCAGUGUCCGGGCAGAACGAUGGGGGUGGAGACGCUUCUUCAGGUAUGCUGGACCGAGGCCAUUAAGGGCUUUAAAGGUCAGCAUCAACACUUUGAAUUGUGCUCAGAAACGUACUGGGAGACAGUGUAUGUCUUUCAAGACCGGUGUUACGUGGUCUCGGCGGCUGCUCCCAGUCACCAGUGUAGCUGCCACAUUCUGGAAUAGUUGUAGUUUCUGGGUCACCUUCAAAGGUAGCCCCACAUAGAGCACAGUGCAGUAGAGAUAACUAAAACAAGAGCGCAUUGCAAUAGUCCAAGCGAGAGAUAACUAGAGCAUGCACCACUCUGGCGAGACAGUCUGUUUUGGACUAGGGCUCCCAUUAGCCCCAGGCAGCACGGUCCAGCUGGCUCAGGCUGAUAGGAUUUGCGUUCCAAAACAUCUGGAGGGCACGAGGUUGGAAAAGGCUGCUUUAGGAUGCGCCAGCAGGAUUUUAGAGCUCAUCCACACUUACCUUUGCUUUGCAUUUGUAGGCACAGGUUCAAGCUUUCCAGAUCUAGAUCUGAACUCUUUGUUUUUUGCCCCAUGCUUUCCCUGCGAAACCCACUGAAUUGGAGCAAACAGCAAUCCGCUGAAACCCAAAUUGCCAUUUGCAUCUAUUCAGUGUCAAAGAGUGGAUUUUCCUGGGUGAAGUACUCAGACAUGGACUGGGAAAGUGGGGGGGGGGGAUGGGAUGGGAUGGGUGAGUUUCAAACUACUGAUUCUCUGUGACUUUACUGUUGCUAUUUAAAGCCCAGUGUUCAGGUUAUCCACUGAGAUCACUGCAUCUACAAUCAGAUUUUAGGUGUAGGUUUUAAAAAUAAAGCAAUAAUAUAGUAUUGGUGGUGUUGGCUGCCACCCCCCUACAUACACACACACACACACACACACACACACACACACACACACAGGCUUCUCCAUGUACCCAAAUAGUACAGGCAGGAACUUGGUUGCAGUGGCAUCUCUUUUUUACAAACAUAAUUUGAGUAAAAGCCUUGAGAUGAUAAGUGUGGUAGAAUUUUGCAAGUGAGGGGUUAUAUUUUGAUUCCUUCCCUUCUGAAAAAGCUCCCUGCAUGUAGUAAGGGAGAGGGCUAUACAAAGCAAUCCCCACUGCUGUGCCAGGGGACCCUGUGGAGUGGUGGGCAUUCCAAUAUAUGCUUCCCUUCUGCCCUCUGAAGUGGCAAGGUACAGCAUUUGCUCACUACAGUCAACUGCCUCGGUCUACAUAAUGUGAAGAAGGACUCUCACUUCCUUCCAUGGAAUGGUGCAAAAGUCAGAAAAACACACACACCAUCUUGAAUGGUUCUGUUUUUGGUUAAACAAGUUGUCCCUCUCGUGCAGAUGCAAGAAAAUGAGAAACCACAUCACAAAUUGGUUUCGGAAGAGCUGCCCGAGGAAAAACUGCCUGAGAUGGAGAUCAGAGUGGUUGGUGAGGAAACUUCCACAAAGGAAUCCCUGUUCAACGUGGUCCAGACCCCUGUGAGCGAGAUCGAUGAGACAGCCACCCUUCCUGCACAGCUGGAUAGAUCUCACAGCGUACAACUUGAGGGCUACCUAGGACGGAAGCACGAUAUAGAGGCACCUAACAAGAGGGCUUCUAACAGGUACAGUUGAAUCUUUGCAUGGCUUCUGGGCUGGUCUCUUGUAUGAAGAAUUGGCAACAGCUUCCCUAAUUAACAUACACAGCAGCCAUUGCCUACCCGGUGCCUUCUGGUUGUUUGGAACUACAACUCCCAUGAUCCAUGACCAUUGGCUAGGCUGAUGGGAAAUGUGGUGCAAAAUUUCUGGAGGGUACCACACUGACAAAGGCUGCUUUACAGAGUUGCUGUUACUGGGGGCCACAGGCAGGUAGGUCUCUACUGCAGGACAAAUGAAAUGAAGUCAAAUCCUAUGAGUUCACAACAGAUAGAGGCAAAUGAUGAAGAUUAUAUAGGUGGCGGCACCAGCAUUGUCGCCCCUGCAUGCGUGAAAGGUUCUUGGUACGUUGGGCUUUAUGGACAGGAGAGGUGAAAAGCUUUCCUGCAGUGUAAGGCCCAUGCUGGCAAAGCCUUUGUGCUCGAGAGGAGAUUGGGGCCGAAGCGAGUCUGGUUGUUGCGAGACUUUUCUUAGCAUGACUGUAGCAUUUGUGGCAUCCAGAUGCAGGAGUACAGCACUUCAGGAGCCCAGUGAGGUCAGCUCAAAAAGGCAAUAUCCUUAAAUUCAAGAACAAGGUGUGGUCCACAGUGCCUGUAAGUCAGGGGUCGGCAAGGUUUACCUCGUCUGGGCCAGUUCGCUCCCGCGGAGAUCGUUCUGUGGGCCAGAUCACGUCUGCGCAGACACGAUUUUUGGCAUCUGAGCAUGCGCAGACACAAUUUCUGGUACCAUGGAAGUGAGUCCCCGCUCUGCCCUGCGCUGGUUUAGCGUAGAGCCCGGGGACUCGCCGAGCAGGCGGCUCGGUUUGGGGACGGCUCAUGAGCCAUUUAAACGACCCCGUGGGCCUCUUGUGGCCCAGGGCCGCAGGCUGCUGACCCCUGCUGUAAGUCCUUACAAGUAUCUUGAACUAUUUUAGCCCAAACAGGUGGAAUCUGACACUUAUUGGCUGGUUGUGCCGCUGUCUCAUAGUUGCACGGAUAUGCUGUGGAGGAUAGUUGGGAUAUGCUCUGGAGGUUAUCACCUUCCUCAAACGCUGAAACCAUUGCAUACCAAACACUGGAUUUUAGGCUUUCAAGAAAAACUCCUAGUCAUUCAUUUUAAGCACCAUAGAGUUUAUUUUGUUAAAUUCUCUGACCACUUACAGUGAUCAAAAAAGAUGGCCAAACUCACAAUCUUCUCUCUAGGAUAUUUUUAUUAGACACAGAAACGUCCAGCUGGUCUUGGCAUGUUCUGUUUCAUUUUGUUCUCUUAAUAGACACUCCUGAACAAAGAUCCUUUUAGGAAUAAGUCUCUUUUGCUUUUCUUUCUCUGAAAGAUCUUUUGUUUUGCCUUCUACAAAAAAAUCAUUUAAAAAAUAUAUAUAUUCAGGUAUAGCUUUUGCCCCUCCUGGGGAAUACAAUAAUAAAAAUGUUCUUCCGACGCAAAAAGUUAAAUCUGAUAUUUUAAAAAACUAGUUUUACCAAAGACACUAAUAGCAAAUUCUAUUUAGGAGACCAAAAUCAAACCCUGUUUUUCUGAUUCUAGAAAAUGAGCUAGGAAUGAACAAAACAAAUCUUUUGAGUCUGAUGCCGGGGGGGAGUCAUGCAACACAAUCCUAUGGAAGUUUACCCAGAAGCGAGUCCUGUUGUGUUUAAUGGGCUGUGUUUCGGAUUGCGGCAUGCAGCAUCAGAAGAGUUUGUGUCCCCUAUUGUAAGCCGUGUUUCUUCUUGGCAGGUCCUGGAAUACGUUAUACUGUGUGCUCAGAAACAGUGAGCUGACCUUCUUUAAGGAUGCCAAAAGUUUGGCUUUGGGUGUGCCUUACCACGGAGAGGAGCCUUUCCGGCUGAAGAAUGCCUUCUGUGAAGUAGCUGCUGGUUACAAGAAGAAAAAACACGUCUUCAAGUUGAGGUAAGGCCCCCAACAGCUUUCCAAAACUUUGUUCCAGUGUGAGCCAGUUUGGGUCAAACUCUAAGGCAGACAGUCUCUGGCCAUAAGAUUGCUGUAGAUCCUUUAGCAAGAUAAGCUUUCUGGGUAUAGGCAAUCUUCCGUCUGAACAGCCAAGAGGUUAUCUGGGGAAAUGGUGCCUUUCAAGGUGUGACUCAAGAGUGGAACGCAUAUUUUAAGGUCAUGAUUUCUGGAAAAUGUUUACUCAGUCCAAAGUGAUGAACACAUAAGAGAACUCUUUGUUGCAUCAAACCACAGGCCCAUCCAACCCAACAUCCUGUUUCCCACAAUGCAACCAAGAUGCCUAUGGGGAGCCCACAAACAAGGCAUGAGCACAAUAGCUAAUCCCUGCCUCUGAUCCUGGAGGCAGCAUACAGCCAGUGUGCCUUAUUCCCUGUGCAUUUGUCCAAUUCACAUCCAAAAUUAGGUUGAUAGCCACCAACAGCUCUUGUAGCUGUGAGUUCCAUAGUUUAACUAUGCAUUGUGUGAAGAAGUGCUUCCUUUUGUCUGUCCUAUAUCUACCACCAUCCAGUUUCCCUGAGUGAUCCUGGGUUUCCAGGGAAAUGGGGGGGGGGCACAUGACACACUUCUCUUUGUCUUUUAUACGCCACCCCAAACAUGGGCGUAGCUAGGAUUUCUGUUGGCGGGGCAGAACUGACGCGAUUGGUCAGUUAGUUAAGUAUUUCUAUUGUUUUACUUGAUCUAGGGUGGGGCAGCUGCCCCCCCCCCCGGCUACAUCCAAGACCCCAAAUGUUGUAACCUUUCCUUCUAGGGGAGUCCCUCCAGCCCCUUGAUAAUUUUGAAUCCCCUUUCCUGCAGCUUUCCCAGGUUGAGUUACUGAGAUGCUCUUUAGUUAAUCCAUCUCAGCCUGUUACACAAGAAAUCCCUCCAGACACCAGCAUUUCCCCCUUUUAUUCAUUGUGUGCUUCUCUUGUUGCCUCAGAUCUUUUUAGUGCACUUUGGUACAUUAAUUAAAACACUUAUUUGCCAGAGUCACCGCAAACUGUUUGUUUGCUUAUGAUGACCUUUAUAACCUGCCCUUCCUCCCAAACGAGCCCAGGGCAGAAUUAGUUCGUUGAGCAGUUUGUAUGCACUGUGUUUGCUCUUCACAAGUUGCACAUACUGUACAAGAUUGUGAGGCAGGGCAAGGGAGUUAAACGAGGUGAUGUUUUGGUAUCUUCCAACUCCGUAAUGAUUUGGUUCUUAAAGCAUGCAGUAGCACAUAUUUGCAUUUCUCACUGUAUUCAGAGAAGGGUGACAAAGAUGUUGAGGGGCCAUCUCUGUAGAAAGGUUAAAGGAGUUUAGCCUGGAGAAGAGAUGAUUGAGAGGUGAAAAGGUAGCCAUCUUCAGAUAUUUGAGGAGCUGUCGCAUAAAGGAUGGAGUAGAUCCCCCCUCCCCUGUUAACUCUAGUGGAAUAGGAUCUGAACCAAUGAUUCAUUAAAGGAAUUUUUGACUAAACCUUAGGAAGAAACUUCCAGGCAGUACAAGUUGAAACAAUGGCAUGGACUAUCAUAGAAGGUGUGGACUCUCCUUCAUUAAAUGUCUUUAAGCAGAAGCUAGAUAGUCACCUAUCAAGGAUGCUAUAGCAGUGGAUUUUCUGCAAUGUCAGGUUACACUAGAUUUCUUUUUGAAGUCCCUUCGAACUCUCAGUGUGGACCUCCUGACAAGAAGAGCAAACUCUUAGAGUCACCCUUUUAAAGUCACCCUUCGAGCCAGGUAACUUUUUUUAAAGUGUAUUAUAUAAUGAUUUUUGUACUUUGCAGACUCAGCAAUGGGAGUGAAUGGCUCUUCCAUGGCAAAGAUGAGGUAGGUGUUGUCAUAAAUCCUGGGCUUAAGAAAUGAACCGUAAGUGUGUCACUGUUUCCAUGUACUGAAGUAAAUGGUACCACUUUGCAUCAUACUGUUUUGCUAAUCAAAGCUUUGGCACGGCUGGGCCACUAACCAUGACUGCUCAUUGAAUCAGCAGUCAAGUAGAGCUAGGGUCACACCCACUUGACGGCGUGGGAAGGAGCUGGAAUAUAUUUAGGUUUUCAUAAGGUAGGAGAGAAGGAGUUUGUAUUUCAUCAAAUAACUAUUUUAAGUUACUAGAGCUGGCUAGCAAAAUGCCACCUUGGGGCUUGCUGUUGCUUUUUGAGGACUGAGAGUAUUAAGACUAGUAGCACCUGUGUGUCUGCUUGCAUCUCAACUGCUCUACCUAUGUAUAUAUUUGAAUUACCAGAUAUUAGAGGGAAAACUCAAGUCUCCUAUAUUCUCAUAAGGGAAAUUGCCUUUAAAUGACUGUUCCUGGAACUUUGGGGAAGUCAGGAAAGCUCAACAUUCUAUUCAGAGCCAACUGAAUGGCUGCAGCCAUAUGUAGAAAUACUGGCAUUAGAUUGAAAUGCCAUGUGGAAAGCAGCUAACAUUGAUUUCUAAUAGAAAAGGAAGCAAAAUAAAACGGGUUUCUAGGUAGGGUUCCGUGAGUAGAAUUAAUGUGCAACCUUUUUUUAAUAAGAAGAUUGAGGCUGCAAUCCUAUGCCCACUUACCUGGGAGUAAGCACCAGUGAACUUAAUUGGGCUCACUUCUAAGUAGACACAUAUAGGCAGUGCUUUUUUCUGGGGGUACACAUACCCUUAAACAUUUUGUGACUCACUGAGGGGCAGUACUUCAAUAUGAGUAGGAAAAUGAGAGUACCCCUAAACAUUUCUUUUUAGAAAAAAGCACUGUAGCUGAGUAUACAUAUCUACUCAGAUGUAUAAAUCCUUAUGUGUGAACUUGGUAAUUGAAUUUAUUGGCUUCUUAAUCUAUUUUGAAUUGUUCUGCUUUAACUUUUUUUCCUUCCUUAGUUCAAUGUGUUCCUGCCCCUCAGCUUUUCUCUGGGGCAGCUAGCCACAACCAGCCAAUAUUUUGGAUGUUUUUGAAGAAACAUUUAAAAAUGUAGAAAGUACAUAGUCAAAACUGCUGAAAUGUAUUUUUGCCUUUUCUUUUGGAAACAUUGCUUUGGGUAGCAAUUGGCAACUGAAGUGUGUGUAAACCGGAUUUUGUUGUUGGCAGGAUGAGAUGCACACCUGGCUUCAGGGCUUCAGCACAGCAAUAAUUGAAUCCCAAAGCAUUAAAACCAAGGCCCAAAGCCUGCCUCUGCCUUCCAUCACUACCAUGGACGUGAGUCUGACCAAGAAAGACAAAGAGAAGAGAUUCAGCUUCUUUCCCAAAAAGAAAUAGCUAGACAGGUGGCUUGGUCCAGCCAGAUGCCUAUGUUCUACUGUGCAUAAUGGGGGGGAAACCUGCAUGUCUGAGUGUCCCUGGGCACUCCUGGCACCACUCAAAACACUGUUCUCAUCUCCACAACACAGCCUUGCUUCUCAUUUCCCACCACAUCCUCAUCUCUCUCCCCCACACAACCCAGGGCAUCAAGCCAGUGUUUCAGGUAACAAGGCAACAUCCCUGCUGCAAGCAGAGCUGCGAGGUGUGUGUCCUUGGUUGGUUCAUUGGAAGUGCAGAGUUCAGCAAGGCUGACCUUGUGCGUGAUCAUGCUUUGCACACCUCUCUGUGAACAAAGAACUGCUUCAGGGGAGAAGACAGUGUGUCGAUUUCAGGGGCUUUUUAUGGAAGGAGUGAAGCAGGAACCUAGCCCACCCCAAAAGGGAAGUGAAUGAAAACCAUGAUGGCUCUGGAGCAAUUCUGCUUAUCUCGGAGGUUGGGGAAACUACGUCCUCAGCUCAUUGCCAAAAGCCCUGGUUCCCAGAAGCUGCUUUCCCAAUUUGUCCGUUGGAAUAGAACCGUCAUGUGGAAUUUCACCGUCAUCUAUAGCACAGGCACACCAUGCAUCAAGAUCCAACCCUCAUGCUGGAAGUCAGUUUUCUCUUUUCAGCAGGUCUGAUGCUCUUCUUUGCAGGGGCAUCUGCGACGUACGCACACACGCAUGCACAAUACCGUGUCACAAAGCACAGAACUUUCUCACCAAAAGGUUCCACCCAGAGUCCACUGCGUUGGUGGCGGGAUCCUUGCUCGAUUAUAAAUGAAUCAGGGUUGCAACCAAAGAGGAGAGCAUGACCCACAUUCAGACUUCUGCACUAAAUUGGUUAGAAUGGAGACGUGUUAGAAAUGUGUGUGUGUGUUUGUGAAAAAGUGAGGAAGUUUGCUCACCCGCUGCAAGCACUAGGAAUACAGCGAAGCUGAAGUUAGUUGCAGCUACGCCCCACUGAGAAGCAGCCUGUUCGGUUUCAGUGGACUUUAGCCACCAUUAACUUUUGCUGGAUUGUGCCCCACAUUACUUAAUGAGGUUUUUAUCAGCCCCACUAUAUUUAUGCCGGGCUUAACUUUGUGACUAGGCUGAAUCCAGGUGCCCUCCCCUCCCCUCCCCUGAGCUUUCUGUAAACAUCUGUUCAGUGUUGGCUCAGCUCUCCAGAAGCAAAUGGCUCCUCUCUUGUCCCUCCGAGGAUGCAUUGUGCCCGAGCAUGGCCUUUGGUAAUCCACUGCACUGCUUACACUUCUGUAGAAUGGAGUGUGGCUUUCUCAGUUACUGUAAAUGCAGUCUUAAUCCCAACUGCUCCCUUCUGCAGAGACCUCUGCCUGUGAUGUGUGGGUGUCUGAAUGGCUGUUUAAAAUAUAUACAGGCACAUCUAGCUCUGACCUUAUGAUAAAGUUCACAAGCCCCUUAUCCAAGGAAGGAAUUCAUCACCCCCCCUCCCAAAGACAGAUGGCUGCUCAGCUGUAUUGCUCUUUUGGAACAUAUUGCUGGAGAGCUAAUUGCUUUUGACAUUGAGUGGAGCCUGGAGAUUGCCUUUCCUGCAAUGGCCUCUUUGCAGCGAUAGUAAUACUAAGGAUUCUGAAAACAGCAGGCUCCCAUUCUUCAGUUGUCUUUUGAGCACCCCACCCCUAGGGCUCAUUGCGAUUUCUAAACCAUGUUUUCUUUGUGGGUGCAUAUACCAUACAAAAAGUGCCUUAACCUAGGGGCAUCCCAUUAUCAUCACUCCAGGAGUGCGCAGGCUCUGUAAACACCAUGAACAGAUUGGUUUGGAUUCUCCUCGCUCGAAAAGGAAGCUAUGAAACUGUCUCUUUAAGCAAAAGAGAUGGGGAUCAGGGGGGGGGGGGCUGUCUUUGCCUCACACCCACAGCUGUGGGAAAAAGCAGGGCUUGACACUUACUGUCAUGGAUCCAGGUACCAACAGCUGAGGCUUGAGGUUUUUCCACAUGUUACCUUUUGUCAAGUCUCAAAAGUGUUAAACUUUUCCAGAUCUCCUGGGCUGUAAUGGGUAGCUGACAAUCGGCUGCCUCACUAUUGUGAUGAGCAGAGCAGAUUCUUCCACAAUGCUACAUUCGAAAAGCCAAUACAUCCAAAUGGUUUUGAAUUAUAGUGUUCCGGGUUGUGGAGUCUGGUAGCAUUAACCCCACUGAACAUUACCAGUGCAGUUAUACGACAGCUUAGCUGCCAGCCUUCUCCUUUCUGCCAUUAUAAAACAUCACUGCCAUAAAGGAUGAUCUUCCCCCUUUUAUGUUCAGAGUAGGAUGCACCCCUAGGUGACUGCUGAACAGCAGGUUGUACCACAACCCACAUAUUGCAAAAUUGGGUUUUUAAAUAUGAAAUUAAUCAGCAGGUGCAGGAAUGAGUGCAAGGGGAGAUGGAGAAGAAAGUUGAAAAGUAGAGCAGGCAGCCUUACUAAUUAAGCAUCCCUCAAUGAUGCUGGUAACUGGUGCCAAUUGGGGGCUGGUAGGGCAAAAGGCAAGGAGACCUGCAGCAGGCUUAGCUAGAGCCAACUCAAUUCGGUUUUGCCACUGUGUUCUACAAGUGCAACACCAAGACUGAGGAGCAGUGCCAUGCUCUUGACUGGUUCUAAGUGGGAAGGCAGGUAGCCAUGAGCGCCCCAUUAGUUCUAAUGGAGAAGCUUCCACUGCUUCCAUAAGCCUUUCUUGCUUCCAGAGGAAGAGCAAGCAGCGCCCAUAAAGACCCUCAGUCAGAGCAGUCAACCCACUAAUACUUCUCUGUUGCUGCACAGUUUGGACACAAGUCAGUGAUAUAGCAUGCUAUUACAAUAAAGACUUAAAUAUUGUGGAUAAUUUGCCACAGCACUGAUAUUCAAGGCAUGCAGCCCUAGCCUGUGCAGAUAAAGGGGGUGCCUAAGCUCACUGAAAGCAGUUAGCUUAGGCACAUGUGAAACAAGGCCUUUUUAAGCAGAAUGCCUUUAUGCUCCAUUUCAAGGCUAAAACAUGGAAGGAUUCUCUCCACCAGGGUACUGAUGGUUAUUGCUAGGGAGACCUCAAAGGUGCAAAAGGGAGAGGGAACUCUUCUCUAGCAAAAACAGUGGGCACUCUUAGGAACAAGAGCCCCCAGCCUGCCUGGAAUCGGCAUUGUUCUGGUGACCUUGCAAAGCCGUGCUGAAAACCUGUGGGCUGCUUAUCGUCAGCCUGUUCAUUGGUGCCCAGACGACAAUGCCAGCAUUGGGGAAGAGCAGUGCGUCUCUGAGCACAUGCAGAGAGGUGUCCCCCCCCCCCCGCCUGCCUCCCUGCUUGCAGCUGAGCAGUACUGGCACCUUUUUUUCUAGAAAAGAAAGCACUGCCUGCCAUACUUACAAUCUGAAUGCCCCCAAAGUGGUAUUUUCUCCACUCUUCCAGUCCAUGCUUAUAGAGGAGAGAUAUACUUUAUGAGCCUGCUGAAGUGAGCACAGAAUGGCUCAACUAAGAAAAGAAAAGAAAAAGGCAGGAUGUGUGGACUUCAUUGUGGGAUUUUUAAAAAAGAAAAUCUUAUGUGAGGCAGCUCUGUCUAGGAGAGGCACCAGGCAAGGAAUAGUAGGGAUCCUGCAAGUUUAGGAUGACCGUUUUCUUUUAGACAACAAAGCACAUGAGAAUUAGGAGGAGCCGAUUCUCCAGCAAAUGCCACCAGGAAGAGAAAUAUUUACUAAACAUGCUACCCAACUGCAAUUGUACAACAAAUAUACCUUUGGGACCUCAUAAGCAUUCUGGCUUUAGCAAGCUCAGCCAUCCCUUCCCUUCCUGGAGGAUAUUUUCACCUGUCAACUCCUGAGUUUCAGGUAUGGUAAAAUGCUCCUUUUCAGGAAGCUGAAAACACACAAAGCUAGGCUGAAAUGUUAUUUGAGACUAUUCCUGCUGUAUGACCACUGCCCUAUACUAGGCUAUGUGCUAAAUAAGGAAGUUGCUUCAGACCUUAUGUGUACUUGUUCUGCUCCCCCGUUUCUUUAACCUUUUGCUUGUGCACAGCACCAUAAGCUGUGCUCCCAGACCUCUGUUUGGUUUCAGCUUGGCACGUUUCGAGUGCAGUCGUUGUCGGUGUGCCAUUAUGUCUCGCUGCAUUGUGCUCCUACCCAUUACAGACCCAGGGAGUGUUACCAUUUCCCUAGCAAGAACCAUUUGCUGUCUGGCAACUUGCAGCCUUCCCGUGCCUGGCUGCGCCUAGCUCUUCCUUCUUAGAUCUAAAGCGACUUCACCUCCGCCAAGCGGCUCCUCCAUCAGGCUUAGCUCUCCAAGACCCCACUACUAACACAGAGGUCAGGACCUGUCAGAAGGGAGCUCCACAUGCACCAGGCCCAGAACAUGUUUGCUUCAGAAGAGCAAGGGCUGUUUCUUGGAGAUACGGAGAACAGCUAAAGUAGCCCAGGACCUCUCCUACAGGUUUAUAGGGUUUGGGGGUUCAUACUCUUUUAAAACCAGCUAGGCACCAAGUUCCACCUGCUCCAAUGUGCUUCCACUGUCCAGAGAAAAGAGCUAAAGCUUCAGAAUGUGCUUCAGAAGCAAUUUAAUAACAUUUUUCUAAUAAAUGAACAAAUAAACCCUUCUUGGCUCCUGGAUUUUGUGUGCAAUUUCUGUUCGUUAAGGGCUCACCCACAGUUACCUGCAGUAUGGAUAAAGACACGAGUGAGAGCCUAGGGGCCUGUGUGUAACACCUCUGCUCAAAACGCUAGAUGUCCAUUUUCUAACAGGCCAAGUUCAAAGUGUUACUAUUGGUAUGUAAAGCCUUUACUGGAUUGGGACCAGUUUACUUGCGGGAUCACCUUACCCCACAUGUGCCCUCUUGAUGGCUUGGGUCUGCAGAACUGCCGCUG
Podarcis lilfordi (Lilford's wall lizard) is the source of this 93400-nucleotide messenger RNA. The record is from the annotation of a GenBank genome assembly. NCBI's taxonomy places the organism in Eukaryota, Metazoa, Chordata, Lepidosauria, Squamata, Lacertidae.